Molecule: messenger RNA, 94074 nt
Organism: Podarcis lilfordi (Lilford's wall lizard)
Lineage: Eukaryota; Metazoa; Chordata; Lepidosauria; Squamata; Lacertidae
Source: the annotation of a GenBank genome assembly
AUGGUGCUCAGUCCCCGGAGCAGCGGCAGAGGAGGAGGAGGCGGCGGCGGAGGAGGCGGGGACGGCCGGGCGGGGCUUGGCGGCGAUUCGGAUCGGAGCCCGGGCGGCGGCGGCGGCGGCAGCGGCGGGAGGCUGAGCAUGAAUCGCUUCAAGGUGUCCAAGUUCCGCCACGCGGAGGCCAGGGUGGCCCGCAAGGAGGUGGGUGCCGGCGCCCCGACGGGAAGGGCCCCGAUCCCCGCCCGGAGAGCAACCCCAGGCGCCCUCCCUGCCCGCACCUGCCUCCGGGGUGGGGGUCUUGGCUCCGCUGCCCCCGAUCUCCCCACCCCCGGGAUGCCCUGCUCCCGAUUGGCACCCUCUGCCCGGGGGCGCCCCCGGGGACUCCCGCUGCCCACCAGCCGGCGCGCGCCAGGGCGCCCGGGCACUCCUUCCUUCCCCUGCCCAGGGGGGCGGCAGCAGCAGCAGCAGCGGGGGCGCCCUCGGGGUUAACCCCUUCGGAGCCGCGGCCGCCGAAGAGGUGGGGCGCCUUCGGGGCGUCGGCCGCCGCGCUCUGGGCGUGGGUCACAAGACGCGCCUUGCGGCUUCCGCGGCUUCCGCUCUCCCUUCCCCAUCCUGUGCUCAGCGCAGCUGCUCUCCGGGCUUGCAGCCGGCUUCCUCCUCGGGGCCAAGGGGGGAAGGUGGCGCCUGCAGAAUCGGGGGGCGGGGGGAGGAGCUUGCCUUGGGCUGAAGCCCCGCCUCCUUUCCCUCCGAUGGGAUGAUCAUCAUCAUCAUAGAAUUGUAGAGUUGGGAGGGACCCCCCGGGGUCAUCUAGUCCGACCCCCGGCAAAGCAGGAAUCUCAGCGGAAGCAUCCGUGGCAGACGGCCACGCAACCUCUGCUUCAAAACCUCCCAGGACGGAGAGUCCCACAGAUCAUGGAAUUGUACAGAUGGAAGGGACCACAAGAGUCAUCUAGUCUAACCCCUUGCAACGCAGGAUGGGGGGCAGGAACCCCCCCCAGCUGCUACUUUGCCUGCGAUCUGGGGAGUGCCACAGCCUUGCGCCCUCUCUCAUCUGCUUUGGGCAACCCUGGGCACCCUUUUUCCAUUUGCCCUCAUCCUGAGUGGAGGGGGGGUCUGGAUCCUGAGCCCCAGGCCUUGGCCCAGCUAGUCCAGGGGGGUCUCUAAGACAGGCGGUCAUCUUGGGCUUCUUUCCCCGUCCCCUGCUGCUCUUAGACAGGAGCUUAGAGGCUGGAAAAGUGGACGUGAAAAGGCUCAAACAGCUUCGAAAUUCUGUGCUUAUUUUAAUAGGAAGUGGUGUUCCUGCAACAGGGUGCUGAGCCCAGGAUCUUCUGCAUGCAGAGCAGGUGUCCUCCCACUGGGCUGCGCCCCUCCUUAAGGGGAAGGAUUUUGGGGUGGCCUCCAGGGCACCACCCACAAACCAGACAGAUGUUUGGGUGUCCAGGAGGCCCCCAAAAUUGUGUCACUUUUUAGUUUGCGCAGAGCAAAGUGGCUGGCUGUGAAGAACACAGGCCUUGGGAGGGAGCCCCCUGACAGCCUUGGGGGCAGCCUGAGCCCCCUGCCCCCUUCCCUCUGCCCCCUCUUGCGGGUCUGAGCGGCGACCCUCUUGCAUUUGAUGCCUCAUGCAGUUCGGACUGUGAGCUCUCUGCAGGGCCCCCUGUGUGGUGGCACCAGCAAUGCAGAAUGGAUGACUUCUCAGGCCUAAAGGCCAGAAUUGGAUGAAUGCCCUGAAAUUUCAAUGAUUGCAGUAAUUAUUAUUAAUAUAAUAUAAUAUAAUAUAAUAUUGCAGAACCAGGGAAAUGUCAGGCUUUCUGUUGCCUGGGCAACCUCCUCUGCCUGCUGAAAGUGUGAGCACUGCUUUGCUGGUGUGUGUAGCAGAAGUUGCAUGAAAGAGCCUAUUUUUAAGCGGAAUAAAACCAGGCAGCCAACAAGCCUCCCUUUGUGUUGCCGCUGUGCAGUUUUCGAGGGCUGCUGCUGGAGACUGAGCGCCAAAGGGCAGGUGGGCAGAGCUGGGGCAUGCGGAGAAUUCCCGCGCAUAAUCUCAGUGUCAUUUUUUUACCCACUUUUCGUCUUGAAGAAGGCCCCCCCCCCCAGGGUUGCUAUGGUGUGGAGCGCAUGGCGCCUUCUCAAGCAGCUCCCGCAGAUCUUCCUGGUCCUUUCUUCAUAGGAAGGGAGAAUUCUGGGAGCUGCAGCUUCUCCCACCGUUCAGAUCCAGUGAUGGGAGAAGCUGCAUUUGCUACAAUUCUUACACGUCAGGGUUUGAGGCUUUGGAAUUUGGCCACAGAAGCUGCGCACACGUCAACCUUGACUUGGUUCCCCUCUGCUCUAGGAACAUAUAAUGCAAGGCUUUAGUCCUCCCUGUUGAGCAUCUGCCUGGAGCACCAUCCCCCAGGGAGCUGCAGGGAGGGGUGUGGAUGGAAGAAGAAGAAGGGCUGGGAACUCUGUUGCCUGGUGGUUUGUCUUCCUUCCGUGCGGUUUGGGGUGAAGGAGACCACAGGCAAAGGGGAGGGAGGGAGGGAGGGAGGGAGGGCUACCUUCAGAUGUCUUCUAAAAGUCAGAUAGUUGUUUAUUUCCUUGACAUCUGAUGGGAGGCUGUUCUACAGGGUGGGUGCCAUCACUGAAAAGGUCCUCUCCAUGGUUCCCUGUAGCCUCACUUCUCUUAGGGAGGGAACCGCCAGAAGGCCCUUGGAGCUGGACUUCAGUGUCCAGGCGGAACGAUGGGGGUGGAGACACUCCUUCAGAUAUACUGCGCCGAGGCCGUUUAGGGCUUUCAAGGUCAGCACCAGCAAUUUGAAUUGUGCACGGAAACGUACUGGGAGCCAAUGUAGGUUUUUUAGGACCGGUCUUGGCGGCCACUCCCAGUCACCAGUCUAGCUGCUGCAUUCUGGAUUAGUUGUAGUUUCCGAGUCACCUUCAAAGGUAGCCCCACGUAGAGCGCAUGGCAGUAGUCCAAGCGGGAGAUAACCAGAGCAUGCACCACUCUGGUGAGACACUGCACAGGCAGGGAGGGUCUCAUCCUGCGUACCAGAUGGAGCUGGUAGACAGCUGCCCUGGACACAGAACUGACCUGCGCCUCCAUGGACAGCUGUGAGUCCAGAAUGACUCCCAGGCUGCGCACCUGGUCCUUCAGGGGCACAGUUACCCCAUUCAGGACCAGGGAGUCCCCCACACCUGCCCACCCCCUGUCCCCCCAAAGCAGUAAUUCUGUCUUGUCAGGAUUCAUCCUCAACCUGUUAGCCCUAUCCAUCCUCCAAAAAUGGGCCGCACACUGCACACAUGUGUUGGAAUGUACAUGCUGGCUCUCUUCCUGGCUGGGCUAAGGACAGAAGGAGUCACAGAUUGCGCUAGGCGCAUGGGGAGGUGCCUUGCUCCAUUGGGCAUGUCCUUUCCACUUUUGGGUGCCCAGUAAUAGUUGGCUACCCCUUUGCAAAAGCUCACAGUCUUUCCUCUACUUCCCUGUGGUGGCCGGCCCUCUGCUUUGUAGUAGUAGUAGUAAUAAUAAUAAUAAUAAUAAUAAUAAUAAUAAUAAUAAUAUAUUUAUACCAUGCCCAUCUGGCUGUGUUUCCCCAGCCACUCUGGGCGGCCCCCAACAGAAUAUUAAAAACACGAUAAAACAUCAAACAUUAAAAGCUUCCCUAUACAGGGCUGCCUUCAGAUGUCUUCCAAAAGUCGGAUAGUUGUUCGUUUCCAUGACAUCUGUUGGGAGGGCAUUCCACAGGGCAGACGCCACUACCGAGAAGGCCCUCUGCCUGGUUCCCUGUAGCCUCACUACUCUCAGGGAGGGAACUGCCAGAAGGCCCUAGGAGCUGGACCUCAGUGUCUGGGCAGAACGAUGGGAGUGGAGAUGCUCCUUUGGGUCUUUGAUUUGGGACGGGCGCAGGACCCCUCUCUGUCCCCUGGGCUUCGGGUGCAGAUGCUUCUCCUCCUCUGUCUCUGCAAGAAGAUCCCUGCUGCUCUGCAGAAACGAGAGAGGAAGCUGCAGUGUCUCUUUCCCUCUCUUUCUCCUAGCUUUGGUUUGGGGGAGAAGGAUGUGGCAAAGCUGCAGGUGGUUCCCUUUCCUCGCUGAGCUGUGGGGCAGGGAAUGGCUCUCCCCCUCCCUUCAGCUGGGCCAGUGUGGUGUAGUGGUUAAGAGCGGUAGUCUCGUAAUCUGGGGAACCGGGUUUGCUUCUCCGCUCCUCCACAUGCAGCUGCUGGGUGACCUUGGGCCAGUCACACUUCUCUGAAGUCUCUCAGCCCCACUCACCCCACAGAGUGUUUGUUGUGGGGGAGGAAGGGAAAGGAGAAUGUUAGCCGCUUUGAGACUCCUGAAGGGGAGUGAAAGGCGGGAUAUCAAAUCCAAACUCUUCUUCUUCUUCCUGUGUUGCAGGCCUGGAUUGGAGACCUCCGAGCUGGUUUCCCAGCUGCUUCGGCGAACCACAUCAAGGCUGGCAGCCGCUGGAUCGCCUUCCACACAGACUCGGCAGGUAAACUGUGGGCGAGGCCAGGCCCUGCCCUGCCCUGCAGUGGGUGGCUCCGCUACUCUCCGUGGGGCACGCUUGCACGGUGCACUUUGACCUGGCAGAGAGGUUGCGCCAACCUGUGCAGGCAUGUGGGAACUGUUGGGAACUGGCACCUGGCAGCAGGGAGAGUCCCAGUUGCACGAGGAUGGGAAACUCCUUGGGAGUUCCAGUUGCCUGGGGAUGAGGCAUCCCCAGGAGGCUCGUGAAAAGGAGGAAGAAGAGGAGGAAGGGAUGGGUGUGGGACCUUGCCAUUCCUGCUUCCUGCCGCUGCUGGUGGGCUUGGGCUUCCCUUCGUGCCCUACCCUCUCCCAAAGGUUCCUGCUUGCACCUCCUGUCUUCUCCAGGCCUUAGAAACUCUUGGGAAGAGCAGGGGAGAUGCCUGCCCCCUUCACCUGAGGGGCAGGGGUUGGAGAACGCUUGUCCCAAGGGGACUCACCUGGGCUGGGCACUGUUGUAAGGCAGGGGUGCGGAACCUCAUUUCAGGGGUGCUGAAUGCAGCCUUGCCGGCCUCUCAUUCUGGAGCUCAUGGCACCUCCCUUGCCAGCCCUGCUGUAGCCCCAACCCCCAAGAACACAUCCCUGAAUUGAGAAAGUUCCUCUUCCUUGCCUGGGUGCAGCAGGGGUGUAGAAACCUCUGGCUUUCUCUGCAGCCAGAAGUUACACACAGGUCUGAUUUGCACCAGUUGCUUUGCCCAGUGCUUUUUUCCCUGGGGGUACGCAUACCCCUAAACAUUUUGUGAAUCUAAGUUUGGCCUCAUUGAGGGGCAGUAUUUCAAUACAGUGGUACCUCGGGUUAAGUACUUAAUUCGUUCCGGAGGUCCAUACUUAACCUGAAACUGUUCUCAACCUGAAGCACCGCUUUAGCUAAGGGGACCUCCUGCUGCUGCCGUGCCACUGGAGCACGAUUUCUGUUCUCAUCCUGAAGCAAAGUUCUUAACCUGAAGCACAAUUUCUGGGUUAGUGGAGUCUGUAACCUGAAGCGUAUGUAACCUGAAGCAAAUGUAACCCGAGGUACCACUGUAUGAGUAGGAAAAUGAGAGUACCCCUAAACAUUUUUUUUAGAAAAAAUGCACUGGCUCUGCCCUCUUUGGCCUCCGGCCUCACCUGCCCUUGGCGUGUGGCCCUCAGAAGUCUGUCCUUAAGGGAAUGCAGCCCUCUUGCUGAAGAAAGGCUCUCCCUAGCACCACCUGUCACCCUGUUACCUGGGGCUGGACGCCCCUUCUAGGCACUGGCUGCGCAGAAUCCAAAGGUCCCUUCUGGGACAGGGUCCGCAGUGCCGUUUGUGGGCUCCUUCAGCCCCGCAAGGGGCUGCCUGCGGUGUUAGAAAUGAACUGGGCGCGUUUUGCGACUGCUGUGGGUCCCACUGCAACCACAUGGAGAUCUCUGCAUGCCAGGUUGGCAGCUAGGGAAAGCAAAAUGUCACUUAGAGAAGGAUCUGAAAUAUUUACCUUGUUUGAUUUUGGAUUGUUUGAUUUGAUGUUCUAAUGUGUUGUAAACCACUUUGAGAUUUGCUCUUUAAAAUACAAAGAAGUAAAGAAGCAACCACUAACACCUAGGCCUAAGGUGCCAAUUGGCGAUUAGAUUAUAUAUCUUGAGUUUGUAUUAUUAUUAUUAUUAUUAUUAUUAAUAAUAAUAUAAAGUGGUACCCUGGUUUAAGAACAGCCCUGUUUACAAACAAUUCGGUUUACAAACUCCACAAAACCGGAAGUAGUGUCCCGGUUUGCAAACUUUAUCUCAGUCUAAGAACGGAAGCUGAACAGUGGAAGGGCACUGGCGGCGGGAGGCCUCAUUAGGGAAAGCGUGCCUCAGUUUAAGAACAGUUUCGGUUUAAGAACAGACUUCUGGAACUGAUUAAGUCUGUAAACCGAGGUACCACUGUACUGCCCUAUACCUGGGCGUCUCAGGGCGGUUCACAGAAUAUGUGCGAGAAAGAAAAUUAAGUGUAAACACAAUACAUAGCUUUACACCAUGGGUAGGCAAACUAAGUCCCGGGGGCCAGAUGCGGCCCAAUCGCCUUCUCAAUCCGGCCCGCGGAUGGUCCGGGAAUCAGCGUGUUUUUACAUGAGUAGAAUGUGACCUUUUAUUUAAAAUGCAUAUCUGGGUUAUUUGUGGGGCAUAGGAAUCCGUUCAUAUUCCACCCCCAAAUAUAGUCCGGCCCCCCACAAGGUCUGAGGGACAGUAGACAGCCCCCCUGCUGGAAAAGUUUGCUGGCCCCUGCUUUACACUGUUGAUACUGUUGUGUUGACACAGAUAUAGCCACAUGCCUUACCGAGAUGAACAAGACGGGAGUCUAGCUAAGUUGCCUGUGAGUUGCAAUGUGCCAACACAGUGUGUGUGUGUGUAUCUCUAGAACAUUGGGCUGGACAACUUCCCCAUGGACGUGCCUUGAAUCUUCCCGGUUCUGUCCCAUACAAUGACUUUGUUUCUGGUGACGGGGGCUGUUUCCUGCAGGACAUUUGUGCAGCUUCUAGCACGGGCUUCCUCAACCUCGGCCCUCCAGAUGUUUUUGGCCUACAACUCCCAUGAUCCCUAGCUAGCAGGGCCAGUGGUCAAGGAUGAUGGGAAUUGUAGUCUCAAAACAUCUGGAGGGCAGAGGUGGAGGAAGCCUGUUCUGGUAUCAUGCCAAAGGUUAUUAGUGAAACCGAAAAAGAACUAAAAGGUGUUGAAUGUUCUCUUUAAAUUUGAAGGUUCAUUAUUGUUCCACAAGAUGUGUAUUUAUUUAAAGGCCAGAGCAAAUAACAUGACCUAGUUUUACAGCUGUGAAGCAGUAUAGCAGGUGCUGUUAAGUUAUGUUAAUUAAGCUGUUGGGUAUGGGAUAUAAAGAGCAGCACCUAGCUGUCUCAGUACCCUGGUGGAUGGUUGGGUCAUGCUUACGGAUAUUUUGUAAAAGGAGUUUUUGUUUUUGUUAUGCAAACCUAGCAAAAGUUAUUUUAGCGUUCCUUGUAAUGUGUGGUCUCCCCAGCAUGCCCUCUGCAGCGCAACUAAUCUGCAAAUAGCUAGCAAAAGUGAAAUUCUGUUUACUGGGGAUGCGUUAAAACCCAGUUUACUGCAGUCUUACCCUACAUAGAAAAAACUAGCAAUGUUUGUUGCCUCAAUAUCUCCCAUUAAGACUGGGAGAGUUCCCUGUUUGAAAAUCCUACCCCCCUCAUGUACUGCACCCAUCUGCCCCCCCCCCAAUGCAUGUAUCUGGUCUCCCUGUGACUUGUCUCGUUCUUUCCCCUUCCAGGUGUGCUGGGCCUUGUGCCCUUGGAGAGCCAGAAGAGAUCCCAGAGGGUCAUUUCACAGCUGGGCUGCCAUUCAGGUGAGCUUGGCACCUGGGCAGGGCUGGAGCCUGCCUGCCUGCCUGCCUGCCUAGGUGGGAUGAUGGGGUGAGGUUGGGGUAGGUGAGGCACCAGCUUCCUUUUCAGAAACUUCGUUAAAUUCACGCCACCAUUACAAAACGGAAACGUCAAGGUGCCGUCGGAGAUUUACAGCAAACGUAAAGAGUUUACCAAACGUUACGCUUGUGAUGAUAAAUAUACAAUGGAUUUGACUGUAUUUCUGCACCGCUUCCGUUUCACGCGAAUCCCAAAGCGGCUUAAUAAAUAACAGCGACAAAACAUCACAGGCGUAAAUCAUAUAAUAGAAAUAACGAAACUUUGGUGAAACAAUUACGAUCUGCUAUCAGCAAACCAGCAACUAAAAGAACAGGCUGAACGUCACAAAUACAGCAAAAGUCAUAGAGUCAUAGCCCCCUGCAAUGAUAUAGUAAAUUCUGCCAGUUUAUAGGCACCUGAGAUUCAUAUUUCCUGCCCUGAAAUCCCCACCUCCUCCUGGCUCAUGUGUCUCCAGGUUCCCCUUGUUCCCGGCUUCUCCAAUUCCCUCUUUUAAGCCUGGCUGUUGUUUUGAGACUGUUCAGUCCCAGUUAAGCCCCCGUCAAGAGAGGGGCACAAGCAGGGAAGAGACUCUUGGUCCCUGCCUGCCUGCCUGGGCGCAGGAUGAGCCCUGCUCUCCCGAGGCAGCUGGCACGAGUCUCCCGCUGCCGGCUUGCAUCUGCUGCAGGCCUGUGGAAACGGAAAAUGACGCAGCGACCUACUUUUCCUGGGUAGGCCAGAUGCCUCAGCCAGGCGGCCGAUUUCUGUGCCAGGUCCACCCCCCCAACACCACUUGCCCUCGAGAUUACUAUUAUUAUUAUUUAUUAUUAUUUUAUACCCCACCUUUCCCCCUGACAGUUGGCUUACAGGUAAAAAUGAGAACAGCUCAAAACAUCGGAAUAAAAUGUUUUUUAAAAAUUAAAUAUUGAGAGAAGUAAAAUUAUGCUUGCAUCUCUGGGGUGUGACCCUGGGCAGUGUGUCUGGAGGUCCUGGGCUGCCUAGACGACAAGGCCCUGCUCCCGGCUUCACUGCUGUGGUCCAAAGGAAAGCAGAGCAAGACUCUUGGUUGCAGGAGUUGCCAGAAGGAGGUGUAAAGGGCAUCAUCCAGCCGCUUUAGGGACUCCAGAUUUGUGUAGGGUUUAAUCCUGAGCCUUUUGUUUUCCCAAAUAUGUGCCACAUGUUUAUCUGUAAAUCUCCCUCGGCCAAUAAAGCAAGAUGAGUGCCGCAACCCCAGAGUCAUCCGCGACUGGACCUAAUGGUCAGGGUACAGCUUCCGGGUUAUGUGGCCAGCAUGACUAAGCCACUUCUGGCGAACCAGAGCAGCGCACGGAAAUGCCGUUUAUCUUCCCGCCAGAGCAGUACCUAUUUAUCUUCUUGCACUUUGACGUGCUUUCGAACUGCUAGGUUGGCAGGAGCAGGGACCGAGCAACGGGAGCUCACCCCAUUGCGGGGAUUCGAACCGCUGACCCUCUGAUCGGUAAGCCCUAGGCUCGGUGGUUUAACCCACAGCGCCACCCGUGACCCAAUAGCCCCCCCAAAUACAUUUUGUUGUGUGUUGUUACUUGAUGUAUUGCAUUCAUCAACCUUUGCAAGGUUGCUGACGCAACAUCUGUACUACUGAAGACCUUUUUCUUAUUCUGUACCUAGAUGCUAUUUUGAAAAUAGUUAACAAUAUGCAAAGAAGAAACAUGAUCUCUCUCUCUCUCUCUCUCUCUUUCUCUUGCCCAGAUGUGGUGACAGAUUUUGACUUCUCUCCCUUUGACGAGCAGCUCUUGGCCACAUGUUCAGCCGAUGAAGUGGUGAGUGCUCAGUGAAGGGGUCCUCCUUUGGCAGACCCCCCCCAAGACCCUGGGAGGUUGUAGAGGAGACCCUCCAGGCUCCAUCUGUGAGUGGGGGGCUGAGAGAGGAAAUAGCCCCCAAGACCUUUGCCCCAUUGCUGCUGCUUCUGGAGAGGGCUGUGGGCCUGGAGGGGGGGCACACAAGUCUGGAUUAAGGUGACCUUGGUGCAAUUCCCACAGUAGGACCCCUCCCCUUCCCCAGAAAAGGAAUGCAUGGAGUCAGGUGCCAGUAAAAACAUCUCGAGGUGGUAUUAUUACCGUUUUAUUAAAUAUAAAGUUCCUUGGGACAUACGAUUGACUGUUAAACCACUCUGGGAAUUGUAGCGCCAUGAUGGGAACCUCCUAACAAUGCCCAGAAACCAUAACAAACUAAAGUUCCCAGGAUCCAAGCCAGGGGCGGAUUUAGGUUUGGUGAGGCCCUAAGCUGCUGAAAGUAAUGGGGCCCUUUUUAUGUCCAGCUGUCCUUUGUCAACAACAAAUUGCCGCUGUUUUUUUGUGUUGAAUAUAUGCUAGAUGGUAAUUCACAGGAGCCUACACAACACAAAACACUGUUGCUAUAUGUAGGUUUUAUUUUAUUUCUUUUUUAUCUUAUAUUUUGGAAAUGUACAUCCAGUUUUUAUUUUCCCUUAAGUUUUUUUGAGGCCCCCCAAGAGAGUGGGGCCCGACGCUAUAGCUUGUUCAGCUUAUACGUAAAUCCGGCACUGAUUCAAGCCAUCACUUUUUAGAGGAGUAUUAAUACCACUUUAUAAGUGAAGAUGGGGCAUUUCUUUUCUCCAUCCCUUGACUGGAGGGGUCUGCUUGGCUUUGCUGUGGUUCCCCCACUUUGCUGUCCCCCCCUUGUGGGUUGGGGUUCAUCUUCUCCCAGGGUGACGGACGGACCUUUGCUCCCGGCCUCUUUCUCUGCAGGUGAAGGUGUGGCGCCUCCUGGACUCUGGCCAGGACCUCUCGUCUUCCCCCCACAUUGCCCUGGGGCCGGAGGGCCGGCCGGUAGACCUUCUCCUCUUCCACCCCACGGCAGACAGCAUCCUGGCCAGUGGGGCCCAGAAGGCAGUGAAGGUUUGGGAUGUGGGGCAUCGGCAGACCCUGGCAGGUGAGCUUCGCGGUGGGGGGUGUUUCAGGUUGGGGGUGUUAUAAGAAAAAAAUGCUCCUUUUCCCCUUAUGGGGUACCCAGGAGCCUGUAUGGAGUCCUUAUGUAGGUUCCCUCCAUGGACAGCUGUGAGUCCAAAAUGACUCCCAGGCUGCGCACCUGGUCCUUCAGGGGCACGGUUGCCCCAUUCAGGACCAGGGAGUCCUUCACACCUGCCCGUCCCCUGUCCCCCCAAAACAGUACCGUAUUUUCCGCUCUAUAGGACGCACCCGACCAUAGGACGCGCCUUGUUUUAGAAGGUGAGAACAAGAAAAAAAAAUACCUCCCCCUCUCUGUGCAGCGCCCCCUCCCGCUUCGCUGAAGGGGCGCUGCGCAGCUCUCCCUCUCUGCUGAAGCCAGGAGAGCGAGAGGGCACACUGACCCCUCUUGCUCUCCAGGCUUCAGCGAAAGGAACCCGAAGCCUCCGGAGCACGGCGGGAGUGCUCCCACUGCGCUUCGGAGGCUUUGCAUUGCUGUCGCUGAAGCCUUGGAGCCUGCAUUCGCUCCAUAAGACGCACACACAUUUCCCCUUAGUUUUUGGAGGGGAAAAUGUGUCUUAUAGAGCGAAAAAUACAGUACUGUACUUUUGCCUUGUCAGGAUUCAACCUCAAUCUGUUAGCUGCCAUCCAUCCUUCAGCUGCCUCCAGGCACUCACACAGGACCUUCACUGGUUCUGAUUUGAAAGUUCCUGAAUCUAUUGCACAUAUUGAUAACUUUGCUCAGCUUAACAGAUACUUGUCAGACUGUAUUUACAGGGAGGUGUAAGCAGUCCCUACUGUCCAAAGACCAUUGGAAAGCUUGUCCCAUUUCCUUCCUCCUUGCAGAGAAAUAUUUGAGGUCAAUUUGGGAGAGUCAAAAUGGCUUCAGUACUGUUCUCCUGUACUAUUUCAGAAACGUGGUUUAUAUUCUGACGUAUGUGUUUGCUUUUUACAUUUAUGAACAUUCUAUAUAUAUAUAAAAAACCUUAGAAUUCCUAUAACGGGGCUGGGAAGGGCAGGAGGGGAAAUGGCCCGAGUUCCCCCCUCUGCCCGGGACGGCUUGUCUCCAUCGGCUACUUUGCGCCAACUCGGACUGUUUGCCCCCUAGCCCAAGACUACCCACCCAAGCCGGCAGUGGUGGCUCUCUGGGGUUGCCUCAGGCUGCCUUUCGCACCCGCUCCCACUGGUCUCUUUCAGCUGAAGAGGGGCACUCUGCGCUUCCCAACGAGUCUUCUGCUAAAUAUUUGGAAUUUAUUCUGAAUAUUCUGUCAGGGAUUGCCGGGGGGUUGGGCCUGAUGACCUCUGGAGGUCCCUUCUAACUCUGCUUGGAAGCAGAAUAAAGGUAAAGGGAGCUACAGGUGCAUCGUGGCAGGCUAGCUGAGCACUGCCCUUUGCUUCCCUGGCAAAAGGGGGUGGUAUGGGGUGUCACAGGGAGCUCUGGGGUGGGGUUAAAAGCCCCUUGUGCCCCCACCCCUUCCCCUCUGUUUCUCUGAGCAAACAGAUGUUGGGGGAAGAGGUCAAGGACAUGCCUUUCCCAACGGUUGCCUUCCAGCUGUUUGGAACUACAACUCCCAUCAGCCUCAGCAACCCCUGGUUGGGGCUGGUGGGAGUUGUAGUUCCAAAACAGCUGGCAGGAACCAGAUUUGCAUUUCCGGUGAGAUGCUGGGAGGAAGGGACAGGCGGUGUUUGUCGCCCCAGGCCAGGAAUGUUGUGUGAACAGGAAACUGGAACCGCAAGGAGGCCCUGUUGCCUAGCAACCAGCCACAAGGUCUGCAAGCUCCAAGCGGAGGCAGCCUCCACUCUGGGGUGGAAUUACUGUUCCUGAGUAGCAAUUCCUCCUUCUCAGCACAAUGCAAAGCCUUGUCCUCGUCUCCUUGCAGCCCUGGGAGCCAGAUGAUUUUCCUCAGGACAGAAAAGGAUCCCACAGGAGGAGAUGGCCUCUGACUGGAUAAUAAUAAUAAUAAUAAUAAUAAUAAUAAUAAUAAUAAUUAAUAGUUUAUUUAUACCCCACCCAUCUGGCUGAGUUUCCCCCAAUCGAGUGUUAAAAACAAUACAGCACUAAAUAUUAAAAACUUCCCUAAACAGGGCUGCCUUCAGAUGUCUUUUAAAGUUAAGAUAGCUGCUUGUUUCCUUCACAUCUGAAGGGAGGGCGUUCCACAGGGCAGGUGCCACUACUGAGAAGGCCCUCUGUCUGACUAACUGAAACAUGCUAAUAAUAAUAAUAAUAAUUUUUAUUAAAGCAAUUCUUUAUUGCAAAACAGCAUUUUAUGCUGUUUUUUGUUGCAUCAAUUAAAUGUUUUAAAUUUGUUGUUAGCCGCCCUGAGCCCGGUUUUCUGAACCAGGAAGGGCGGGGUAUAAAUAAAAAAUUAUUAUUAUUUAUUAUUACUCCAGAGGAGGCUGACAGCAGCAAAAGGCAGAUGUUGGGGAGGGCAGUGAUGUCCUGUGUCUUCCUCAGCCUCCUGGAAGCAUCAUCUGCGGCUGCCGGUCGCAUUACACUUUGCUGCCCUGUUAUUCUGCCCGCUCUCAGGCCGGGCGAUCAGGUUGCUCUACGAGUGGCGCCUGCCAGGAACUUCAUCUCAUCUCUUAUCUUUCCCUGCAGAGCUGGAGCCUCACGAUGACCAGGUCCAGAGUUUGGCUUGGAAACCUGAUGGCUGUCUGCUGGGCACGUCCUGCAAGGUGCGUGGUAGACCAGGUGCUGGGGCUCAAGGGGCCGGUGUGUGUGUGUGUGUGUGUGAAGCUGCCCUUCAGGUCAGCGGGUGGCGGUCAAGUGAUCCUCCUCGGGCUCCAGCCACUGCGCCGUGACCCACUUUGCUCCUGCUGCGAUGCCAGGCAUCUUGCUGCUGCUGCUUCUGACCAAGAAAGGUCUGUGGCCGGAAGGAGCAGCUGGAAGAAAUAAGGGGAGCUCUGCUGCUUCCACAGAUCUCUGUGCUGUUUUGCGCCCUCUUUGCUCCUGCCCUAUAGAGUGUGGCACAGUGGGAGAGUCCACUCCCUGGGUGGCUCUGGGCCAAGUCACCAUCUCUCCGCUGAGCCUACCUCGCAGGGCUGUUGUGAGGAUGACCUGGGGAGGGCUAUAAAUUUAGUAAAUAAACAAGCAGUAACACGGCGCUGUGGGUUAAACCACAGAGCCUUGGGCUUGCUGAUCAGAAGGUCGGCGCUUCGAAUCCCUGCGACGGGGUGAGCUCCCGUUGCUCGGUCCCAGCUCCUGCCAACCUAGCAGUUCGAAAGCAUGUCAAAGUGCAAGUAGAUCAAUAGGUACCACUCCGGCAGGAAGGUAAACGGUGUUUCCAUGUGCUGCUCUGGUUCUCCAGAAGCAGCUUAGUCCUGCUGGCCACAUGACCCGGAAUCUGUACGCCGGCUCCCUCGGCCAAUAAAGCGAGAUGAGUGCCGCAACCCCAGAGUUGUCCGCGACUGGACCUAAUGGUCCCUUUACCUUUACCUUAUCAUGCCACUUUAGGCAACCAUGGCUCUCCCCCCACCCCCAGAAUCCUGGGAACUGUAGUUUUUUAAAGGAUCUGAGAGUUGUUAGGAAACUCCUGUUCCCCUACAGUUCCUAGAGUUGCCUGGGAAGAGGGAUUGGUUGUUAAACCAGUCUGAAAGUCGUAGCUCUGCAAAGGGAACGGGUCUCCUAACAACUCUCAGCACCCUUUAAGAGACUACCGUUCCCAGGAUUCUUUGGGGGAAGAAGCCAGAAUUGCUUAAGGCGAUACCGCUUUAAAUGGCCUACACCACAAGGGACCACUGGGUGGCGCAACACGCGCACAUAAUGCGCCUCCCAAGAACUCACGCUUGGUGCAAAAAGGUGCAUUGAAAAGCCUGUGGCUGCGAUCUGGCCGCUGACUUCUCUCAGCUUGGAAACAAAACGAAGAGCACCUCCUCAAAUGUCUUUAUUUCAUAAAAUCUAUGCGGCGCUUGAUUGCAAAACAAAACAAAAGAAACCCAAAGCGGUUUGCAGAGAGAUGAAACGAUGAAAUUGAGAAAAAUCCGCAGCCGUACUUUAGAACAUACGAAAAGUUAAAAAGACGAAAGCGGAUUAAAAUUCGCCUCAACUUUCUGAGCAUCCAGCAUUGCAGGGGGUGGGGCUGUUCUGUGAUCCGGGUCGGCUUGCAGGCCCUCCUGUUUUCAGCACGCACCGAAAAGAGUACAGUGAAGGCCUGGGCUUGGUAUCGAGAGGCAGGGAGUUCCAAAGUGUAGGUGCUGCCGCAUGGAACGACUCGGUUCUCACAAAGGUGGCACGUGUAGUAAACCCAUGCCCAUCCCACCACCUGGACUAACCACCUAGUCCACCUGGCAUGUGGACUAAGGGAAUACUGUAGAUAAACUGGUCCCAAGUUGUUAAAGGCUUUAUCUACUAAUAGUAACCUGCAUGAACCACUGCAGCAAGCAUUGUGGUAUCUGCUAGCAUAGAAACCAUUGCCUAGGAAGCUCUGCAACCUUUUCCAGGUGUGUUUUGAAUGCCUAACCAGAACCAGUCUUGCAGAUGAGCAAAGGGACCAGGUGUAGUUUCACUUAAGGUUCUGGUUUUUCUGGCGUUUUGGGGGCUUUUGCCUCUGUAGACCGGCAAGCAUUGAGGGCUGGGCACUGAAGCAAACCAGAAUUAAGCCAGAGAAUGUGUUUCAGAGCAUUCACGCAAGCAGACAUUCCUAAGUCAGCUUCAAACUAUGGUUUCACAUUCUGGUCUGCUGGUAGUUAGCUGACCAGAGUUGAUGAGGCUUGCCAUAUUCCUGACACCUGCAAAAUUGGUGAGCUUUUUAAAGGAGAUCACCAAAAUUGUUGAGCAUUUUUUUUUGGAAACAAACCCAAAUUGUCCAGCUUUUUAGGAGAAACCUAACCCCAAAAAAGUGAUUUUAAGCUUUUUGAGCUGUUUCUGCUGCUUUUUCCAUCGCAUUGCCAUACACCCAGGUUUUCCCUGACAUUUUGCCGAUUCAGCAAAAUCCCCCCAACGCCAUUUUUGCACCCCAAAACCAGGUCAUGUCAGGAAUUUUCCUGACGUAUGGCAAGCCUAUAGCUGAUGGCCGUUGUGUGUUUGGACAAACAAACCAGAGUUUGUUGAGCUUAACAAACCAUGGUUUAGCAAAGUGUGCGAACCAGGCUACUGUUGAUUAUACCUUUUAUUUAUGCUUCGGCUGGUACCCACUGUACCAAGUCGGGGUGCCAGGAGGUCACUGGAUCAUGGCUAAGUUCUGCCUUCCUCUCCAUCCUCUCUUGCAAGGAUACUGUGGACACUUAAGCAUCAUAGUUCUACCUAUAGCGCCUGACUAAAUUGAGAAUGGGCUGCUGCGUUUGUGGCAAACACAGAGUCCCUCAUGACCUCCUUUUCUUCUCUGUCCUCAGGAUAAAAAGCUGCGGAUCUUUGACCCACGUGCCAAACCUACGGCUUGCCAGGUAUCUGGGCCUCUUUGGUUUGGGGGCAGGGUGGGGUUGGGGAGAGGGCACUGCCAGGGCUGGGUUGUGUGGAGACACCCUGUCUAAAGCUGGUUGUUCUUCCUCCAGAGCAACUUCCUUGGGUGCCAGGGCCCCAGGAUUCCUGCCCCUCUUAACAGCUCACAGCGUCAACUUGAGAAAAUGCCAGGCGGCUGGUCUGUUAUCUGGCGUUGGGCUAGUGAGAGCCACAGUGGCAGUGUGGCUAGCCCAGCCUUUGCCAACCAGGUGCCCUCCAAAUGUUUUGGACCCCCGCUCCAUCGGCAUCGAUUCAUGUGUGGAGGCACCCACACUGAGCCCUCAAAUGCCCCUUAUUGCUUUGACAAAGCUCUGGGAGGGAAGUCCUUGAUACAGCGCAGAGUUAAACUGUGGAACUCACCCCGGCAGGAAGCAAGGAUGUCCACCAACUUGGCUUUAAAAAAUCACUACACAAAUUCAUGGACCCUCUCUUUCCAUUGGAGGGGCCCUAAUUUCACAGGCGCGGGACCGCCCAAAGGGCAGACAGCAAGGCUGGUGCCAGGCCAUCCACAGGAAGGGCUGGUGUUCCCUGUGGCUGCCAGCCUGGGCCAGUUCCUCAGAGUCAAGUGGCAAAACACUUCCUCUCCUGCCCCAUGUCAGCCUCCAGUUGGAGGGCCGGAGUUCAUGUCUGGAUGCCCACAUCAAAAACAAAACACAUUUUUAAAUUUAUUUUAGUUCAUAUAAUUUGGGGACUUCCCUGGCUUUUUUCUGGCCCAUGUAGGACCAGUCUGGAUAGUUAGCCUUGGUGAAGACUUGACGUUUUCAUCCCCCAAAAAGUUUUUUAUUUGAGUUUCCAUUGAAAUGAGGCUGUAUUUUAAUGUUUUAAUGUUGUACUUUAAUCUCAUUUUUAAGUUGUAUUUCAAUCAAUUUGUUUUUAUAUCGGGUGUUAGCCACCCUGAGCCCGGUCUUGGCUGGGGAGGGCGGGGUAUAAAUAAAAUUUAUUAUUAUUAUCAUUAUGUAGGAAAGCAGCGUCUUAGCAAGAGGGGCUUGGCCUGUGCCCUGCCCUGCUGAUCUUCCGCAUUCAGCAAACUUUUCCUUUCAAAACAAUCUGCUGCCCUUUGCGGCUCUUUGUCAUCCUGGAAAGGGGCUGUCUUGGCGCAGACUUUGUCCCCUGCCUGAUUUUCCCGUCCGUCUCAAUGGGUCCUCCUGGCUUGACUUGCGCUGGCGGCUGCUGCUGGUGUUUUGCUUCUGUGCCCCCUUCUCCUCUGAAUGUGCCAACCCCCCCACACCUUGGGGGGCUGCCCCCAGAGCGAGCCAUGUCUGCUCCGCUCUGCAUCUCUCUUACCUGGCGUGGCUCCUGGGAAGAUGGAGGAGGAGGAAGAGGAAGAGCUCCCCUUUGCCCACCCCUUCCCCUCUGCGUGGGAGCCAGCUGUGCGCACCUCUCAUGCUCCAGAUCCAGCUGUGGGAUUGUUUUGGGGGAGGGAGGCUCUGGGGGGGCGUUCAUUCUCCCUCUCCCAACCCCCCACUUCCCUCCCGCAGAGGUCACCUCGGGGGUACCUGGCUCCCACCCUCGGCAGCCAAGUGUCCUUCCCGCUUGGUGGGACGUCCUCAGCCUUCCCUCUUCCCAAGAAGGCCGUGGGAAGCUCUGGAAGGGAGCUGGCCUAGGUUUUGGGAAGGCCUAUUUAUAGCAGCGUGCGGCCGGCGCUCUCAGGCUCCUGCUCCCCAGCGGAGCAGGGGGGCAGCCUCAGGGCUUCCGCUUCUCUUCUCACCCUCCCCACCCCCUCCGAAUCGCUGCUCCUCCGUCCCGAAAUGAGGAAGCCGCGGGGAGGCUGAGCAGGGAGAAGGAUGGGGGCCCAAGGCAGAGGGACCCUGCAGGAGCUCCGGCUCCCCGUUCCUUGGCCCCCUGCGGGGGACAGUGUCAGGGUGCCCCAACAGCAAUGCUUGUGCAGCUGCUGGCAGCAAGGAUUGGGGCCCUUGUGUUGCAUCCCUGCUGGGAUGGCCCCACUCUGUAGAAACGGGCUGUUGUGGAAGUGGCACCUGUGGGGCUGCAGAGCCCACUGUUGACUUUGGGGGGGGGGAGCCAGUCCUGGAAGAGCCACAGAGAGCAGCAGGGGCCCAGCCUUUGUUUCUGGGGCCCUUGGGAGCCCAGUGGGGCCCCUGGCCCAGCUGUGGAAGGAGAGAAACUGAUCCCUGUUCCUCUGCCCUGUGAGUCUUGCACUUGGCCAUCUGGGCUGCCCACGGGGUUCAAGAGGCUGUGUUGUGUGUUUGUGUGUGUGUGUGUGUGUGUGAGAGAGAGAGAGAGAGAGAGAGAGAAGGUGACGCACACUCUGAGUUGUUACUUGUGGAGGUGGAGGAAUCUGUGUCUGGAAGGAGGCGGAGGAAGUGAGCAAAAGUCUGGGAAGGAGAUUCUGGCACAAUGUCUUGCUUAUAGGGCAGCUUUUGAAGUUCUCCGGGAGGCUGUGACCCAGAGCUGCAGGCUGCGGCUUUGGUGUGUUUGUGUGUGUAAGGCAAUUGUUUCCCCCUCUUGCCAAUGCUGAUGUGGCUGAAUGCUCCCUCCCUAGACUUUGCCUCCUCGCUUUCUGCAGCUGCCUUUGAACGGCUGCACCCUCUUCCUUCUCUUCCAGCUCUCGGGCAGUUUCCUUGGAAAUCUGAAGGGGGCUGGGGGGGGCGUUAUUUGGCCUCAGGCGCCAGGGCUUCCGGCUGCUGAGAUGUGUGAUUUCGCUCUGCCUGGUGCAACCCAGACAUUUGCUGAACCAUGACUCCCAGUAACCCUGUCAACUCGCCGUGUUGAGGGGAACUGGCCAGAUGGAGCCCCACAACACCUGGAGGUCUUGUGCCAAGGCCAGUUCCACUCUACGGCCUGGUCUGGAUAUGAAUCCAGGCACCUAGAAGGGACUGAACAUGCAACAUGUGCCAACCCCUCGGCCUUGGUUUCCCGCAUGCUCAGCGUUCUUGCUGGCCUAUGGUUUCCUGGGCCUGCAAAAGAAUGAGUUGGGGGCCCAAGUAGACCUAGAGGCCUCCCUUGUGUGACCCUCCAUGGGCAGAGACUUUUCUUUUGGAUAGGGUUGUUGUUUUUUUUAAUUACAUGAUCAGGAGACUAUACCGUCACCCUGACUAUUCAUUCCAGCCCAAUGGCACAAUUCUUUAAAUUACAAUACAGUGGAACCUCAGUUUUCAAGCCUAUCGGAAGCCGAAUGAUUCAGAACCCGAAUGCCGAAAACCCGGAAGUGAAUGCUUCCGUUUUUGAAUGUGCCUCAGAAGUUGAACAGCUUUCGAGGCGCAUUUCUCCAUUUUCUCCAUUGAGAUUGCCGGCCACCCAUUGCGCCUCGGUUGUUGAAUGUUUCGGAAGUCGAACGGUCUUCUGGAAUGGAUUACUUCUGACAACCGAGGUUCCGCUGUACAAGAACCAGUAGAUAUGUUAAGAACCAUCCAUGAUAUCAAAGUUCUCUGGCUGACAAGGAGGAUUCUUGAAGGUGCUGCAAAAAAGGACAUGUGAAAAUAGAAAGUUUAAAACCCAAUCUCAUCAGAGAGUCCUUUCCAUCUGUUGGGUGAAAUAAAUAAGGCUGCAGAAGCCGUUGGUUAGAAGUGGCCUCCUUAUGGUAUGCUAUUAAAUCUACCUCCUUCCCUGUUAUUCUUAAUGCCAGCAAACAUCACUUUAAUGCCUUCCUGGGUUAUACUUCUUGGGGUUUUCCAAGCAAACCAUCAGUGUAUCUUCUGGCUAGGUUAUACCUUUGCUUUUGUGGGCUUCUGUGUAAGAGAAACCUUCGGCUUGACCAGCCUUUCAUCCAAGAAGACCGUGCAGAUUAAGGCCAGCCUUGUGCUUGCCUCCCUUUUCAACUGUGGGGCAAUGAGAUUGAGAUUCCUGCAUUGCAGGGGGUUGGACUAGAUUGCCCCUGGGGGUCCCUUCCAACUCUACAAUGCUGUGAUCUUCUUGCCCUUCCCGAUGUCUCCCUUUGCCACUGCAAGCAAAGUAGAGGUAGGCUCAGAGUUCCGCAGACUGAUGCUUCUUUGUCUUCCGAACCGCCGGGCUCUUGACCUGAGCUUUAAAAGCGGAGCUUGGCUAAAUGUCAGUGUGCCCCCCCGCGGCCCCCAUCAAUGCCCCAUGCCCAAAUGACCAGAAUGUACAUUUCAGAAAGCAGGAAGGGAAGGGUGGGGGAGAGUGAGUUUGGGGGGAGGGGUCCCUCCAGCGCCUGCCCUGCUCUCAAGGGGGGUGGGAGGAGACCAGCAGCAGGCCGGUUUAGGGGGGCUGAAAGUCAGUGAUGGCAGGAGAUGAGAGGGAGGGAGGGAGGGAGGGGCUCCUCACUACAUGUUUGAAUUAGGCCAGCUGUUUUACUCUUGGGAGGAGUAAAAUGUUAAACAGGAAUUAAACUUGCCACCUAAGAAAUUGCAAACUGCCAAGUUCAAAAAAAGACAAUUUCCUUGCUAUCGUAUCAGCUGCUGUUUUUAAAAAAAAUAUUCAUGUUUAUUAGUUUUUAACAUAUUAAUUAUCAUUCAUACAACAAAACUUCUCAUCUUAUACAAUAAUUUUUGGACUUCCGUCAACACCUCUGAUGAUUUUCCGUUCUUAUCACUUAUUAUGCAUUUCUUAAUUUCAUAUUACCUUUAAUUGUCCUUAACUAAUAAUUCUUUUUGUGGUCUUUCUUGUAAUAUUUCAAAUAAUUCACCUUACAAAACUUCUUGCAAACCUACUACCGUAAUCUGUUCUUCACAAUUACUUUUCAAAUAAUCCGUAAAUUUACUCCAGUCUUUUGAGAAUCUCUGGUCCCGCAGGUUUCGAAUUCUUCCUGUUAGUUUAUCUAAUUCUGCAUAGUCCAUUAAUUUAAUUCGCCAUUCUUCUUUCAUCGGUAAUUCUUCUUGCUUCCAAUUUUGUGCCAUGUAUCAGCUGCUGUUUUAUGGCGUCUGGGUCUCUUAGGAGAAGCCUUUUUUUAAUGUCUGUGCUGAUCUCCGACUCGAAGUCUUGCUGCAGAACCAAUGAAUGAAAAGUGGCCAAACCUGCCCAAAGGAAAGCGCCUCUUCUGCCCCACCCCACCCCACAGAAUAACUUCUGCCCUCUGGACUGGGGUGCAUUGAUUGCAGCAGGACUGCAAAAAAAAUGCCCUCUGAGGCCAAGGGCUGAUUUUGGGGGGCAGUGUCUUUCCCUCCAACCUGAACAUGGGGCUGGGAGCAGUGGGACAUGAGCCUCUGGAGCUGGAGCUGGGGGUGGGGUGGGGUGUCCCCCUUGCUCCCGAGGUCAUUUAAAGCAGUUAAAGGUAAAGGGACCCCUGACCAUUAGGUCCAGUUGUGACCGACUCUGGGGUUGCGGCGCUCAUCUCGCUUUAUUGGCAGAGGGAGCCGGCAUACAGCUUCCGGGUCAUGUGGCCAGCAGGACUAAGCCGCUUCUGGCGAACCAGAGCAGCGCACGGAAACACCGUUUACCUUCCCACCGGAGCGGUACCUAUUUAUCUACUUGCACUGGUGUGCUUUCGAACUGCUAGGUUGGCAGGAGCAGGGACCGAGCAACGGGAGCUCACCCCGUCACAGGAAUUCGAAUCGCCGACCACCUGAUGGGCAAGUCCUAGGCUCUGUGGUUUAACCCACAGCGCCAUAAAACCACAAAGAACAAAACCAGCAACAUGACCAACACUUUGGAGGUUUUUAAACAGAGGUUGUCAGGGAUUCCUGCAUAGCAGCGGGUUGGACUUGGGGUUCCCUUCCAACCUUGUGAUUCUGAGAUUGGAUUCCAUGAUGUUUUCACCCUUUGGGGUCUCUUUGCCCCACUUUCCGCCCUUAACUUAACCGCAGCGGUUAUCCACCUGUGGGUCCCCAGAUGUUGUUGGACUACAACUCCCAUCAUCCCUGAGCUCUAGCCUUGCUAGCUAGGGGUGAUGGGAGUUGUAGUUCAACAACAUCUGGGGACCCACAGGUGGAGAAAGGCUGGCUUCGAGGGACCCUGCAUCACCCUCUCUCAGCUGUUCUCCUGUUUUUAAGCCCGGGGGGCUUCUCUCGUUCGUUUCUCCUCUGCGCAUGCUCACAUCGCUCAGAUACAGGCCCAAGGGACCCGUGCCAAACCUGCAGCUGAGAGAGAGGGAGACAGGGCAGAGACAGCGGGUGGGAGUCAGUUUUCCAGGCGAGGCACUUGCGAAAUGACAGCCUUUUGCCCUCCUUCCUUGCAGAGCGUCCUGGCGCACGCGAACGGCAAGGACUCACGGCUGAUCUGGGUGGACGCCGAAGGCUGCCUCCUCUCCAUCGGAUUCAACCAGGUACGGUACCUGCCUCCAUCCCCUUUAUAACAGAGCCAAAGAGUUGGAAGGGAUCCCGGGGGUCAUCUAGUCCAACCCCCUGCAAUGCAGGAAUCUUUGGCCCAAGGUGGGGCUCAAACCCGCGACCCUGAGAUUUCGGUGCAUCUCGGGGCACCUUUGAGCCUCCUUAAUUGAUCGGCAAUGCAUUGGCAACCCAAAAGAAUUGAUAUUUUAAUGUAUUUUUAAUCUUCCUUGGAAGCUACCCAGAGUGGCUGGGGAAACAAAUAAAUUAUUAUUAUUAUUAUUAUUAUUAUUAUUAUUAUUAUUAAACACAGAACAUAGCCUCUUUUGAUAUUUUGAUUUUUGAUCGAAAGCAUUUAACGGCUGAUCCCCCCCCCCCCAAUAUUUUUCAUUGGUGAUUUCCCUUUAUUUUUCCAUGGGUAAUUUUCAGCUUCGUGUUUCUGGGCUUAGCUUUCCAUCAUUCCCCCCACUUGAGUUUUAAUAUUUUGUUGGAAGCCGCCCAGAGUGGCUGGGGAAACCCAGCCAGAUGGGCGGGGUAUAAAUAAUAAAAUAUUAUUCUUAUUCUUAUUCUUAUUGGAGUCUCCUACUCUACCAACUGAGCUCUCCCACCUUUAUGAAAUCACGAAGAGGAAAAUUAGUGCUGGCUAAUGAGCUGAGGUGGGAGCAAAGACUCUGCUUUGUGGGCUUGGAGCAGACAGGAACUGAGAUGCGUGCUCUACCUGGCGGUUCUGGCGCAGAGCUGACACACAGGGCCUGAGGACUAGCGUCUUGGUCAGCACAGCCAAUUGAAAUGAAGCUAAAGGCUAACCUCCCCAAAUUUGGUACCCUCCAGAUGUUUCGGUCUACAGGGCGGCGCUGGCUGGGUGUUGUGGGCCAGAACAUCUGGAGGAAGCCAACCCCUGGGUGGAGGAGCUGCCUCUUUCUUGUUAGCUUUCAUAGAACUGUAAAGGGUUCCCGAGGGUCAUCCAGCCUGACCCCCUGCAAUGCAGGAAUCGCAACUUAGCAAGGAGCCAAGUGGGGAGUUUUUGGUUGCCAGAGACCAGCAUCCUGCCUGUUUUCCAGGUGCGGGAGCGUGAAGUCAGGCUUUGGGACAUGAGGAGAUUCGACAACUCUCUGGCCUCCAUCACCCUAGAUGCAUCUCCCAGGUAAGACCAGUGAGGCGAAGGGGGCAGGCAGGGGGCUGGGAACGGGCGUGGCCUUUGGGGGUGCUGUUCGGCUGGAGUUGCCACUGUGGGGGUGAGGGGGGGUUGUUGUUUAGCCUUGGAGGCAGAACAGGGGUGUGCUUAACCCGGUGCUAACUCUAAGUGUCAAUAUGACCCCUCCUGGGAGGAAGUGGGGUGACUUGGGGAUGACAAGAGGCAAGGGAUUGGGGGGGCACACUGGCAGUGCAAAUGCCGUAUUUUUCACUCUAUAAGACGCACCUGACCAUAAGACGCACCCAGUUUUAGAGGAAGAGAACAAGGAAAAACAUGGUCUCUCCCUCUCUGCGCAGCGGCUCUCCAGAGAAGCGAAGCCAGGAGAGCAAGAGGGAUCGAUCCCUCUUGCUCUCCUGGCUUCAGCGAAAGCUGCGCAGCCUGCAUUCGCUCUAUAAGAUGCACACACCUUUCCCCUUACUUUUUAGGAGGGAAAAAGUGCGUCUUAUAGAGUGAAAAAUACGGUAAAUGCUCAUCAGAUUUCCAAUAGCUGGUGCCCCUCAAUCACGUCCACCCAUUUUGUUGAACUCAUCCAACUAAAUUGUCUCAACUGGAUUUGGAAUAAACGAGCAAUCGGCUGUUACUGUUCUGAAUUUGAUUGUGCUGCUAUCUUCCUUUGUGGGUUGUGCAAACCGCCGUUCUGAAUAAGGCUUUUUACAGGGCAGAGGAGCCAAGGGGGCGGUGGCCCAAAAGAAUUUGGGAACCUCUGGCUUUAACCCGUCGGAGCUUUCUAGGCUUUGAAUGCAACAACCCACAGGACUCUUUGAGGUUGCUUUGUCCCUGCAUGUUGGGCGAAUGCAUCUGUUGGCUGCCUGGAAGGCAGAAAGCGAGGACCUUUUCCUGGGAUAGAAGGGGGUCUCUCCAAUUUCAGCACUUGCCACUGACCCCAGGCCAGGCCAGGCGUGUUUCCUUCGGAUAUGAAAUGCAUGAGGCUGGCUACUCCAGAGAAGGGCCUUUCCAGUGUUGGCACCCCCAGGUGCAUAGCACCGGCACGAUGACCUCUUUUAGGUGCCGGAUGAAGGCAUUUUUCGUCAGAAUUUCCCCCCACUGCUUUUUGCGUUCGUUGUACUGACGUCCUCCUCUGCUUGUGCAAGAGUUCAGUUUCCUAGAGUAUUUUAUGGCUUUCGAUCUUUUACUUGCGAACCACCCACAGGACUUUUGCCAUUAGGUGGUGUAUAAAUAUUGGGAAAGAACGAACAAACAAACGAAGGAAUGAAUGAGUGCUGUCUCCGCACGAUGCCCGGCAGGAAAUCAGGAGGUGGGGUGUCUCCCCCUCCCCACUUUGAAUAACGCUCUGGUCUUCUGCGAUCUUUCCACGUGUCUCUGGGGUGGCUGGUCGCCUGUGGAGAGUCAGAAUCGCCUCCAGCCUCUUUUCUCCCACUCUCUCUGGGCAGAUGAGUCAGUCCAUGUGGACCUGCAGCUUCUUGGGGGUGCUGCAGGAGGCCUCAUUUGGCGAGAGAGGCAGAGAGAGCCCCCCCUCUGCACAGACCCCCCCUUCCUGGCUGCAGCAGGGCCUGCGAGGAUCUUGCCAAGGUGGGCGGCUGCUGUUCCUUUCUUCCUCCUUGCAAGCAACCCCGAGCGAGGGAGUAAAUUGAUUCCAGGCGGCUGGCUUGUUUUGGCUGGGGGACUCUAUCUCCUCCGCCGCCGCUGGGAGAGGAAUGUGGUUGGCGGCUGCUGUGAGCCUCUCUUAUCGGCCUGCCUUGCUGCGUCGGGGUUAGAAGGUGACCCCCGCGUAUCGUUGGGACCCAGCCUGAUAAGGAGGGGAGCGGGAGAGGAUCUGAGGGACUUGGGGGGGUGACGAGGAGCCCUGUUGCUCCUGCGCUGCUUUCCGCCUCCUCUGCGCAAGGGGGGCUUCUCCUGAGCAAGCAACACGAUCCAGCAGGCGUAUUGUUCCGCGUCCAGAUUCCAUUCCUUCAAGCUCUUGGAAACGAGAUGAGUCGCUCACAGGGCUUUGGGCUGCUUGGUUGGACUUGUGAUAUGCAAAAUAUGGAUCAACACACACACACACACACACACACACACACACACACACUUUCUGUUGGAAAGGGAAAGUGAGCAGAAGUGAGCCCCUAAGGGGGGAAACCAAUUUGCCCCGUUUCUGGGCAACCACAGACCCUGGAUUAGCUGCUGCUACUGUUCCUGCAGUCAGGGGCGUAGGAAGGGCAGUGUGGGGGGUGGGGGUUGCCCCAGGUGUCACCCUCGAGGGGGUGGCAAAAUGGCACACCUCGGGGGGCGGCACUUACCCCGGGUCCUGGCCUGCAGCUUGCCUGAGUCUCCACCCCCAUCGUUCUGCCUGGACACUGAGGUCCAGCUCCGAGGGCCUUCUGGUGGUUCCCUCCCUGCGAGAAGCCAAGUUACAGGGAACCAGGCAGAGGGCCUUCCUGGUAGUGGCACCCGCCCUGUGGAACGCCCUCCUAUCAGGUGUCAAGGCAAUAAACAACUACCUAACAGUUAGAAGACAUCUGAAGGCAGCCCUGUUCAGGGAAGUUUUUAAUGUGUGACACUUUAAUUUAUUUUUAAUUUUUGUUGGAAGCGGCCCAGAGUGGCUGGGGAAACCCAGCCAGAUGGGCGGGGUACAAAUAAUAAAUUGUUGUUGUUGUUAGUCUCUCCUGAGAGUGAUGUGGUGGCUCAGGGCCCAGUGCUGCCCAAAACGGCAGUGUGGGGCUUGCGUCCGCCAGGCGGACUACGUGGGCCGUUCGCUACGCUGCCCCCCUGGGUGGCUCGCCCCAACCCCGCCUCCCCGGGUGCCAGAGCAGCUAGCAGCCUGCCUGCAGUGCUGGAAGGUGGGCUGAGCUCUGCUGUCUCCCCGGGCAAAUUACUGGGGUGCCCCUUCCCUCCCAACCUGGAGCUCCUUGUGCCCAGGAAGUGCCUCCUUUGCCCUCCUUCUGCUGUACUGGGUGGGGGCGGUGGAAGAAAAGAAAGUAAGAGGUGACAUGAUGGAAUGUUGUGAAAUUAUUUGUGACAUGGAGAAAGUAGAUGGAGAACGAUUUUUCUCCUAACUUUGGAAGUCGUGGAUAUUUGAAGAAGCUGAAUGUGGGAAGAUUCAGGGCAGGCGAAAGAAAGUCCUUCUUCACACAGGGCAGGGUUAAACUGUGGAACUCAAACACGCCCCCCAGGAGGCAAGGAUGUCCACCAACUUGGAUGGUUUUAGAAUAGGCACAAGGCAAACUUGGCCCUCUAGCUGUUUUGGGACUACAACUCCCAUCAUCCCUAGCUAACAGGGCCAUUGGUCAGGGAUGAUGGGAGUUGUAGUCCCAAAACAUCUGGAGGGCCGAGUUUGCCUAUGCCUGUUGUAGAAGAUGAUUAGACCAACAUGGAGGAGGAGAAGGCUAUCAAUGGCUCGGCUCUGCUUCCAACAGUCAGAGUCAGCAGUGCUUCUGAAUCCCAGUUUCUGGAAACGGCAGGAGUGGUGAAGAGGGAUCUUGUGCUGGGAUCCUGCUUGCAGCAUCUGGUUAGCGCCUGUGAGAACAGGAUGCCAGACCAGAUGGGCCCUGGGCCUGAUCCAGUAGGCUCUUACUAGGUUCUUACAUGAGGCUUGGGGAUGUGCGCAGAAUGGUUGCCCUGGCUCUGAAGACAAAUGCCUCUCUCUCUCUCUCUCUCUCCUCUCUCUCUCUCCUGCCUCUUUCUCUAUCUGCCUCGCCCCCUCCUUGUUGCCAAGCCCUGUUCCAAAGCCCCCCUCCCAUCCUCCGUCUUGCCAAGCACACCGCAUGAAUGGCCCUUGAGUCCUCUGGGGGGCUGUUUGCAGAGCAAACUGUGGGGCUGAAAGCCUUUCAUUCUGUGCUUCCGUGCUCUGCGGCCGCCGGGGGUCAGCGAAACUGCUGAAGCAGCUGGUGUGGCGCAGGAGUGCGCAGUGCCCCGUCCCUUCGUGCUCAUCGGCCCGUGUGGGGCAGCAGCAGAGGGUCCUGGCCUGUGUGGCGACCAGGACCUGGCUGAGGGGUCCCAGCGCAAACGUGCUUUGUCCUCCAGACACACAGGAGCCUCUCUCAGGGCUGGGGGAGGGAGAGCGCAGGGGGCACGUCCUGGGCUGCAUCACUGUUUCCCGGCAAGGGCGGGCGUCCACUCUGGAAGUCCCCACAAGCUUUUCUCCUGAUCUCAUCUGAGAUGGAUUUUGAAAGCCUGGUGGGCAAGCAGAGAGCAGAGACCCCUGCCUCGUGGACCGAAGCAAACAGGGAGCCAGUUUCCCUUCCUUUUGGUUAAUUAGUAGCAGAUGCUGGGGGAGGGGGGCUGGUGUGGUUGCAAGAGGGGCCAAGGGCAGGUGGGGAGGCUGCUCAUGAAGGGGCACACGUGUGUGUGUGUGUGUGUGUGUGUUGCAGCCCACAGCUGGCGCAAACGGCCAAGUUGUGCAAGAAGGGCUGAGCCAUUCGCUUUGGGAAGCGUCCUUCCCCAGCAGUGCUCCUGGCCCCCUUCCUCCUGGCACGUCCUGGACUCGACCGUGCUCUGGGGGUGCCUCAGCACACAGAGGGGACUGUUUGCAGUGAAUGGGUUUGGAGCGGGGUUGAGAGGAAGGAGGGCUGUGAUAGGAAUUUUGAGGUCUUAGAUAUAUGUUAAAUGUUCAUAAAUGUACCAACCAAGCACGUACAGUGGUACCUUGGGUUACAUACGCUUCAGGUUACAGACUCCGCUAACCCAGAAAUAGUGUUUCAGGUUAAGAACUUUGCUUCAGGAUGAGAACAGAAAUCAUGCUCUGGCAGCGCGGCAGCAGCGGGAGGCCCCAUUAGCUAAAGUGGUGCUUCAGGUUAAGAACAGUUUCAGGUUAAGUACGGACCUCUGGAACGAAUUAAGUACUUAACCCGAGGUACCACUGUACAUAGAUCAGCACAGGAAGACCGACCUGAAACCAUUUUUGAUUCCCAAACUGACCUCAAUUACUUCUCUGCAACAUCAGAGUGGGAAACCUCCCCAUUGUCUCUUUCCUCACAAAUCCUGUCUUAAGGGCACAUUUAAGAUAUGAAUAGGGUGUGAGCCUGACCUGGCUCAGGAACUAAGUAUUUAUCAUUACAAAAGACUGGCCAGGCUCCCCAGGCAAUCCAAUCAAGUGACCAUUAAACAGGUAACCUGGCAGACAGGAGGUAAACAAAGCACUCAGAUUUCUGCUGUAGACCGCCCUUUCUGUGAUGUAGGUAUGAUGUUUCUGGGGGUGGUCUUGAUCUACAGGGUGGCAACUUCAAAAGUCUAUAUAAGGGCUUGCACACCAUUGUUAUGGGUUCCUCCUCCCUCCUGCAUGGGGUGAGUGAGGAUCCUGUUGCAACAGAUCGAUAAAGAUCAGGCUUACUAGCUGCUUUCCUUCUCAAUAUUCUCUGGUUGGCCUCUGUUGUUUUCUCCUACCGAUAGGGAACCUAUGUAAGGACUCUAUAUGGGCUCUUGGAUACCCCAUAAGGGAAAAAGGGCAGAUUUUUGUUUACAACAGGGCACAGCCCUGGUCUGGCCUUGACUCUUCCUAGAGUUGGAAGGGACCCCAACCCCCGGAAAUGCAGGAAUGGCAACCAGAGAAUCCCUGUCGGGUGGCUCCCCAACCUCUGUUGAAAAGCCCCCUGUUAUCAUCUGAAAUGGCACGAAGGAGAGACCAUCACCUCCUGUGGAAGUCCAGUCCACUGUCCAACAGCUCUUUCCAUCAGAAAGUUAUUUCUUUUUUUCUUCUUUUUUCAGAUUUGGUAAUGUUUGUUUUAGGUGGAAGAAUAUUAAGUGAGGAAAGAUUUACAUGAGAUUUCUCCACACCCAGAUUUUCUCAGUAGACCCCUACCUGAACAAAAUAAUUUAAAACUUAACAGAAAACAUUUUUCUGAAGUGCACUGCAGCAGCAGCUAUUUCUUUUCCCACUCUUCUCUUUCAAAUAUGGCUCAAGAUAAUGUUUGUCCUCUUCAUAUUUUACCCACUGUUCUUUCGGGAGAAUUUGUUGCCUCAUGGACAAGUCCAGCGCUCUCUUGAUGCGAAAUAAUCUCUCAUUACAUGCAUCUUCAGGAAGUCUCCUUAUCGCUUCUUUCACAUCUUCAUUUUCAUACAUUGUAUCAUCUCGCAUAAGUCCCAGUGCCCUCGCCGCCAUCUUGACGACCUCUGAGGAAACGCACACGCGCACCGGCGUUCGGGAAAAGCCAACAUUCCCCCUUUCAGAUCACGUGCUCACAGUCCGCCUACCCACCCACCGCGCUCCCUGUGCUGUCACACGAUCAUCAGAAAGUUAUUUCUGAUAUUUAGUCAGAACCUCCUUUCCAUCGGUUUGGGGUCCUCACCGCUGGAGCAGAGGGAAAACAAGCUCGCUCCAUUCUCCAUGUGACAACCCUUUCGGGAUGUGAAGGUGGCUCCCCUCUCCCCUCUCCAUCUCCUCUUCUCCAGGCUGAACAUACCCAACCUUCUCCAUUGUUUCUCACAAGGCUGGGCUCCCAGACCCUGGAGCAUCUCGGUCUCCUUCCUCUGCCCACCCUCCAUCUUGCCAAUGUGCAGAGUGCUGUGCGGCGUUCCUCGGGGAGAGUGGAUGGCAGGAGAAGGGGGGUGGAGUGUGGGGUCUUGCUGGAAAUGGCCCCCACCACACUGGCAGUGGGGAAGGACCUUGGUAAUAGCCAGAAGGGAACAGCCACAUUUAUAAACUUCCAGUGAAGGGGCUUGGAGACUUGGGCUCACCUGGAAAUCUAAAAUUUCUGGGGGGUUUCCAGUGUGUGCGUGGAUGGGAAUUUUGUGGGUGGGGGAAUUAAAACACGUCAUUCCGAAUAUUUACUUCUCGCCUUUGUGCUUUUAUUGAGCCAGGCUGGCUAUCGCAAACGCAGCUGCAAUCCAGACAGACCUCUCUUAGCAACGCUGCCUUGGCUGCCUCUAGCCUUAUUACAGCAGCCUGAGUCCCCUUGGCCAAUAUUGUUCUGAACCAUUGCUUUUAAAAAUAUUCCACUCGUUCUUAAAAACAAGAGGCUUCCUCAUUUCUCUCUAAAUGGCAUUGCUUUCUCUACUCUCAAUUCCACUUUUUUUUUUUUUUUUGUAGUUUACCACUGGCCCAAACAAAACAUAAAUAGCCAUGAUGUUGGUGUCCUAUUUGCGGUCUCCGUGGGGGAGAAAUCCUCUUUGCAGGGAGUGUGUGUGGAGGUUGAUAUCUCGAUGGCUCCUGCCUGCAGAUGCAAAGAAAAUGGAGACAAUCAGUGCAUCAGGGGGAUAGAUUACAACUGGUCCCUGUCCUGUAUUUGAAGGAGGGACUCCGAGAGGAGUUUUGCCCAGGCCUACCUAGAGAUGACAGAGAUUCUCCAUGAGACCCCACAGCCCUUCCCUGAGUCCUUCCGGAGCUGUCACGCUACAACUCCCACCAGGCUGUUAUUUGGGGCUGGUGGGACUUGCAGUCCAAAAUGCCUGAGGAGCCAGCCUGGGUUGGGGAAAGGUGCCCGGCUGUCUUCCACGAGGGCCAGCCAGCUGCCUCCUUGGCCCUCGCUGGGCCUCAUCCGGCGCUGUGAACGCAGAGAUCCCCAUUUCCGGCUGCUGCACCCCCGGGCAUCCUCCGGCACCUUGUCCUCCUCGAAUUGGCCUCGCCCUUGAGGGGCCUCCUGCAAUUAACGGGCAUGAGCGCGGCAUCAGGUGGCGGCUUCGGCAGCUAAGUGCUUCCAGCUGGUUGGCGGCUGCUUCUUAGCCAAGCAGUGGGGAGGUCAGGCCCACCCCACUGAGCCCCGGGCAGCGCAGGAAGCGGCACAAAUGCUUCCAGGACAUGGUCUGGGGAGGGGUGCACAUCGGUCCUUCGGCUGGCCACCACAAGAAGCGAAACGGCUGAUACCCUCAAGCUCUCCAGCAACAUUCUGGGGUUGGGAUUUGGGGUGCUGAGGAGAGUUGCUGGGAGGAGGUUUGAUGCCACCAGCCUUGGAUGCUUUUGUGCCAAAAGCCAACAAUCCCAGUUGUCCCCCUUGGGACUCCGCUUGCUUUCCCAGCACAUGGCGAUGGCAGAGGGGAAGCCGUAAUGUGGCCCCGUGGACAGAAGCAACUGCUUUGUGUUGUUUCACGAUGAGGCCUGCCCUGAGAAGGGCGCCUCUUUUCGCAUAAAGUUCUGCAGCCCCAAUGGAGCCUUUUUUGGGCCAGGGUGAUAUAUUGUCCCAAACCGGUAUUGUGAUAUUGGUUCCAUAGUUUUUGACCGGACGAUAUAUCGUGAAUCAUGAUGUGUGUUAGAGUUAGGUGAUAUAUCGUCUAAAACCGGUUUGAAGUGCAUAUUGUGAUAACGGUUUCACAAUGCUCUCCCUUGGAAUGUCCUCCUUCAGAUGUCAAGAUUAAGAACUGCAUAACUUUUAGAAGACAUCUGAAGGCAGCCCUGGAUCAGGAAGUUUCUAAUGUUUGAUAUUUUACUAUGCUCUACAUAUGCUGUAAGAGUGGCGGGGGAAACCUAGCCAGAUGGGUGGGGCAUUAAUAAUAAAAAUAAUUUUAUUAUUAUUACUGACCAGGCAAUAUAUUGCAAAUCAUGGGGGGGGGGGUGCAUGCUGUGUGUCAAAAUCACGAUGCAGGAAAAACCAUGAAGCCAGCCAGUUCCUCUCCAUAGCUCCAUCGUAAUUUCAGACAUGGUGCUGUAUCAGUAUAUUACGAUGUUUAGGUGGUGAUACAUCGCAAUGUUGAAAAGCAGAUCUCACUCAGCCCUUGUGCCCAGAGUGCCUGCAGUCCUGGCAAGUGGGACUAAACCCUGGCCUCUGAGUUUCCUUGCCCCCCCCCCUUUGAUUGCAAGUGCUGUUAAUCAUCUGCAGGCUAUUAGUGCAGAUGCCAGACCGGCUGGUGAUAAGGAUCUGAUUUAGACUGAGCUGGAAAAGCCACUUCUGGCUGUUGCCUGCCCUGCCCCAAAAACAGAGGAGGGCAAGUGGAGUUGAGGAGGUUGCAGCAAGUUUUGCUCAAAGUCUGCUACUUGAGGGCUAAGCGCUUCCUUUGCAAUGGACAGAGAGGGGAGGCGGCUGCCUGCCACAGACCAGAGACUGGGUGUGUUCAGAAGGACUUGCAAAAAAUAAAAUAAAGGCAAAUAAGAGGUUUGCAGAACCUCCGUCCUUCAGAGAUGUUGCUUUUUAACAACCGGUGCUGGCCGGAUUCAACUGCACCAUGGCAACGGGUUGGGAGAGGGGGUGCACGAUCACCAAGGCCACUGGAAAGAAAACACUUGGUUUUACUUUAAAAAGAAAUGUUAAAAGUUCACAAAGUGGUUCAGGCAGGCAUCUAGGGGGUGUGAGAGGGGUGCUGUGUCGAAGAAGAAGAGGGUCACCAUCACAACCAGCCACCCCAUAGUAUCCUGGGGGGGGUGUCCCUGUGCAGUUGCAGCUUUCGUGCUUGGGAAACUCACUUUCCCUGCCUGCAUGUGUGGGAUCCGUAGAAGCAGUGUGGCCUAGUGGUUAGCGUGCUGAACUAGGACCUGGAAGGGUUGUUGGGAGGGUGAAAAGCGGGGAGGAGAAUCAUGUAUGCCACUUGGAGCGCCUUGGAAGAAAAGGUGGUAUAUAAGUGUAAUAGAUAUCUUUUUUUAAAAGGAGACAACUAUCCAUACAUUAUGCUAGCCGCCCCACCCCUUGUUGCGCAGAUGGGCCCUGAUUGAGAGGGAAACGUGUUUGUGGCAGCGACAGGGAAUCACGUAGCUCAGUUGGCGAGGGCACAGUGCUGAUAAUGCCAGGGUUGCAGGUUUGGUCCCUGCAUGGGACACCUGAAUAUUCCUGAAUCGCAAGGGGGUUGGACUAGAUGACCCCAGGGUCCCUUCCAACAAUAGUUCUACGUUUCACCAGGACUGCUCCUUCUGGUGGCUGCUAAGAAUACCCAGCAUAGAUGGCAGCCGGUGUCAAAAGGGGGUUAGGAUGCAGUGCGGAAUAAACCAGGGAGGACCCUCUUAGUUCUGCAGCAGCGCACCUGUCCCGCAUGCAGAAGGUCUUGGGUUCGAUCCCUGGCGUUUCCUGGGACAGGAAUCCUGGCUGAACCCCGGAGAGUGGCUGCCUGUCCAUGCCCUUUGCUCUGGGGCUGCUCAGCGUCUCCGGCCAGGCGUUUGGGGCUGAGCCUGGCAGCUCCUUGCCCUGAGCGCAGAGCUCCUCGGCUGUGUGGGGCUUGGCAGGCGCCUCCGGAAGCCCAGCCUCCAUCUCCUCCGUUGCCUCUGUGCUCGGAGGCCCCGGCAGUCGCCCCCACCCCCCACCCCUUUGGCUCUGACAUCAAGUGGGAUUUGGGUUUCAUUUGGGGUUGAGGAAGCCUUUUCCUGGCGCAGAGGCAGGCUCCUGGAACCAGUAGCCGCCGCUUCCGUUUUUGCCCUGUCUUUCGCUCUGCGGGUCUCUCUCAGGGGAGCCUGUGUGUGUGUGUGUGUGUGUGUGUGUGUGUGUGUGUGUGUGUGUGGAGGCUCCCUGCCUCCCUCUCAUGUGAGAGCCUGGCUGGUUUAUCGCCCCCCCCCCCAAUGUUUCUGCGCCUUGUGGGUCAUUCUAAGCUGCCAAGUCUCGUCCUUGGGGGGCGAGCCCCCUGUCCCCCCAGUGCCUUCCCUGCCGGAUUUUCUCGUGCACGAGGGCAUAAGAAGUGUCGCCCCAUUUUAAAAUGUGGAUUUAUUUUAAUUGCAUUUAUAUAUAUAUACAGUAUAUAUAGAGAGAGAGAGUGUGUUCUGAUUUGUUACGAUGCAGCCCACUCAUACUUCUUGGGAGCAGUAUAUGAAUUGCAUUUUGAUAAGCAGUCUCUCCAGAUGUUGUGGGUGGACUCCCAAAUCUGACCCUCCUCCCUGACCAUGGGCUGAAAUCCUUGUCAACCCUUCAAGGCUGUUGUUAGCACAGCCUCAAACUGGCCGGCAAAGUCUCCUGGCAAUGUGAGGGUGCAGGUCUGUCCAGAAAUCUCCUCCUCCUCCUUCUCCUCUUCUUCUUCUUCCUCUUCUUCUUCCUCCUCCUCCUCUUCUUCUUUUUCUUUUUCUUCCUCUUCCUCUUCUUCCUCUUCCUCUUUUUCUUCCUCUUCCUCUUCCUCCUCCUCCUCCUCCUCCUCUUCUUCUUUUUCUUUUUCUUCCUCCUCCUCUUCUUCCUCCUCUUCCUCUUCUUCUUCCUCCUCCACCUCCUCCUCCUCUUCUUCUUCCUCCUCCACCUCCUUCCUUCUCCACCGCCCUUCACUGGGUAACAGCAGCGCUUUUAUCUCCCUCCCUGUUGCGGUCGGAAAAUCCACAUGGCUCUUAAGGAAAAUAUUUGCUCAGCAGCAGUUUUCGCAGGAAUUUGGGAAGCUAAUUUGAAAAAUCUGCUGGGAAGCCGACAAUGGGCCCUUUCAGCGUGUCACCGAGACCCCGCGGGGAGCAGUGCCUGCCUGCCUGCCUGCCCACCGAGCCCCAGCCCUUCCUGGCUCCCCCCACACCGAGGAAACCUUCGCCUUGUGCCAGGCCCAGAGGUGAGGGCAGGCAGGGUGGGGGCUGCCUUGGGAGCAGAGAGGGCACCCUGCUAGGCUUUGGUCCUGCAAGGGGGGGCAGGGCAAGGGGCCCACACUGGAAAGCGGCCAGUGGCUUUGGGGAAACAGGAGCUGGGCUUGCAACGCCUCUCGUGUUAGAGUCAUAGUUGGGAGGGAUCCGAGGGUCAUCCGGUCCCACCCCCUGCAAUGCAGGCAUCUCAGCUGAAGCAUCCCUGAGAGAAGGCCAUUCAACCUCUCCUUAAAAACCUCCAAGGAAGGAGAGUCCACAACUUCCCACAGCUCUUACUGUCAGAAAGUUCUUCCUUUCUUCUUGCAAUUUCUUCCUCCCAAGGAGAGGCGCUUGUGAGGUUUUCGGCCUCAGGCACUGCAAUAGCCAGGCUGGCUUUGGGUACACCCAAGACCCUCCUCGGAGCCCUUCCUCUGAGGCUGAUGGCAGCAGAGAGCAGGGCCUUUUCGCUGGUAGCUCCCCACCUGUUAAACACUCUCAGAGUGAGGGCUGCUGGGCACCUCCACUGACGUCUUUUUGGUACCAGGGGAAAGCUUGCCUUAGAGCGACUGAGACGAUUAUGUUUUACUGUUAGCUGUCAGUGUUGUACAUGGCUUUUCUCUCUUUUUUAAUGACAUGUUUAUGUUUUUAAAUGUAAGCUGCUUGGAGGCCUCCUUAGGCAACAACUGAUGAGUCAUAAUAGCAAUAAUAUUGAUAAUAAGGAAGAGCAUAAGAGCUGGCUGGAUCAGGCUAGGUGGAGCCAGGGGCGUAGGAAGGGGGGUGCGGGGGGUGUGGACCGCCCCAGGUGCCACCCUGAUGGGGGGGUGACAAAAUGACAGGCUGCACUCGUCACCACGGAGCCGGCAACGUGCACGAGCCACGCAUCUUGGCACCCACAGGCUCCGCAUUGUCUGCUGGCCUCCCCCCACAGCUGUAGGACGACUGAGGCCCUGCUGUGCGUCUCAUCCCUAUGGGCAUCAGGUGGCAGCAAGGCACGGAGCAUGCAGCGCCCAUAGGGAUAGGGCAUGCAGCGGGGCCUCAGCCGCCCUACAACUGGGGGGGCGAGGCAGUGGGCAGGCAGUGUGGAGCCUUAUGGGCGGUUCGCCCCACCCCUGGGCACUCCGCCCCAGGUGCCCGAGAAGCUUCCUCCUCUGCUGGGUGGAGCCCAUCCUUAAUGGCAUCCUGUUCUCACAGUGGUUAACUAGAUGCCUUUGUUGGGAAACCCACAAGCAGGAUUCGAAGACAAGAGCCCCAUCUCCUGGGGUUUCCAGCGACUGGGAUUCAGGAGCAUCGCUGCCUCUGGCGGUGGAGGCAGAGCAGAGCCACCCUGGCUGGGAGCCAUCGAUAGCCCUCUUCUCAUCCGCCAGGAAUUUGACCGAUCCUCUUUUAAAACCAGCCAACGUGGUGGUCACCACCGUCUCCUGGGGCAGGGAGUUCCUUAGUUGGUCUGCAGGAAGGAUUUCCUUUUAUCCGGCGGUCAGCAAACUUUUCCAGCAGGUGGUCAGUCCACAGUCCCUCAGACCUUGUGGGGGGCUAUAUUUAUAUUUUUUUGGGGGAUGAAUUAAUUCCUAUGCCCCACAUAUAACCCAGAGAUGCAUUUUAAAUAAAAGGACACAUUCUACUCAUGUAAAAACACGCUGAUUCUCGUACCGUCCACGGGCCGGAUUGAGAAGGCAACUGGACAGGAUCCGGCCCCGGGCCUUAGUUUGCCUACCCAUGCUUUUAUCUGUCCAACAUUGGAUGUCCACGAGUUUGAGUAAUACGAGAGAGGGAUAAAAAUUUUCCUGUGCCAGGCAUGAUUUUACAAACGCCUAUCAUGUUGCCUUUUGCUCCCCUUUGCUCUGAACCAACUCCCCCCCCCCCCAAUGCCACAUCCUUUCCUCCCAUCAUCCCCUUGAUUGUGUUGUGAACCUUUCCCGGCUCUUCCGUAUCUGUUUGGAGGUGGGGCGACCAGAACAGGGCACAAAAUUCACAACUCUGAUGCUUGACAGGGGUGGGGAUGUUGUUUUCCGCUCUGCCUCGGGCAGCAAAAUACCUUGAACCGAUGCCGCAGUGGCACAGCCAGUCCUCUUAACAAGAGCGUGGCAGAGGCAACAUUUGCGCAUGAAGACGCCCCUGCCCAGCGCUCAGCGCCCCCAGGCUGUGCCUGGAACCAAGACGUUAGGAAAGUCCCCCCCCCAUCUUGAGCAUCCGCUGUGCCCCCUUCCCUGCCCCCCCAGCCACAGGGAAAGAGCUGCGUUCCUGCUAGGUGGGGCUGCGGCCGUGCAAUCCAGCCUUGGAAAGCCCCUCUGUCUAAUCAGAUCCAUGUGGCGCUCGCCUGGUCCAUGCGCAGCCGGCCGCGGGUGGGGAGAGGGAAGCCGCCCUGGACUCUUGGCCGGCGAGAGGAGUCUGGAAUGGGAGGCAGCUGUGUCAACAGGACCUGGGCUCGGCUCUGGCAGAAAAGAAACCGAGGCGUUUUGGCACACCUUGCUCUGCCCAAGGGUGACCCCCCUCUCCCCGUGUGGGCACAGGCAGGCAGCCGUGCCCGUUCCAGUUGCUGUAUCAGGCCGGUGGGGGAAGAGAGGUUGGCUUCCCAGUAGUGCCUGCUCUGACUGGAAGCAGCUGCCCCGAGUCUCUGGGGCGUGGGUCCUUCCCAGCCUUGCCCUAGAGCAGCCUUUCUCAACCUGUGGGUCCCCAGAUGUUGUUGAACUACAACUCCCAUCACCCCUGUCUAGCAAGGCCGGAGCUCAGGGAUGAUGGGAGUUGUAGUCCAACAACAUCUGGGGGCCCACAGGUUGAGAACCACUGCCCUUGAGCAUGGGUAGGCAAAGUAAGGCCCGGGGGCCAAAUCCGGCCCAAUCACCCUCUAAAUCUGGCCCACGGACGGCCUGGGAAUCAGCGUGUUUUUAUAUGAAUAGAAUGUGUCCUUUUAUUUAAAACGCAUCUCUGGGUUAUUUGUGGGGCACAGGAAUCCGUUCAUUUUUUAAUAUAGUCCGGCCCCCCACAAGGUCUGAGGGACAGUGGACCGGCCCCCUGCUGAAAACGUUUGCUGACCUCUGCCCUAGAGACUCCGGCAAGGUGUUGAAACUCCCUCUUGAGCUCAGCAUCUCCUCCUGAGCAUCCUCAAGGAUUUCUGGAAGGGACCGGCAGAAACCGCUGGCCCCCCUUUGGCAGAUCGGUCCUUGCAGCGUCCGGAGGGGAACGGCCAUUGUGGCUCCAUGGCAGAGCAGAAGGUCCCAAGUUCAGUCUCCAGGCACUGGCUGCUGGGAAUGUGCCCUGCCUGACACCAGAGCCAUUGCUGCCAGCCAGUGUAAACAGUAUUGAGCUAGAUAGAAUCCAUACCCGCCAACAUUUCUCAGAUAAAAUAGGGACGCCCUGUCCUCCCAUCAGGAAGCUUCUCCAGCGUUUGAUCUUGUGGCACAGACAGAUGUCAUCUGCUCAUCGACAUCGGUCACCUCCAGCCAAUGGCAACCUCUCUGCCUCACAGGAUUGUUGUAAAGGAAAAAUGUGCAGGGAAAGGAAUCGUGUGCACCUUCCACAAAUAAAUGGAAAUAGAAUUUUAGCUGUAAGCUGCCGUGAGUCGCCAUCAGGGGAAAAAGCGGAUGAUGAUGAUGAUAAUAAUAAUAAUAAUAAUAAUAAUAAAUACUAAAUGGAAACUGUGAGAUUGAUCAGGAACAUACCAGAGAGCAAAUCCUACUGAAGUCAGUGGGACUUCGUUCUGAGUAAAAAUGCUUCAGACUGCAGGCUGCCCAGUCUUGACCCAGUUACCUGGGAGUAAGCUCCAUGGACUACAGUGGGAUUUGCUUCUGAGUAGACCGUGUGACUCUCUAUUUACAAUAAAGGAAUCGGCACUCGCUGCUUUUCCUAAGAAAUGGCUGGCUGUGGAAGCAUUGCAACGAAAGAAUUUCAAGUGGUUUGGUGGGCUUUUUCUUCAGAAUUACAGGAAGGGCUCUGUAUGGCUGCUUCACCAUUUCCUUCAUUUGGUGCAGGGAUUUUAUUUUCAGCAGAAACAGGACUCUCCUCUCUUCUCCUCUCUCUCCACUUUUAAUUGUUCUCUGAGAUGUGAAGGAAAGGAAAAAGGUGAAACAGUGACAUUCGGGGAUUUACUGUAAUCAUGAACCAGGACAGCUUCUGUAAUUCCGCAAGUGUCCCUGGAAAACCAGGGCACUUGGAGGGUAUAAGAAUCACCAGAUCUUAAGAGUUGGAAGGGACCCCCAAGAGUCAUCUAGCUGUGCCCCCUCUCGCAAUGCCGGAAUCUCAACUAAAGCACCCGUCUUGGGGGGGGGUGUCUCCCUCGCUGUGCGGGAAGUUCAUGUGUGAGUGGUCUUUGCCCCUGUCCCUGAGUGAAGGGGGGGGUCCUUAGCCUCCCGCCCACCCUCCCCAAGUGCAAGACCCCCCACCUCCCCCUUACGGCCACCGUCCCUUAUGGCAGGGGGCGAGGACCCCACCCCAGCCACACGCAACCCUCGAGCCCCCCCUCUGCCCACUCAUCACACUCCAGAAACACCUCUUUCCUUUUAAUUUUUUUUAUUUUUUGUACAAAAACGCUUACACAGCCCAGUUUUUACAAAAAAAAGGCUCCGUCCGUGUUAGAAAAGAGAGUUGUUCCCAGAAGAAAUGGGACAUAAUCCUGUCUUAUAAAUAUUCUCUAAGCGUCCAUAAAGCUUUGCUUCCCGAUAAGCUCCCCUAGAGAGCUCCGUCUCGUGCCCCCCUCCCCCCACCCCGACUUCAAGAAGGGGCUGCUGGUCUUUCCUUCAUCUGCUUGCCCCCGGCUCGGCAAAAGGAUCCUUUGUUGCCAGAACAUGGAGCCCUCUUGCCUUGCUCCGCGGCCCCUGGCCACUCUCCGGGCAUCCCUGGGGCGGCCAUGCCUAAGCGGCCAUCUAGUCCAACGGCAUCGGGUCCACCCUUGGGGAUGCUGUGCUCGGAACGCCUAUGGGGACUUCGUGUUGCUACGGGGCAACCCCCCAGGCAGGCUGGGACCUGAUUUUUCGCCCCCGGCUGCCAGCUUCGCUCGGCCCCUUCUUUGGCUCUAGAAGUAGGAAGGCCGCAGGGUCCUGGGGGCAGGUCGGCUGGCCGUCUGCGGCUGCAUGAGCGGCACCUCGUACUCCAGGCCGUUGGGGGCCGCUUUCUGGCCGUGGCCCCCCAGGUCCCCGUUCUCCUUCACCCCCUCCAGCUCCAGCGGGCCGGCAGCUCCAGAGGCGGCGUGCGCCUGUCUCCUCCUCCUUCUCCUCCGGCGCACGUAGUAGGAAGCAGCGGCCACGGCGGCGGCAAGCAGCACCGCGGAAGCCACGGCGGGCACCACCACGAGCGCCAGGCUGGUGCCCUUGCCCUGGGUGACGGGCGCAUGCUGCUGGUGAGUCAGGUGCAACGUGCGGACCUCCACGCACAGGUCGUCCUCGUGCGCCUUGGCCCCCAGCGGCCCCACACAGAUGUGGUAGGAGGAGUUGGGCGCCAGGCCUCGCACGGUGUACUCGGGCAGAGAGGCCGGCAGGCGGAGGGUGACAGGGCGCUUGUCCGGCCCAGAGAGACUCCAGUAGGUCAGGCGAAUCCCUUUCAGCUCCAAAGACGACCAGGCCUCGUUCUGCAGGUCCACCUUCAGCGAGGUGCCCCCUACGUGCUUGAUGGCCAGCUGAUCUGGAGGGGCGGGUACCCGGGCGGCAGUGGGCACAGCUGUCGCCCGGGCCCUAGUCUCGCAGUAGGGGCCGGUGAAGCCCACAGGGCAGGCACACUCCAGGUGGUUCUGGGCAUCCAGCUGGCACACGCCCCCGUUGAGGCAGGUGCCCGGCGGGCAGAGGCGAGGCUCCGCACUGGGCAGGCCUUCUGGCAUGGUGGGCGAGGUUGCCGACGUUGGCUCUGUGGGGCCGGCUGUGCUGGGUGCUCCCGGGCGGCUGGGCGCAGGUUCAGCCACAUCUGGGCCGGCAGUCUUCUGCGUGCCCACGCUGCUGGUGGUGGUGGUGGCCGGGCAGCCGAAGUCUGCGUAUUCCAGGCUCUGGAGCAGCCGGCCGGCGUUCCUGGGCGGGAAGUGGCAGCGAGUCUCCUCGGGCCUCCGCAGCAGAGCUUUGCCGCUGGCGGCCCAGCUGACGAACCAGCUCAUGGGGCAGACGCAGUUGAAGGGGUUGGCAGCGGCCGCCACGGCGCGCAGCCGGGGGAAGGAGGCGAGGAACCCCCCCGGGAGGCUGCUGAGGUUCAGGUUGCUGAUGUCCAGCUCCUGCAGGUUGCGCAGUUCGCGGAAGUCCUCGGGGCGCAGGUGCGAGAUCUGCGCGUUGCCGGCUAGGCUGAGCUUGGUGAGGCCCCGCAGGAGCUGCAGAGCCGAGGGCACCGCGGGCAGCAGGUUGUCGGAGACGUCCAGCUCGUGCAGGGCGGCCACGCUCCGCAGCAGCUCCUCCUCCACCUCACCCAGGCCCAGCCCGGCGAUCUUCAGCGACUCAAGGUUGGGGACGCGGAAGGCGCCCGGAUCGAGGGCGGUCACCUUGUUCCGGCUGACGUCCAGGAGGAGCAGGGUGGGCAGCUGGAGGGGUGGCAGUGUCCGCAGCUGGUUGUCCUGCAGCUUCAGCUCCAGGAGGUUUUCCAGCGAGUCGAAGGCGGCCGGGUGGAUGUGCUGCAGGUGGUUGUGCUCCAGGUAGAGCCGCUCGAGAAGGCGCAGGCCGUGGAAGCUCUCGUUGGUGACCUCCCGCAGCUGGUUGGAGGAGAGGUCCAGGUUGCGGAGGCCGGCCAGCGGGCGGAAGACGUUCUUUGGGAGGCUGGCGAUGAGGUUCUGGGACAGGUCCAGCAGCUGGAGGGCCGGCAGCCCCGCGAAGCUGUCUUCGCCCAGGGACCGGAUGCCGUUCUCAAAGACGUACAGGUUGGCCGUGUCCGGGGGGAGGCCCUGCGGGACGGUGUGGCUCCUCCGGGAAAUGCAGAAGACCGUCUGGGGCUGGCCGCACUGGCAUUCGGAGGGGCAGGCCCGGGACAGGAUCCCGGCGGGGAGGACCAGCAGCGCCCAGAGCGCCAGCUGCCUCAUGGCGCGGCUCCUGCGGGGGAAAGAGAGAGCUGGGUUGGACGGUGGCACUUCUGACCGUUCUGCUGCAAGCCCCCACCCCACAAGUUCCUGUCCUUCUGGAAAUCUGAUUCGCAGCCCAGCUGGAUUCUGCUGGCAGAGUCCGACUGGGUUUGUGCCCAGGGAAGGAGGCAUGGCAAGGGUUUGGCACCGGAGGGGAUUGUGGUAGUUCCUGCAAGGCAGGGGCAUGUUUCUGGUGAGACACCCCCCCCCCGCCAUUCAAAGCAAUACAGUGGUAUCUCGUGUUACAUACGCUUCAGGUUACAGUCUCCGCUAACCCAGAAAUAGUGCUUCACGUUAAGAGCUUUGCUUCAGGAUGAGAACAGAAAUCGUGCUCCGGCGGCGCAGCGGCAGCAGGAGGCCCCAUUAGCUAAAGUGGCGCUUCAGGUUAAGUACGGACCUCCGGAACGAAUUAAGUACUUAACCCGAGGUACCACUGUAGUGUACAAUUCUUACCCCCUGCCUUUACUGUUCCUUAGGAACUGGGAGGUUACCGUAUUUUUCGCUCUAUAAGACGCACUAUUUGUCUAUAGGCUCAGUCUCGCGCAACGUGGGGGUGGUGGAUUUCAUCAUAAAAUCUACACCUGGGCAAGGGGGGGUCCCACCUCUCCUUGGCCAGUCGUCCUGCCCCCCCUUUGUCCUCAGGUGACGCCUGGUGCUGCCUAACGUCCUGCUUUUUGGACACCCAGGGGUCACACGGGAAUCAGAGGAUCACAGGAUUGUAGAGUCGGAAGGGACCAUGAAGGUUCUCUAGUCCAACCCCCUGCAAUGCAGGAAUCUUUGGCCCAACGUGGGGCUCGAACCCACAACCCCGAGAUUAACACGAGUCGGUGCCGACACCACUAGUUAAACAAUUCUUGAGAGAAUUUUUAUGGAUUCUCCUUCCCAGUUGUUUGCUGAUAUCCAGUAGUGGAGAUUGUUUAGAGAGGGUUUUUUUUUUGGAAGUCAAAAGCCAUUACUGGGGCAAACCUAAUCGAAAGCUUAAUUAUGGUUCGAAUGAAGUCUGUGGUUUGGGCAUGCCAGAAACGACAAAGCUUAUAUUUUGCGAUAAUUGGGCAAAACCAGAAUCAGAAACUCUGGCACGAGGUGGAUUUGCAAACUAUAUUUUUUAACCCCCUGUUGGAAAGGACAGGCCGUCGUUACAGCUCUUGCCACAGCUCUGGAGGCUCUUGCACCAGGGAGUCAGCUUACGAAACGGAGAGGGAGGAAAAUGAAAACAGACCAACAGCUCAAAGACCCGCAUCUCUUACUCUUCCCCACUUCCGCCCACCCUGGCAUGUGGCGCCUCUGCCAGGCUCACCAGGGAGGGAAUAGGGGGCAGCCUUUCUCAGCCCUGCCUGGGACAUUCUACAUGCCAAGCAGGCGUCCUUCCUUGGAGCUACAGAUAAAGGCACGCAGCCCCAUGUAGUCGUCGCACUGCAGCUCUCUCUGAAGCUGCUGAAGGGGGGGUGCCUGCCCCAGAUUGCCGCCCCUGCGCCGAACCUUGGCUGCCCCUGCCCCCAAAUGUCUAUCGCUUGAGUCAGGCAAGUGAGGUAGAUCCAUCUGGCUGAGUCAAGGGAGCCCCACCCAGCCUCCUUCUGCGCUGCGUCUCCUGCCUGCCACCCAGGACUGCUCCCCACCAGCUGCAGCAAACUGGACGUCCCGCAGCCCGGGGAGGGGGGAGCCCUUGCCCUGCCAGCCCCCCAGCCGCGUUUGGCUCUGGGCAGGAGCAUUCAGGAGGAAGCCCCCGGGGCCUCAGUCCGGCAGAGGCAUCUUCAGGGCUCCGCAUACGGGGAGUUCUUACUGCAUCCAAGGCUGGAAAAGGGAAGAGGGGGUGGGAGAGACGUCCGAAGGGCUGCCCCCUGCAAGAUGGAGGAAGCUUGUUUUCUGCUGCUCUGGACCCAGUCCCAUGAAUCCAAAUGGCAAGGAGCUUCUCCACCCCCAUCGUUCUGCCCGGACACUGAGGUCCAGCUCCGAGGGCCUUCUGGCGGGUUCCCUCACUGCGAGAAGCGAAGUUGCAGGGAACCAGGCAGAGGGCCUUCUCGGUGGUGGCGCCCACACUAUCCCAUCAGAUUUCAAGGAAAUAAACAGCCCUCUGGCUUUUAGAAGACACCUGAAAGCAGCCAUGUUUAAGGAAGUUUUUAAUGUUUGAUACUUUAUUGUAUUUUUAAUAUUUUGUUGCAAGAUGGGCAGGGUAUAAAUAAUAAAUUACUACUACUACUACUACUACUACUACUACUACUACUUAAAGGUAAAGGGACCCCUGACCAUUAGGUCCAGUCGUGACCGACUCUGGGGUUGCGGCACUCAUCUCACUUUACUGGCCAAGGGAGCCGGUGUACAGCUUCCGGGUCAUGUGGCCAGCAUGACUACGCCGCUUCUGGCGAACCAGAGCAGCGCACGGAAAUGCCGUUUACCUUCCCGCCAGAGCGGUACCUAUUGAUCUACUUGCACUCUGAUGUGCUUUCGAACUGCUAGGUUGACAGGAGCAGGGACUGAGCAACGGGAGCUCACCCCAUCGCGGGGAUUCGAACUGCCGACCUUCUGAUCGGAAAGUCCUAGGCUCUGUGGUUUAACCCACAGCGCCACCCGUGUCCCCAUUUAUUACUACUACUACUAUGAUUCUGACUCAGUAUUGAGAAGGGCUUUCCGGUGGUAUGCGCAGUGGAAUGUGCUUAACCUCCAAAGGUGAUGGACUCUCCUUCGUUUGAGGUUUUCAAGCAGAGGUUGGAUAGCCACGUGCCAGGGAUUCUUCCGUUGCGAUUCCUGCACCGCCAGGGGUUGGACUAGAUGACCCCGGGCUCCCUUCCAACACUGCAAUUCUACAACUUACAUUUAUUGCUCCCUGUGAUGGGCAGAGAUGGCUCCCACCCGGGGGGGGGAGAGAGAAGAGCAGCUUCAUGUGCUCCCCCCUCCAAAGGGAGUGGCGCAUGUCUCACUGCAGCCACGUCUCCCUGUUCGCACAGAGGCGUCUUGUGACUAGCCGGGAAAACCCAUCUUGCUUCCUUGCUGCCAAGCCCCUGGGGAGUCACAGAGCGUUUUUCUGCGCAUUGUAAGGCGGGCAGCCGUUGGUCAAAACACUCCAGUGUCAUUCCACCUCUCUCACUCCAGUUGAUGAUUUCAUUCUGCGUAACCGGUCUCUCCUCCUUGUAUAUAUUAGCAAUGUCUCAGAGGGAGGGGGGUCAGCCUAAGCCUGUCAUCAAUUCAUGUCUCCAAAGGUCACCGGAAAAGAGCAGAGGAACAGCCUUGUGCAAGAGAGCCCCCCAGCAAGGAAACAAAGGGAAACAGAGCAAACUUUUGGAAACCCCUGGCCUUUGGGUGCUGCUGACGGAAAACCGUGGGUGGGGGGCAGAGAAAGAGGGGGGAGAUGUGGAAGGAAAACACGCACUCCCCUCUCUCCAUGAGGAUCUGGCUCUCCCCCCCCCAAAACUGUCAAAAGCCCAGGAGGAACCCUGCCCUCUCCAGAGGGGUGACGAAAUAAUAAUAACAAUAAUAAAUUUUAUUUAUACACCACCCUCACCAGCUCAGGGCAGCUAACACCAGAUAUAAAACAAUUGAUUGAAAUACAACUUAAAAACAAGAUUAAAAUACAACAUUAAAAUGCAGCCUCAUUUCAGCAGAAACUCAAGAACUUUUUGGGGGAUGAAAACGUCAAGUCUUCACCAAGGCUAACUAUCCAGACUGGUCCUACGUGGGCCAGAAAAAAGCCAGGGAAGUCCCCAAAUAGGAGUUCUAUCACAGAAGGAAAAAGGGAAAAAAGAAACUCCUGUUUGGCUUCUUCCCCUAUCUCAAGAGCAGCCCUUUUCUUGGGUUGAGAGUUUCCUAGGCUCCUGAAUCCCACAGACUCCCAAAGAGUUGCAGCGGAUGCCUCUCUCUGCCCCUGCCCAGCCUGCAAUUCCCUCUCUGGCAAGUGGACCAAGAGUCAGGAGCUGGAUCUGGUCUGCUGGACAUAUCUAGAUCUGGACAGGUGGAUCAUGGUGGGCACCUGCCAAUCACCUGAGGCCAGGUGAGGUCAGAGCCAGCAGCCGGACUGUAGAGGUGCUUCACGCCCCUCGCUCCCGUGCAGUUCCACUGCGGGGCCAAUCCCAGCAGGGCUGGCGCUGAGUGCCGGGUUUAAAGGUGCUGAAUACCAGGCCUGCUUGCAGACUGCCCUGGAAGGGACUGAAUCAAGAGCCCUGGUGGAAUGGAGAUUCAGAGAACCAUAGAACUGUAGAGUUGGAAGGGGCCCCGAGGGUCAUCUAGUCCAACCCCCUGCAAUGCAGGAAUUGCACAGAGUUGCAUCAUGGGUGGGGCUAAGUCCUGCAAGUGGACCCUGUGAUAGGAAUUUUGAGGUCUUAGAUAUAUGUUAAAUGUUCAUAAAUGUACCAACCAAGCAUGUACAUAGAUCAGCACAGGAAGACCAACCUGAAACCAUUUUUGAUUCCCAAACUGACCUCAAUUUUUUCUCUGCAAGGUCAAAGUGGGAAACCUCCCCAUUGUCUCUUUCCUCACAAAUCCUCACAAAUCCUGGGCACAUUUAAGAUAUGAAUAGGGUGUGAGCCUGACCUGGCUCAGGAACGAAGUAUUUAUCAUUACAAAAGACUGGCCAGGCUCCCCAGGCAAUCCAGUCAAGUGACCAUUAAAGAGGUAACCUGGCAGACAGGAGGUAAACAAAGCACUCAGAUUUCUGCUGUAGAUCGCCCUUUCUGUGAUGUAGGUAUGAUGUUUCUGGGGGUGGUCUUGAUCUACAGGGUGGCAACUUCAAAAGUCUAUAUAAGGGCUUGCACACCAUUGUUCUGGGUUCCUCCUCCCUCCUGCAUAGGGUCAGUGAGGAUCCUGUUGCAACAGAUCAAUAAAGAUCAGGCUUACUAGCUGCUUUGCUUCUCAAUAUUCUCUGGUUGGCCUCUGUUAUUCUCUCCUACCAAUAGGGAACCUACGUAAGGACUCUCUAUGGGCUCUUGGACACCCCAUAAGGGGAAAAGGGCAGAUUUAAUUUGUUUUCAACAACCACACAUGGAAGUGCUUUAGUGUCUGGAAGAGGCGAUCCCAAAACUUGCAAGCCAUGCAAGGUUUGGGUUUGAACAGGGAAGGCAUCUAGCCUCCCACAUGUGGAUUCCCCCCCACCCCACCCCCCAAAAAACACCUGGCAUGAGCUUGUGUGUUUGGAUGCAAUACUUUCCAAGUGAAUUCUCCCGCUGGAAAAAGUGCAGGCGGGCACCCAGGGCAGGAAACGCUGCUUUUGCCCAAGCGGGAGAGUCGUGGUUCUGCUCCUCCGCUCGCUCUGGAGACCAUCAGUUGCUCUUUCCUGGCCUGGGACACGCCCCCCCAGGGCUGCCACCCUCGCCCACCCCAGGAGGAGGGAGCAGUGAGAUCCCCCAGACCCCAUUAUGUGGGGCAGAGCCUGUCCUCUCAACAUCUUUGAGAUUCCGGCUCUGCUCCUCUCUGUGUUCUUAGCACAGCCGUUCAGCCAGGCAUGGGUUUAAUCCUGCUAUUUUUUAGUGGGGGGGGGGGAGAGAGCAGAGGGAGAGGAAAACUCCCCUUCUUGUUCCCCGAAGUGGGAGUGAGGCUGGAGUGGGUCCUGGGCAGCUCAGGAAUGCCCCCUCCCCAAAGCAUGAUGGGGUCACAGGAAGGGGGGGCUGAUGCUUUCUCAGCAUGUCUGUCAGCCCUUUUAAUAAGUGAGCUAAUGAACUUCGGCAAAGGGGGGGCUCUGGAAUGGUCCCCCCAAAGCUGGCACCACACAGACAGGUAACAAAGGUUGGAAUGUGCAGCUGGAGGAAGGAGGGAGGGGGCAGGCCUGGGAUGGGCCCCCUCCCUGGCAGGAUGACCGAUGAUGGUCUCGCAGGGAAGAAAUCUCCUGAAGGGAAUCGGUGGGGAGGGGCAUUUUCGCCCCCUCUUGCAAUGACAGAACUUGGGAGCGAGAGAGAAAGAGCUACGGCACAUGCUUUCCAUAAGGCAGGAUUCAGCGAUGGUGCUCAGGGCCACAGAACCAGGCAGGCUCAGAGGCAAAGGACACUCCUUGCUACUGCCAGUCAGUGUCAACAAUUCUGACAAUUGUGGAGUGGGAGGGGACCCCAAAGGUCAUCCAGUCCAGCCCCCUGCUGGGCUGUUUUGGAGAGUGUGUGGUUCAUAGUGUCAGAAGGGACUCACACCGGCCAUUAGUCCAACCCCCCUGCAAUGCAGGAAUCUCAGCUAAAGCAUCCAUGACAGAUGUCCAUCCCACCUCUCCUUAAAAACCUCCCAGGAAGGAGAGUCCACAAUCUCUUGUGAGAGUCUGUUCUACUGGUAAACAGCUUUUACUGUCAACAUCAACUUCAUUGGACUGGUCCUGUUGUGCGGAUGCCUGAUUUUCGUCUUCCAAAGCAACUGCUCUAUUCCGAACUUAAAAAUGGAAAGCGUAAUGCUGGUGGUCAACAAAAGAGGUUUAAAGACUCUCAAGGCAAAUCUAAGAAAAUGUAGUAUAAACACUGACAGCACUGGCCUGCGAGCGCUCCAGUUGGAGAACAGCCUUGACCAACGUGUCAUGGGCUUUGAAGACACUUAAACUCAGGACGCAAGGGAGAAAGGUGCUAAGAGGAAGGCACGCUUGGCAAACCCUCACCGUGAUCAACUCCCACCCAGAAACCAAUGUCCCCACUGUGGAAGGACAUGUGGAUCCAGAAUUGGCCUCCACAGAAACUUACAGACUCAUUGUUAAAACCGUGUUUAUGGAAGACAAUCUUACUCGGCUACGAGGGAUCGCCAAAGAAGAAGGAGAAAGAAGAAAUCUGUCAGAAACGUUUUCCUGAUGUUUAGUCAGAAUCUUUUUCUUGUAACCUGAAUCCACUGGUUCCAAGCUUGCUCCCUCUUCCAUGCAAUGUACAGUGGUACCUCGGGUUAUAGACGCUUCAGGUUACAGACGCUUCAGGUUACAGACUCCGCUAACCCAAAAAUAGUACCUCGGGUUAAGAACUUUGCUUCAGGAUGAGAACAGAAAUCAUGUGGCAGCAGCGGGAGGCCCCAUUAGCUAAAGUGGUACCUCAGGUUAAGAACAGUUUCAGGUUAAGAAUAGACCUCCGGAACGAAUUAAGUUCUUAACCCGAGGUACCACUGUACUGAGAUCCUUGAAGAUGGUUCUCGCAUCCCUCUCUGUCUCCUCCAGGCUUGCUUCCCAAACUCAGCAUCCUGCCCCGCCAGCGCAAGGCAGCUCCCUACCUUCCAAGGCUGGCCAAGUUAUUUUGGCACCUGAGACACAAAGUCCCAGAAGUGCGUCUCCCUGCAGGCAAAAAAUACCUGGCCACUAAAUUAAAUAACCGUUUGCUGCCCUUUCUUGACAUUCACCAGCCGCCGCCUGGGGCAACCACCUCCCUCUCUUGCCGAAUGGCAGGGGCCGGCCACAGGCGGAGAGCGAAGGCUUUGAUCAGGGAAGCCAACGUGGUGCCCCCUCUGAAGUUUGGACUGAAGCUCUCAUCACCUCUAGCUGGGAGGGGACAGGAGUUGUAGUCCCCAACAUCUGGGGGCCUGGGAGCUGGGUUUAGAGCCAUUUGCAGCAUGUGGAUCCCUCAGCAGCCAUGAGGCCCUGUGCAUAUGGAUGCUGAGAAGAAGGCUGGAUUUCAGAAUACCAGGGCACUGGGGUGAGGGGCAAACAGCAGGGGCACAGCUUCCGUGCCAACUUCUUUCAGUUGCUGCUAGGCAGCGAGGGAGCCGGCGGUGGGAAUCUUGGACUGGGCUCCCUUGAGCUAGGUGGUACUGGAUCUGGUCUGCCAAAUCGCUCCUUUGGAGAAGCUUAGAAGUCAUCCGAGAGAGACAAAGGGCUUGGGGAAAGAUCUCGAUGAGAAGCGGCUUUGUUUUUUGUAGGGACAGGUGUGCCCGUCCUGCGUUAAAGGCUUUGGGCAGGAUUUCCUGGGUUGAAAUGCUUUACGUAAUAAGCCAGUCUUGCACUGGUAUUGUAUACUGUUAUUUGUUUCGAGGUUGGAAAAAAAAAUCAAAUAUUUAACAACAAAGCACCUUGCCAUUUGUUCCCUGCGUUUGAACUUUUCCGAGGCACCUGCCUGGCUGCUCUUGAGGCUAGCUGGGACUUGGGCUUGAUCCUGCCCACGUCUCCUACCUGCCCUUUCAAGCUGGGAGCUGUGCCUGGUCGGCCGGCCUGCCUGCCCUGCUGCCCUCCUUGACUCUGCAGUCACUUUGGCUGUGUGACCCGGCUCAAGAAAUGCCAAACUGACUGGGCGUACCAGUUUCCAUUGGUAGAUUAAUCAAGUACAUUUGUGUUCAGGUGGGGAUAUUUCUACAUAUUUAAAUGAUGCCCACGUGUGCGUUACCUGCGCCAGGGUAUCCUCUCAGUACAGGCGUCAUCACCUCUUCUAAAGGCAACGCGUAAAUAUAUGAAAGCUUCAAAGAACUGUAGAGUUGGAAGGGAACCCAGGGGUCAUCUAGUCCAACCCCCUGCAAUGCAGGAAUCCCAACACAUCCCUGACCAGAUGACUACCCAACCUCUGCUUAAAAUCCUCCAAGGAAGCCCACCGCUUCCCCAGAGAGUUUUAAGUCCGCUGCCUAGUUAAUUGGCUUUUAGUUAAUUGAAAUGUCUUUUUAAUGGGUUCACCCAACUGACAAGCUCUUGGUCCUUGAUGCUUGAUGCCAGAUUUUGCCUCCCUGGGUAGCUGCAGCCACAGCCGGUGUGUGUUUGUGCAUGGCGGGGGCUGGGGGGCAGGUUUCCUCUCCCUUUACUACACAGGGUGGAGCAGGCAGCUGUUGCAGGGUCCUCUCCUGCCAGCCCUCCUGCACCCCCCAUGAGCUCUCCCUCCCCCUGCCUGCUUCGGGUGCCCCAUAGCCUCCCUCUCUCCUGCCGCUGCCUCCCCCCCCUCUCCCCUUCAUCUGCCCUCUUGUUCCUUCUGCAAUCUCUUAACCUGUCAGGUGAAGGCAGACCGGGGCCCCUCUGCUGGGGCGAAGGUUGGCCUGAAGCAUUGUGGGUAAUGGGAGCCAGCUGUGCUGGGGGGGGUGCUGACAGGCCAGCCCAGGCCUCCUGAAGGGGCUGCUGUGUCUAGCUGGCAAGGAGAUAAGUGGGCUUGACCCCGGCCUGAUUGCAGGGUCAGGGCUCUCCGGUUUCUCCCGGGCAUCCUGUUCGCGGUCAGGAUUAGGGAUGAGGAUGGGGGUGGGAGAGCCAGCAAAGCCCCCCCCCUUCCUGGGAGCUGCCAGGCAGCCUCCUUGCCACUGUCAGGAAUUCCUCAUUUACCUACGGAUAAGCAAGAAGGGUCAAAGAACAUCCCUGAUUACCCCCCAGCCCUGUACAUCCCCUAUGGCGGCUGCUGGACCUCAUCCAAAAGGAACCCCAAACCCCCUUGAAACUGUUCUGCGGCAACUUCCUUACUGAGCAAUGAACCAGUCGGCAAGGAGGCAUUCUGACUCCUGCGGCAGAACCUCCCUUCUUCCUGCCCACUGCCGGUUUCCCAGCCCCAGUGAAAACGCAAGAAUAAACUGAAUAAUGGGAAGUUUGCUGCCAUUUCAUGGUGACCCAGAUCUACCAUGGGGGCAGCUGCUGCCAACCUCUUCCUCCCAGGAGGGCUGCCUUGUAAUAAUAAUAAUAAUAAUAAUAAUAAUAAUAAUAAUAAUGCAACUAUUAUUUGUAUCCCACCCUCCGCAGCCGAGACCAGGCUCAGGGCGGCUAACAUCAAAUAUAAACAUUGAUAUAAAAUCAAACAAUAAUUAAAUCACCUCUUAAAAACAAGUCAGGAUAAAAUUAAAAUCUGAAUUAGAUGGCUUUCUGCAGGAUUUGGGUUGGGAAGAGUAAAUGCUCAUCAGACCCAGCUGUGUAUGUUGAUCUUAUAUGGGCCUGUGAGAAUGCCGGGAGGCCUCUUUCGUACUAGUUCUUAUACAAAAAGCUGUGGAAAGAUGUCAAAUCCCACAGGGCCCUGAUCUCUGUGGCAGAGCGUUCCACCAGGUUGGGGCCACAGCCGAAAAGGUCCUGGCUCUGGUUGAGGCCAGCCUAAUCUCCCUGAGGCCCAGGAUCUCCAGAAUGUUAUUAUUUGCAGACUGUAAGGUCCUCUGUGGGGCAUACCAGGAGAGGCGGUCCCGUAGGUACGAGGGUCCUAGGCCGUAUAGGGCUUUAAAGGUUAAAACCAGUACCUUAAACCUGAUCCUGUACUCCACCGGGAGCCAGUGCAAUAGGGAGCAAACAAUAGGGUCAAUGCGUGUCCGGCACAGUGAAGGUCCGAGAGGGGAAUUCGCGAGCCAAAAGUACAGAAGGUUCUGCAAGCUGCCCACAGUGUUGUUCCUGAGCUCCUGCCCUCUGCUGAGCCCCAGAGGAAGGCAACAUAAAACCAGCCCUGCGGGGUGGGAUCAGAGUUUGCAGCCGUGUCCAGGCAGAUGUCCCUGAGAUGCCCACAGCACCAGAACUGGGGCGCAACAGCCUCCCCUUGUUUCCCCUUCCGAGAAUUUGGUACUUGGAGGAAGACGGACUCUGAUGCCAUAGGUUAUAUCUCUUUAUCUGACCACAUCUCCCUAUCUGUCUUCAUCAUGAUUAGUAGCCAGAGACAGGCUUACCCUCCAGGAAUUGGUCUCAUCCCCAGUUAAAGCCCCACAAGCCAGUCCCCAUCCACACAUCUUGUGGCAGUGAGUUCCACAAGGAUGUGGGUCGCACUGUAAAGCCUUCUCUAGCUGGGCCUCCCAACGUUGGCACACAAGCACACUAGAAAUGCUACGGCUGUAUUGUGAUGCUUUCAUUGAGAUUCCUGCAUUGCAGGGGGUUGGACUGGAUGACCCCCGGGGUCCCUUCCCGCUCUCCAGUUCUACAUUUCUGUGUCAAUAAGGCCUUCCUUUUGACUCUCCUCCCGGCCUUCACUUUCACGGAGUGGAAAAGCCGUCUCUCUUUUCCACUUUCUCCAUGCUGUGCACAAUUCUAUACUCCUCUGCCCCCCCAAAAAACUUGGCUUUCCCCCCAAAGUAAAAUGGUUUGGCCCUUGUUUAGCUUCUUGCUCCCCCCACUUCAAAUACUAUACGUGCUUCCAAUCCACCUUGGAUCUAGUGUAAACUAAGAUGCUUUCUUCCCCCCCCCCAUCACCCCAGAGCUGCUGGCUCAACUUUCUCUCCAUUCUCCUUUCUGGUGUGUGGGGGGGGAGCAGCCCUUCUCCCCCUUGAACCCCCCCUGCAGCCACUGGGCAUGCGCCAAGGCGAAGGCGCUGCUGCAACUCAGAAGCUCCAUCAGAGCCUCAAAAUGGGCUCAUUACUAAUUAGGAGAGCUUGUUGUCCAGGAUCUGAGACAGGAAAGUCCUCUUAAUUGGCGGCAGAGCGGGGGGGGGGGGGCUCUGCCAGGCCUGGAAGGGUCAGUGCACUGCCCAGGCUGGAGCCAGAUUAGCAGAGGUGAACACACACACAUGCACACGCAAUUGCACACCGCUGUGGCUUUGAGGCUCAUUCUUGCCUGAUGAGCUCAGCGCUCAGUCGACUGGAUCCUGGAGCCGGGUCCAAAAAGCUCUCAGCCGUUCCUUCCAGCUGGCCCGGGGACAGCCUCGCUCUCUGCCCCCCAACCCACUGCCCCCACCCCACAGAGGACCCUUGCUGGGCUCUACUCUCCCGCAGGUCUUCUGUCUGUGCAGGUUUCGUGUGUGCGUUUGUGCGGUUUUUGUGUUUGCGUUGCGAGCGAACGACCAAAAAAAUAAAAGAGUUUCCCAAACGCUUGCAAAGGCAGCUUUGCUCCUAAUCGCCGCGGCUUGGAUUGAUUAGGAAAAGUCAUUGGAAAAACAAGGAAGUGGUUGAUUGGGGCUCAUUAAGUGAGAGGCCCGCUGGCUGUUGCAACAGGAGCAGGUCUGCAAGGGGAGAUUUUGCUUGGGGAGUUUUUGAGGAAUGGGGCUUGUGUGGAAGGGUCCUUUCCCGCCCUGGCAAGACCCCUCCUGGUCACAGGCUGCUGGAAUAAGGCAGCUUCCGCUCCCCAGAUCCUGGCCAAAGCAUCCUCUUUCUCUGCGCCCCCCCCCAUGUGAGUAUUCACAUCCGCAGGGCAGCUGCGAUCGCUUCUGCCUUUGGUGGUGUUGAGAAGGGAGACUUCCAAGGCCAUUCCUCCCUUGGCAGCGAGAAAGUUGCCUUAUGAACUCUGUGGGGUUUGUGGCCUCCGGGGCAAAGCGCACUGCCUCCUGCCUCCCCCAAUCCUGGCUGCUUGGGGGGGACUUGGGUCCCGCAGGAAUGCGCAGCUCCUCUGUAGUGGCUGCGAUAGAUGCAUCUGCUCCCAAGAUGUACGGACCCGAACCAAAGGCGUCUCCUAACGCUUCCCUCCUGCGCUUGCUAAAAAAAACCCCCACCACCCCAGGCUGGGAGGGGGGGCUGGCUCUGCGGUUGGCAGCACAUCAGAGGCUCUGCUUGCACAUGCUGGGCUCCCCCCCCCCGCAUUCUUUCCUUAAAGCCAGGCCCCUCCUUGACACCGCCAAUGCCCCCCCCCCCAGUGCAGGCCGCGUUCUUGGGCUGUCAGUAGCCCAGGCAGCAUUGGAAACACCUGGGCUCUGCAGAGGGCUGCCAAGUGGGGGUCUCCUCUGCACGUGCGAGAGAGUCGGGGAAGGGGGGGGGACCGUGUUCAAUGCUGCCUUUCUCCCAGUUCACUCUCCCUUUCGGCACAGUGCGCAGUGUGCUCUGGGGCCCUCGCUGCGCUCAGCCGGGGCAGUCCCGUCUGCACAUGAUGCAUGAGCAGCAGGCAAGAAGGGCAAAGGAAUUUCAGGGUUUGCAUGCCUGCUUCUGGGGCCCUAUUGGGACACGGGUGGCGCUGUGGGUUAAACCACAGAGCCUAGGGCUUGUCGAUCAGAAGGUCGGCGGUUCGAAUCCCCGCGACAGGGUGAGCUCCCGUUGUUUGGUCCCUGCUCCUGCCAACCUAGCAGUUCAAAAGCACGUCAAAGUGCAAGUAGAUAAAUAGGUACCGCUCCGGUGGGAAGGUAAACGGCAUUUCCGUGUGCUGCUCUGGUUCGCCAGAAGCGGCUUAGUCAUGUGGCCACAUGACCCGGAAGCUGUACGCCGGCUCCCUCGGCCAAUGAAGCGAGAUGAGCACCACAACCCCAGAGUCGGCCAUGACUGGACCUAAUGGUCAGGGGUCCCUUUACUUUACUUUCUGGGGCCCUGCUACAUCUGGGGGGCCCUGAAGCUGGAACUCCCAAGCCUUGCCACCAGCAAUGAGGUCUGGGUGACCCCUGUUAUCUUCACCAGUGGGGUUGUUCCACAACAGAUCAACACAGAAUCUUUACAGCAUCUGUGCUGCUAACUCUCAGACUUGGCGGAAAUAGCUGCUGUGGGGAAAAUAUCAAUUUGAGUCGUGCCACUCAAAUGGGGUCUACUAGACCCAUAAGCAACAUGGACUGAAUUCGCUUUUGAGGUCUCUCUGGGAUUAGGAGCCCUGAAACUUUAAUUUCAUUUAUUUCACAGUAGAUCUGCCCUUGCUUCUGGGGUUCCCCAGAGCCCUGCAGUGAGAGGCUUGCACCACACUCUGCAAAACUGGGGAGGCAUGGAAGCCUCUCCAGUUUCAGGGGAACUUAGUGGAGCAGGCGCUGUUUGCAUGCAGGCCUGGCCUGAGACAUUUGGGCCCGGGGAGGGGGUUGGCACCCCUGCCUGAUUCUGCUAACAGUCGCUCACGGGACCAGCACUCGAACCCCAUGCUGGUGCAUCCUCACACACACACAGACAUGAGGCCACAGGCUGGUUUGGGGAGGGGUCUGCCCUCCCACCAAGGGGGUGGUUGCCCCAGUCUUAAGAGUAGGGUUGGCUUUCUCUGUAUGUCCUUCAUCUACUGCAUGGCUUGGUCCAAAUGCCCCCUUUUUCCAUGAGCACGGUCCGGCUUAAGUUGCUUAGUGCUGAAAAGGCUACUGGGCAUCCCUGCUCAGCCUGGGGCUUGUGGCAACCAUAAGUGGUCUGUGCUGGUCCCAGGGAGAGCCAGAAAAGAGCCUCUGAGACUGGUUUGGGCCCCAGUUGGGGAAUUGGAUGGGGGGGGAGGGAGGAAGAGCCAUGCCACAUAACCAGGGCAGCAGCAGCAGCUGAGGAGGGCUUUGGGAGGGCACUGGGAGGAGUGCCCAGCACCAGCCUUUGCCCGCUGGAAUGCUGCUCGGAAACGGCCGGGCUCGGGUUUCGCUGACGUGUCUGCCACAUCCAGGCUGCUGAGUAACGUCUGCUGUCGCUGCUGCCCCUUUAAUUACGGCUCCUCCAAGCGCAGCCUCAACCCAGGUCAGGAGUGGGACACCGCAGUGCCAGGAUUAAGCCUGCCGCAGGAUUAAUUGCAGGGCGGAUCUCCACCCUCCUCCUCCUCGGGGCUUGGCAGGGACAGGUUCCGCGAGCUGCCUCUGCCUUAUGUCUCUCCUUCGCAAGAGCUGCCCCAUCUUUCGCACUCUGGCCAUCCUCCUGGGGCUCAGCCACUGAAUUCUCUUGGGCCUCUGGGCUCUCCUCUGCUGCCCCCGGGACAGAGCACAGUGCCCACAAGGGAAGCCGCAAUGGCUCAGGAUUAUUUGGGUAUCAAUGGUUCAGGGCCCCCUUUUGCAGCCUGCUUUGUCACCCCUCUGUGGGGCACAGAAGGUGCCCAGUGGCGCCUGCCCCUCUCCCCUUCCCUCCUGGCCUUGACCACAGCUGCCACAAGGACACCAGGCUAUCCUUAGCCAGGCACACAGAGGUAACCCGUCAUUAGCUCAGGGUGGCGCUGGCCGACCUGCAUUCCUGCGGCUGGGUUGUCAGCGAGUCAGCUGGGUUGGCAGGGCUGCAGCUCCACCUCUGCUACCAGAGAGGCCUUGGCACUGAUGGCACCUGUGCCCGGCUAGGAGGCCCCUCCGCUGUGCUGUACAGGAGAGAGUUCCUUGCGGGCAGGGAGCAUAAGCAGAGCCUGCCGGAUGAGGCCCAUGGCCCACCCACUCCAGCCUCCUGUUCUCCCAGGGGCCAACCAGAUGCCCCCGUGGGAAGAAGCCCGCAAGCAGGAUCCGAGCGCAAGAGCCCUCUUCUCCUCUCCUGAGGUUUCCAGCAACUGGCAUUCGGAAGCAUUUGGGGGCAGAGCCAUCGAUAGCCCCGUCCUCCUUGAAUUUGUCUCAACACCCUCUUUUAAAGCUCUCCAAAUUGUGGGAGGGAGUUCCAUAGUCUAUAGCCUGGGCAGGCAACCUAAGGCCCGGGGGCUGGAUGUGGCCCAGUCGCCUUCUCAAUCCAGCCCAUGGACAGUCCGGGAAUCAGCAUGUUUUUACAUGAGUAGAAUGUGUCCUUUUAUUUAAAAUGCAUCUCUGGGUUAUUUGUGGGGCAUAGGAAUUCGUUCAUUUCCCCCCUUCAAAAUAUAGUCCGGCCCCCCACAAGGUCUGAGGGACAGUGGACCGGGCCCCUGCUGAAAAGGUUUGCUGAGCCCUGGUCUCUCUCUCUCUCUCUCUCUCUCUCUCUCUCUCUCUCUCUAUAUAUAUAUAUAUCUGCUGUCUGAAAAAGGACUUUUUUGAAUCCAUCCUGAAUUGUCCAGCACUGAAUGCCCAUGAAUUUGAGUGUUAUGAGAGGGAGGAAAACUUUCCUCUGUCCACAUUCUCCACGCCCUGCGUAAUUUUAUAAACUACAAUCACGUUGCCUCUUACUCACUUUUCCUCUAAAACUGCCUUUCCUACAAGAGAACUGUGCAAGGGGGGGGGGACGGCUCCCUGACCAUGUUGGCACCAUCAGUUUAUCUGUAUGCCACAAAUGGCUCUCCACGCAAACACAGAGCCAGGUGUCUCAGCCCCUUGGCACAGGGCAGGGGAGGCCACGUCAAAGGAAUCUCCUGGCCUUUUUGCUGGGGGAACAUGAAGAAGAGCAGGGGCCACAUGUGUGAACCCUUUCCUGGCAGGUUGGGGGUCCUUUUCCCCUGCCUCCGCCGCACACUGGGCCCCCCACAGUCUGCCACAGAGCUGCCUCUUAGGUGCCUGUUGGACACGCUUCCUGCCAGCUCACCUUCAUGGCAAGUUCCUCUCACCAGCACAACAAACAAGGCAGCCAUUGUCCGGCUCAGGCCGGCCAGCCUCUGAGCCGUCUCUGCUGGAGUUUGGUGCGAGCAGCCGCCAGACCAGGAAGAAAGGGAGGUGGCGGCGGUGGCAGGAUCCACCCCGAUGAGGGCAAGUGCCAGUGCCCUCUCGGAACAGCGCCAGAGGCUUCCUUGGGCAGCUGCCCACUCACAGGGCUCCCUCCCGGCUUCUCUGCGCUGGGCCUCUCGCCUGGCAAAUACAGGCAGUCGUUUGCCAUGGAGCAAGUCGAUGCUCAACUGACUUCUCCAGUCAAACUGUUUCCAGUCCCUGCACCAAGGGACAGACUGUUGGACUUCUGACUGUGCUCACGUUCUCUGACAUGAUCAUAGAAUUCUAGACUUGGAAGGGACCCUGAGCGUCAUCUAGUCCAACCCUCUGCAAUACAGGAAUCUUGAUCUUCUGCAACAGAUGGCCACCUGGCCUCUGCUUAAAAGUCCGCAAGGAUCCCAUCGGUUCCCUUGCAGAGUUGGCUAGAUGCGCCCAUUGCCUUUGUUUCCCCUCUGCCAGGUUCGUUUCUGGGCAUCAGUUGGGCAGCCAAGGUUGGCACUGCUCUCUGGCAAUCCCUGGGCAACGCAGAGCCGCGCUGCAGCUCAGAAAGGCCCCCCCCCCCCGCCCAACCCCUUGGCCCUUUGCUUCCCCUCCUCUUCUCCCCUCUCCUGUCUGCUUGGAACGGGUUUUGCAAUCUUUCCAGCAGCCCAGGCUCCUCGUUCCUCUCUGGCAGGCAUGGGGAGGGGGACGGUUGGGGCUCCCCUCAGGUGUUCCGGAGGAGGCAAGCCAGGAAGCCCAGCCUUCCAAGAAGAAACUGAUUCCAGCCGCUCCGCACGGCCAGCGCCAGUUGCGUGGGAGGAGGAGGAGGGCUGGCGCACCUCUUGCGCACCCUCCUGCCUUGCACACUCUCCUGCCUUGCACACACCGCCAGGAAUGCUGCUCCCCAAGGACCAACUAAUGAGAAUUCCAAUGUUGUGAGGCAGCUGCUGCCUUUCUGGUUUGGGAUGCUUCUAAGGAAGAGGCCGGGCUGCGCAUCAGGGAGGGAGGGAAGGAAGGGGCACCCCCCAGGUGAGCCAGCUGGGUGCUGCCAGGUGGAAAGGUGGCCUGUUUUGACUUUGGACUGGGUCACUUGGUGGCUCAGGAGGCACUGUGAGGAGCUGCGGUGAAGAAAGGUGAGAAAGUCUGGGACUUUUGAUGAUGAUGAUAAUAAUAAUAAUAAUAAAUUUUAUUUAUACCCCGCCCUCCCCAGCCAAGACCGGGCUCAGGGCGGCUAACACCAAGUAUAAAAGCAAUUGAUUAAAAUACAACUUAAAAACAAGAUUAAAAUACAACAUUAAAAUGCAGCCUCAUUUCAGUAGAAACUCAAAUCAAAAACUUUUUGGGGAUGAAAACGUCAAAUCUUCCCCAAGGCCAACUAUCCAGGCUGGACCUACGUGGGCCAGAAAAAAGCCAGGCAAGUCCCCAAAUAGGAGUUCCAUCACAGAAGGAGAAAGGAAAAAGGAAAGAGGGGAAGGGGAUCAAGUUGAUUCCAAGCCAAAGGCCAGGCGGAACAACUCUGUCUUACAGGCCCUGCGGAAAGAAAUCAGAUCCCGCAGGGCCCUGGUCUCAUGAGGCAGAGGGUUCCACCAGGCCGGAGCCAGUGUUGAAAAGGCCCUGGCUCUGGUUGAGGCUAGUCUGACUUCCUUAGGGCCCGGGACCUUUAGGGUGUUGCUAUUUAUGGACCUUAAGGCCCUCUGUGGGGCAGACCGGGAGAGGCGGUCCCGUAGGUACGAGGGUCCUAGGUCGUGAAGGGCUUUAAAGGUCAAAACCAGCACCUUAAAUCUGACCCUGUACUCCACCAGGAGCCAGUGCAGCUGGAAAAGCACUGGGUGAAUAUGCUCCCAUUGCAGGGAGUUCAGAGGCAGCGUGACAGAAAUGUGUAAAAUUAUGCUUGGUGUAACUCACAGGCUUCCAAUGAAGCUGAGCACUGGAAGAUUCAGGACAGAUAAAAAGGAAGUCCUUUUCAUGCAGUGCGUAGUUAACGUGUGGAACUCCUUGUUGUAAGAGACCAGGGAUGUCCACCAACUUGGGCGGCUUCAAAAGAGGAUGAGACAGAUUCAUGGAGGAGGAGAUGGCUAUUGGUGGCACUCGCCACAGUGACUACAGAGGCAGCAAUGUUUGUGAAAGAGUGUUGCCCAUGUGCUCAUGUUCUGCUCCCUGGCUUCCCACUGGGGCAGCUGGUCAGCCACUAGGAGAACAGGGUGCAGGAUUAGAUGGGCCACAGGCCUGAUCCAGCAGUCUCUUUUUACAUAUAUAUUCUUGGUGUUCUCUUUGAUUAAAAACAACUCUUCAUCAAAAAAAAUUUUCUUGAUUAAGCAGGCAGCAGAUUUUAGAGUGUUACAGUGGUACCUCUGGAUGCAAACGGGAUCUGUUCCAGAGCCCCGUUCGCAUCCAGAAGUGAACGCAACCCGCAUCUGCACGUCUGCGGGUUGUAAUUUGGCGCUUCCACGCUUCCGUGCAUGCUCAUGACAUCAUUUGGAGCAUCUGCGCAUGUGCGAGCGGCGAAACCCGGAAGUAACGCACUCCGUUACUUCCAGGUUGCCGCGGAGCACAACCCGAAAAUAUUCAUCCCGAAGCUACUUCAACCCGAGGUAUGACUGUACUAUUAAAACUCUUCGCUUCAGAACUGCAUAUUUAUCUCUUAAGUCAGAAGCUGUUGCCUUCUGCCAAUUCAGAGUCGUGGUUCGCCUCGCUGGGUGGCUCUAUCCCAGCCCUGACUGGGAUUUAAGAGCAGGGGCGCAUACAGGCGCAAAGGAAGAGCUUUCUGCCGCUGAGCCAUGACCCAAAAGUGAUAGUUAUAAGGUUUAUUUGGCAAGGUGUCGGCUCUGCACCCUCGAGAUCCCUGUGAAUUAGUGCAGAGGCCCUGCCAGUCUUGGAGGUGGCAUUCCUCUGAACACCAGCCGCUUGGGCAGCAGAGGAAGCAAGGACUGUUGCCUUCAAGCCUGGCUGUGAGUUGGGUAGAGGCACCUGCCUGUCCCCUCUUGGAAACAGGGUGCUGGUCUAAGUGGGUGGUCAGUGUGAUUCAUCAGGGCUCUGAUUUUGUAAUCAUAAAGAGCAAGGAGAAUGACUUGGGAAGUGGUGGACAAUCCUUCAGUUGAGCUUUUUGAAAAUAGGUUGGGUUGCCCACCUGUCAGGGAUGCUUUAGUUGAGAUGGCUGCAUUGCAAGGGGUUGGACUAGAUGAACUUUGGGCGCCCCAUUCUACUCUACAAUUCUGUUGCUCUCCAGCUUUACGUCUGUCUUAACAAGGUACAUAGUGGGGGCGCAAACCAUCAUCUUUACCUCUUUUAAACCACCCAAAUGCAACUGCUGCAGGUUGUUGUAGCCGUUGGGCUGGGCUUGCUAAAUUAUUGGAUGUUAGCUUACCAAGCCUCAGGUCCCUCUGUGCCACCCUGCCUGCUCCUUCCCCUCCUCCCUGGGCAUUGUGCCCCCAGCCGUGGCACAUGCGUGGCCUGCAGACCCCCGGCCCCCACCCCGCAGUAUCUAACCUGAGCAGCUACAGCAGCAACACAUGCAGGGCCCCUAAGCGGCAGGGCAGCAGCUGCACAUCUGUUGAGCACACAACCCAUUCGCUGCCACCAGCCCUGCCUCAGUUUCCCCUGUAGCGGAGAGCACAAUCCAGUUCAAGCCCUGGAUCCCUCAGAAAUACGUUCAGAACCUGUGGCUCCAUGGAGCCCUGUAGCAUUUGAAAAAGCAGCUUGUUCCUUGAAGCAAUCGCGCAUUCUGUGCCAACUUGCAGAAAAGUAUGCCAAGGCCUUUAUUGACUGGCCCAGGGGGUGACGGGGGGGGGGGUAGGUGGACAGUGGAAGGGGAAAUGCAGCAGGGAUUUUGUUUCUGAAGAAUAAUUCCAAAACAUAAUUUGUUGAACGUUGUUGCGUUUUUUAUCUAAACCACUUAAGAGAUUUUUUUUUAAUUCUAUUGAGGCGGUAUCAUUUUUUACAAACAAAACACAUUUCUUCCUUAGAUUCAUUACUGUAUCUGUAUCUCUAUACUGCAGAUUUCCCCAAGGAAUCCUGGGAAUCUUAGUUUGCUCUGAGACCUGAGAUUUCUACCUCUAGAGCCACUCCUGCCCCCCCCCCAGCGCCCCACAAAACGACAGCUCCUAGAGAGAGACCGGCUGCUUUGGCCAGGUUAACAUUUGCAGUCUAGCUCCCCCACGCAAGCCAAGUCUCAGGCUACCGUUUCCCUGCCACCCUCAAGGAGGGAUAAGGAAUUCUCUGUCUCCAUAAAGUAGGAAAAAGUCCGUUCCGCCCUGCCCUUCCCACAAGCACCCAAGGGACACAUGCAUGUAUUAUGAGCAGGAGGCCCCCUGCCGCACCUCUGCCUGAUGCCCUGCACCAGACCCCCAAGUGGCCACUCGCAAAGCUACAGCCCCAGCCUGGCCCCCGGCAACACCAGGAGAGCCAGACCUUUCCCCCGCAAUCUCUCCUGAUUGGCACCACACACAGAGAGAGUAGCUGGCACCUGGCACAGUGGCCCUGGGCCCUGCACCCCUCUCCCUCGGCCCCCGUGGGGGGCAGUCCUGCAGCAGGCCGGAUGUGACAGAGCCACCCCAGGUCGGGUCGGGGUGAGGGUGCGCUUGGAUGACUUCCAGGCUUGUCAUUCAUUCACACAGCUCCUUCCUGCCUCUGACACUCUGUUUACAGAACCUCCCAGAAUCCCACUCAUAAAGUACGGAAGAAAAUAAACACAGGGGCUGGAAAAGGCAGGGGGGAGAAGAGAAAGGAACCAGUGCAGGGGGGGGCAGGGCAAAAAUGCCCAGCCAGCCCCCAAACGUAGAGCGGGAAAGGGUGUUCCAACUCAAGGAGAAGGGAAGACCGCCAGACUCUUUUCCUACAUGUUUGUUCCACGAGGCAACCCACAUCUCUCAUCCCAGCCCAGCGUAGGGGCCCCCGGAGUCCAUGCCUGACGCCAGCAGUGAGGGAGCUGCCAGCCCUUGCUGGCUCUCCCAAGCCUCCUUCUCCAGCGCCGGCCAAGACACCCCAAAACCCCCUCCUCCUGAAUCUUGGCUCAGAGUUCCUCUCCCAGACCUGCUUUGCUUGGGAAGCGGGAAGGGAAAAGGCAAGUGGUACUGAGCCCAUCUGGGGGGACGUGCAGCUGCCCCCCAGGAGUGAGAUUUGGGGCGCCAUUAAGCUCAGCAGAAUAGAUGACUGCUAGGCCCCCAUCCAGCUGGGAGCUGCCCCGAUGGAGGCCCAUAGAAAUGAUGUGCUUCUGACGCGGCUUUUGGAGGAAUACUCCCUGGGAAUGACAGUGAGAUAAUUUGGUAGUGGUAAGGGAGGAAAAGCACUCUGCACAUUCUCUGUCCCAGAGCUGAACCCAGAUCACUGUAUAGGAGUGCCAGGCCAGGCAGGACUCCUGCUCCCCGGCAGCUGGAGGCAAAGGGGGGGGGGGUCCCUUGCACUGGUCCAAGGAGAGGGAGCCUGGGCCCUGCCUGGGUUGCCAACUUACCAAGGGGAGCUGCUGCCGGGGUGCCAACUUGAAUAAAAUAUUGGGGGACCCACAUAAUCGAUCACACACCACUGGAAUGGCAAUGCCCAUUAAUUUUGGGGGAGCCCAGGGCUCUCAAAUAUUUUAUGGGGGGGGCAAAGACGCCUCGAGCCCUAGAAGUUGGCUCCCACCGAGCUCGGGAGUCCGUCUCCCUCGUCUCUGGCAUGGCUCGCUCUCCCAGCCCGACUUGGGGACUCGACCCGGGACUUUGUCCAUGCCCAGCGCAGGCUCUGUCCUCCGUGGGGGGGGGCACGGAAUAGGCUUUCGAGCUGCCCCUCGCUGCUGGGCAUCGGCCAGCGAGUCAGGCCCCACCGCUAGAGGAGGGCUUCGCUUUGCACCACAACCCUGCGAGGUAGGCAAGGCUGAUGCGCGACUAAAACGCGCGGGACGUGCGACUCCUGGCUGGCCCGUGCGAGGGCGGCGCGCUUGGCAGAGUCUCCCCGCUCGCUGCCCCGCCAGCUUCUCCGGAGACACUCCGGCUGCAAGCGCGAACGCGGAGCCGUCGAGGGAGCAGCCAGCUCGGCGGCGGACUUACCGACUGGGCCGGGCGGCGACUGGGGAGCGGGGCGUCGGGGUCUAGAGCGCGGGGCGGCGGAGGGGGGACUGCCGGGGCGCGCGCUCCAUCGCCGGCUGCUCCUCCUGCGCGUCCUGGCCGGGCGCUGCUGCCUCCUUUGCGCGGCGCCCGAGCGAAGGCGAGACGGGGCGGGAGGCGGCGGGAGGCGGGUCCGGCUGGCGAAGAGGCUCCUCCGACGGGCGGCCGCGCCGGAUUGGCUGCGGGGCCGCGGAGGUGGAGCCGGGGAGCUGCUCCGAGGGGCAGCCGGCGGCGGAGGGGCCAGCGGGGCGGGCUGCCUCCUUGCCAGCCCCCGGGCGAGCUGCUCCUCUCCUCUCCCGCAGCCACCCCGCCACAGGUUGGCUGGCUGGCCGGCCGGGGGCAGAUGCGACGCCUCCUCGACGGGCCCCGACUGGAGACCGCGGAGAGAGGACCACUUCGUCCAGCCCCGCAGUGGCCUCUGGCCGGCAGCCCCCUGCCGACGCGGCCCCCUGCCAUAGGCUGCCUUUGAGCCCCGGGAGGUGUUGCAGGGGCGGGGGUCUUCCUAGCCCCCUGCCUGGGGGGCAUCUGGCUAGCCGGGUGGCAAGGAUGAAGGAGCCAGUACAAGGCAGUGGCCCUGUGGCCUGAUCCAGGGCUCUGCUGCUGCUGCUCUUUGGUCCACCGCCCAAGAGAAGAGGACAAGGGCUGGGUUGGAGAAGUCUUUUCUGGGGGUGUCAGCUGAGGGCAGCAAGUCUACAGGUGAUUUCAUCUGGAGUGAACCCCUUUUUGGAGCUGGCAGCUCUGUGACUCGGCUCCUGUGCUUCUGCCCGGCCCACUUGGCUGGGCCUCCAUGGCACUGAGCCCUUGUGCCCCCUUCUCUUUGGGUAGCUUUCCAGCUGCUCCUCACUGACCUUCGCUGGAAGGCCUGGGCAGUUCAGGUGCAGAGGCCUGGGGGUUGAGGAGCGCUCAUCCUCCUCCAGGUCCUCCUUGGGAUUCUGCCUCUGGUGAAGGGAGUUGGCCGGGGGGGGGGGGCCUGGCUGCCUGCUGGGUCAGUCUCUCCAGGGGCCCAGCGAGGGCAGGAGAAGAGGGCUGGCUGCCACAAUGCCACGACGGCCAUGAUCCACCCUCCAAGCUUGGAGGAAGCAAUGCUUCUGAAUAUGGCAGGGGGAGAGAGAGCUCUUGUGCUCAGAUCCUGCCGGCAGGUUUCUCUUGGGGGGGGGUUAAGGGGGAUCCAGGUGCCCCAGCUGCAUAUUGCAGAGGGUUGGCCCCUCGGCAGCAAUGCCUCCUCUCCCUCCCUCGGCAAAGGGAGCCAGCGGGUCACCCCCUCCCCCACCUGGGCAACCACAAAAAUGUCCUCUGGAACCUAAUAUGCCGGCCUUUGUUCUCUCCCCAGUGAGAGAGCCCUGGUAUUUGGCUUACCCUGCUGCCUUUAUCUUAGGUCAACAGAGGGGCUGAGGGCUGCGCCUCCCUCUCUGGUUCCUCAAGUGCUUUUCUCUUUCUGUUGCCCCGCAAAACAGCCGCCAGCUGCUGCCACCCUGGAGAAACUGGCCUGCCCCCCCAUCAGAUGGCAGGAACCCCAUCACUGCUCAAAUCGUUCUUCCAUUCCUUGGGGAGGGGGUUAUGGAGAUCACAGAAUCACAGAGUUGGAUCAUCUUGUUGACCCCCCUACAAUGCCCAACGUGGGGCUCAAACUCAUGAACCUGAGAUGAUGGGCAGCAGCCUCUGGCCGCUGCUCUGGGCAGGAGCCCCAGAGGAGAUGGAAGUGCCCCCCCCGAAAGGCAAGCCCCCUUCCCUCUCCUCUUUCCAUGGGCUCGGCUCAGAAGAGGCAGCCUUGAGAACCUCCAGGGGCUGAAGCAGGUGGCCAAAGCCCCACACCCCAUUGUUGUCCUGGGGGGUAGGCUCCGGAGGGGGCUCCUCCCCAGACGGAAGGCUCUUUCAAGGGCUGUGCAAGGCUGCGAGUGCCUGGGGGCCUGCUCCUGAGUUAAACUGUUGGGCACACACUUGGCAAGAUGCCCGCUGGCACAGCUCCCAACAUGGCAGAGCCAGAGUGUCCGCUUUGAGAGUGACAGAUCCGUCCUCCCAGCCUGGCAGGGUCUGUGAGCCUCGGCCGAACCCCAUGAGAGCAUGCACACACAAAAACACACACACACCCAAUAAACUCCCCACAAAAACACACACACAGUUCUGGUUGGCCCGUGCUAGCUCUUUGCACGUGCCCAGAGGGCUUCUGGCUGGCACAUCCUACUGCGGCUUCUUGGCGGUUGUAUCUGCAGGUGGGGUGCCCAGGGAGUUUCUCCCUAUAGCUCUUCUCUGCCACGUACUGCGGUAAAGAAGAAUAGGCAAAAGAGGUGCUUGACUCACAGACGGAACAAGGAACUGGAUCUUAGACAAAAGGUGUCAGGGAACUGGCUGGCGCAGAAAUAAUCGCUCCUUCCCUCACUCACCCAGCUGGUUUUGUGUGUGUUAGGGGGGCCCUGCUAUGUCUCCCCUGCCAAUAGGGUCUGCUUUCCCCUGGUUAGGUGAUGAUCUGCCACCUUCUUCCUUCGUGCUGCAUCCAGGGAGCAGGCACUGUGGGGCAGGACCCUCCCUCUUGCUCCAGGCCCUACUAUUCCCCCCUCCGGGCACAGCCCCUCUGCCAGCGAAGCCUGGCAUAGCUGCUUCCCGGCUUGCUCUCUGGUGGGGCUGAGCACUAAACUGGGGUGUAUGCUUCCCUUCUGGUCUUUUGCACCUUCUCUGCCCCCCCCCCACCUGCUGGAAAUCGAAGCCCCUGCGUGGACCUGGCAGCUGAGACCACAACCAUGAGGCUGGAGAGAUCCUGCCCCCCCUGCCCUCCAGUCAGGUGGGGGGUCUCUGCUGUUUGUCCCAGGCCAGUGGUUAUUUGGGGGACUUUGGACUAAACAUCAGGAAUUAUUAUUAUUAUUAUUAUUAUUAUUAUUAUUAUUAUUAUUACCCUGCCCAUCUGGCUGGGUUUCCUCAGCCACUCUGGGCGGUUUCCAACAAAGUAUUAAAAUACAGUAGUCUGUUAAACAUUAAAAGCUUCCCUAAACAGGGCUGCCUUCAGAUGUCUUCUAAAAGUUUGGUAGUUGUUGUUCUCUUUGACAUCUGGUGGGAGGGCGUUCCACAGGGCGGGCGCCACUACCGAGAAGGCCCUCUGCCUGGUUCCCUGUAACUUGGUUUCUCGCAGUGAGGGAACCACCAGAAGCCCUCGGCACUGGACCUCAGGGUCUGGGCUGAACGAUGGGGGUGGAGACGCUCCUUCAGGUAUACUGCGCCAAGGCCAUUUAGGGCUUUAAAGGUCAGCACCAACACUUUGAAUUGUGCUCGGAUACGUACUGGGAGCCAAUGUAGAUAUUUCAUUGUUAUGGGUUAUGUGGUAUCGGCGGCCACUCCCAGUCACCAGUCUAGCUGCUGCAUUCUGGAUUAGUUGUAGUUUCCGGGUCACCUUCAUAGGUAGCCCCACACACAGCGCAUUGCAGUAGUCCAAGCGGGAGAUAGCUAGAGCAUGCACCACUCUGGCGAGACAGACUGAGGGCAGGGAGGGUCUCAGCCUGCGUACCAGAUUGAGCUGAUAAACAGCCGCCCUGGACACAGAAUUGACCUGCACCUCCAUGGACAGCUGUGAAUCCAAAAUGACUCCCAGGCUGUGCCCCUGGUCCUUUGGGGCACAGUUGCCCCAUUCAGGACCAGGGAGUCCCCCACACCUGCCCGCCUCCUGUCCCCCAAAAACAGUACUUCUGUCUUGUCAGGACCUUCACUGCCUUCACUGGUUCUGAUUUGAAAGACAGGUAGAGCUGGGUGUCAUCCGCAUAUUGAUGAACACCCAGUCCAAAUCCCCUGAUGAUCUCUCCCAGCGGCUGCAUGUAGAUGUUGAAAAGCGUGGGGGAGAGGACAGAACCCUGAGGCACCCCACAACUUUCUGGUGGCAAGAGGAAGAUGGCAGACUCCUUCCUUGGAGGUUUCUAAGCAGAGUUGGGAUGGCCGUCUGUCCUGGAUGCUUUAGCGGCAAUUUCUGCAAGGCAGGGGGCUGGGAUGGAUGACCCCCAGGGUGCCUUCCAGGUCCACCAUUCUAUGGCUCUAUGGAGCAGGCAGGCGCAGUAGAAGAGGACACACCAUUUCUUGGGUGCUGCUCCUCGUGGGGCAGUGCUGGGCCUUUGCCCCAUCUCUCUCACUUGUGGCCUGGUCCACACGCCUCCCCCCUUUGAGGGAGGACCCCUUUCCUGGCCCCUUCCUCCAAAUAAAGAACCAGCCCUUCCAGCCAGCUUAGCCCAGCGGUUCCAUCGACCAACGCGUAGCUUGCAUCCUGCAAUCGCCCACAGCGGUUUGAAACCCGUGGGCGCUGCCUGGCUUCUCCCACCCAGCUCAGUCACCCUCCGAGACACCCAGGCUCCUGAAGCGUCCCUGGAUGCGCCCUGGUGCCAGCCGCCACACCCAGGCCUCGUGCCGGGAUGGUCCCGCAGCCAGCCAGGCGUGCUGCCUCUCAGAGGCGCUUCUGCCGCCAGGUGGGAAGACCGGCUGAGCCUGUUUGUGGGGAGGAGGCCCAGCUGAGACCGGUUGAGCCGACUCCAGGGCUCUGGCCAUGAUCCUGACUCAUGCAGGGAGAGGACACGCAGCAACGCUCCACAGCCCUUCUCCUCCUCUCUGCCUCGCCUUUGGGUCUCCCACUUGUGGCAGAGACUUCAGGGCCUCUUCUGCUUUGGCUGCAAAGGUUCCCCCAGCGGAAGGGGGGUCUCCUUGUGGGUGCCAGGCGCUUCCUGGGAGGGAUGCAGGCACCCCUUGCUCUGCCAGCCUGCUGGGAUACUGACUGCUCUCUGCCAGCAGAAACCCCCCAAGCCUCUGCCUGCCUGUUGCAGGACCCUUCCAAUGCCCUGAGUCUGUUGUAAACACAAUCUGCCCUUUCCCCCUUAUGGGGUAUGCAAGAGCCCAAAUAGAGUCCUUAUGUAGGUUCCCUAUUGGUAGGGGAAAAUAACAGAGGCCAAGCAGAGAAUAUUGAGAAGCAAAGCCUGAUCUUUAUUAACUGUUGCAACAGGGUGCUCCCCUCACACACAGGAAAGGAGGAGGAACCCCAAACAAAGGUGUGCCCGUCCUUAUAUAGACAUUUUAAAUUGCCCACCCUGGAGUCCAAGAACACCCCCAGAAACAUCAUACAUACAUCACAGAAGGGGUGUACCUCAAGACCACCCCCCCAGACACAUCAUACCUACAUCACAGAAAGGGCGGUCUAAAGCAGAAAUCUGAGUGCUUUGUUUACCUCCUGUUUGGCAGGUUACCUGUUAAUGCUCACUUGAUUGGAUACCCUGGGGUGCUUGACAAGUCUGGCCAGUUUUUUGUAAGGAUAAAUACUUAGUUCCUGAGUCUGGCCACAGGCUCACCCUGUUCGUACACAGGCAUGGGGAGGCUUUUCCGUUUUCCUUUGACCUUGCAGAGAAAACAUUUGGUCAGCUUGGGAGCCAAAAAUGGUUUCAGGUCAGUCUUCCUGUGCUGAUCUAUGUAUGUGCUUGCUUGGUACAUUUAUGAACAUUUAACAUAUAUCUAAGACCUUAAAAUUCUUAUCACAAGCCCUUGGCUCAUUAACUGGGGCUCCCUCGACUUGUCUCCCUUCGGGGGAUUCUCCAUCUUUGAUGGCUUCCCCCAUUUAGCUGCCUCUGGGAGUGCCAUGAGCAGCCUCUGGGUCUCCUGAGCCCAGCCAGGCAGCCGGGGUCCCGUCUGAUUUGGAGAAGGCCAAGCCCCAGGCAGCUGGAAAAGGGGUGCGGGGGGUGAGCAAGGGAGACUUCCUUGCAUCCCAAAACGAGAGACAAAAAUAGCCUUCCUAGGUCAGACCACAAUAGCUGCUCUCUUUGGGCGAAGGCUGGCCUCCUGGGAAUUUUGCCACCCCGGGUGAGGGCCUGGGCUCCACUCCCUCCUCCAGCGCCCUUGCGAGCGUGGGAAGGCCAGCUACCUGCAGAAAGGGGAGGCUGGCAGUGCCAGGGCAGCGUUGGGCCGCAGCUUCUGUCAGCCUUGGAGUUGUAUAUUACAGGAGGCUGACAUGGGAAGCCAUAAACCGGAGGCAGGAGGGGGAGCUGCCCAGAGCUGUUCUCACAGUCCCGCGGAGCAGCCAGGGCAGGGAGGGCGCCAUCGAUCAGUACAGAUAGGGGAUAGCUCAGUAGAGCAUGGGACUAUUAAUCUUGGGGUCGUGGGUUCGAGUCCCUCGCUGCACAAAAAGAUUCCUGCACGGCAAGGGGUUGGACUAGAUUACCCUCGGGGUCCCUUCCAACUCUGCAGUCGAAUCCUGUGAAUCGAAUCCUAAUUCCCAGCAAACUAGUGUUAGGAGGCCUGUAGCCUCCAGCAGUGGAGGUAGCCAUCUGGACUCUCUUAUAAGAAUUCUAAGGUGCCAUAAAUAAAAUGAAGGCUCAUACAUAAACCAUAGGAGCCAUCUUGGCUCUUCAUGACCCCAAAUAUUCUUCUGCAGAAGGAAAUACCUUGGAAAAACCUCUCCCAAUGGUUCUUUUCACUUUCAAAUCCUACAAUUCCUGUCUUACGGGCUUAUUUGUGUAUGAAUAGGGUGGGCAUGUGACCUGGAUCCAAGAACCAAGGCAUUGACCAUCUCAAAAGAAUGGCCAGACUGCCCAGUGCAGUGGACCUUUGGGUUGCGAACGUGAUCUUGUGGGAGGCACAUUCGCAACCCGCAGCAUUCGCAACCCGCAGCGUCGCGUCUGCGCAUGCGUGGGUUGCGAUUUGACGCUUCUGCGCAUGUGCAAAGCGUGAUUUAGUGAUUCUGUGCAUGCGCGAGCGCCGAAACCCAGAAGUAGCCUUUUCCGGUACUUCUGGGUUUGGCGCAGUGCGCAACACGAAAACGUGCCCCCUGAAGCGUUUGUAACCCGAGGUAUGACAGCAAUGCAAUCAGCAAAACAUUUAUCAGGUACCUUGACUGAUAAAUAUUCUUGGAGAGAAUAUUGCUUACAGUAUUUUGUUUAUCUUUUGUAAUAAUUAACGUCUUUCCUCUUGCCUAACCUCUCUGUUUAUUAGAUUUAUUUAUACAUCUGUCAGGAGAUUUGUGUUUUCUAUAUAAAUUUUGAGAUAAGCAUUGAAUAUUGAUCAAUCUUUGUUGACUCUUUGUGUGGCGUUUCCUCUUUAUCUCCCUGGGAGUACUCAAUCGCUUUUUCUAACCAGUCAGUUUUCGUGGGAAUGUUAUUACUUUUCCAGUUUUUGGCGAUUAGAAUCCUAGCUGCGGUGGUCGCGUAUACAUAAAUAUAGGUCGGGCAGUUUUUUAAAUUUCUCGUGACAUAAUACCAAGUAAAAAAGCCUCAUUUGCGACUGCUGCUGGUUCUGGAGGGAGCAGAAAUGAGGAUGCAGCUUGCAGGAAAAGUCCAUUCUUCUGCCAGUCCUGAAUCUCCUAAUGUUCAGCCUCAUUGGAUGUUAGUGUUGUAAACAGUAAAAAUCUGCCCCUUUUCCCUUAUGGGGUAUCUAAGAUCCCGUAUAGAGUCCUUACGUGGGUUUCCUAUCAGUAGGAGAAAAUAACAGAGGACAACCAGAGAAUAUUGAGAAGCAAAGCACCUCAUAAGCCUGAUCUUUAUUGAUCUGUUGCAACAGGGUGCUGCCCUCACACGCAGGAAAGGAGGAGGACCCAGAACAAAGGUGUGUCCGCCCUUAGAUAGACAUUUUAAAUUGCCCGCCUUGGAGUCCAAGACUACCCCCAGAAACAUCAUACAUACAUCACAGAAGGGGCGGUCUACAACAGAAAUCUGAGUGCGUUGUUUAUCUCCUGUCUGGCAGGUUACCUAUUAAUGCUUACUUGACUGGAUACCCUGGGGAGCCUGGCCAGUCUUUUGUAAUGAUGAAUACUUAGUUCCUGAGUCAGGUCACAGGCUCACCCUAUUCAAACACAGACAUACCCUUAAGAGAGGAUUUGUGAAGGAAAAGACAAUGGGGAGGCUUUUCCAUUUUCCUUUGACCUUGCAGAGAAAACAUUUGGUCAGUUUGGAAAUAAAAAAUGGUUUCAGGUUGGUCUUCCUGUGCUGAUCUAUGUAUGUGCUUGCUUGGUACAUUUAUGAACAUCUAAUAUAUAUCUAAGACCUUAAAAUUCUUAUCACAAUAGGAAGAAGAAACCUCUCUGUCCACUUUCCUCCUGGCACUCCUGCCACACGUUGUUUUAUGAACUGCUCCUGUCCUGUUGCCUCUUCCCCCCUCAUCCUUUCGGCCUCCCUUUUCGGAAUCUUCCCCAGCCCUCCAAUAUCCUCUGCUCUUCCUCUCCCCAAACGUCCCCAUUGCCAAAUUAUCUUGGAGAGUCGUUGCCGCGCUACUGAAACAGGAGAUAAAUUGCAGAGGCAAUGCUUGCAUUGGCGAAAGGUUCUCAUGGAGCCAGAGAACUAACAGAAUGGACUGGAUUCACUGGCAGGAUUUGAAUAAACUUUCACAAUUUCAUUUGAGUAACGGAUAUUUCAGAGAAAUGAUAAGGGGUUUUAUUUUUGUGUGGGAAAAGCAGAAUACGAUUAUAACUCAGCAGAGGCGGAGUUGAGGGAAGUCCAGAGGAGGGGAGGGAGAAUAAUUGUAAAUAACAUGCUGAAGGAGAUUUGUAUCAUUAAUUGUUAUAAAAUUCAAUAAAUAUUAAAAAAAAGAAAGAAUCAUCUAGCCCAUGACAGGAAUCAUAGUGGAAGGCUAUCGGUUUGUCUUUUCUUGUUUUUAUUAUGUAUUUAGUGUUUUUACCUUGUAUUAUUAUUAUUAUUAUUAUUAUUAUUAUUAUUAUUUAUAUACUGCCCUUCAUCCAAAGAUCCCAGGGUGAUCCACAAGAUAAAAACAUGAGAUAAAAGCACCAAUAAAUAGUUAAAACCAGAACAAAACAAUACCCUGCCUUCCCAUAGUCACAUCUAAAAGGCUGUAGAAUAUUGAUCAGCCCAAGGCCUCUUUGAAGAGGAACGUUUUUGCCUGUCGCCUAAAGAUAUAUAAUGAAGGCACCAGGUGAGCCUUCCUGGGGAGAGCAUUCCACAAGCAGAAGCCACAAGAAGAAAAGGACUGCCCCGAAAUCCAUGAAUGAAAGGAGGUAUACUGCUACUACUAAGGGACGCAGGUGGCUCUGUGGGUUAAACCACUCAACCUAAUGCUUGCUGAUCAGAAGGUUGGCCAUUCGAAUCCCCGCAACAGGGUGAGCUCCCGUUGCUCGGUCCCUGCUCCUGCCCACCUAGCAGUUUGAAAGCACACCAGCGCAAGUAGAUAAAUAGGUACGGCUCCGGCGGGAAGGUAAACUGCAUUUCCGUGUGCUGCUCUGGUUCGCUAGAAGCAGCUUAGUCAUGCUGGCCACAUGACCCAGAAAAACUGUCUGCGGACAAACGCCAGCUCCCUUGGCCAGUAAAGCGAGAUGAGCGCCGCAACCCCAGAGUCGUCCGCCACUGGACCUAACAUUCAGGGGUCCCUUUACCUUUACCUUUACUACUACUACUACUACUACUACUAAUAAUAAUAAUAAUAGUGCUUGAUAAUAGUGCUUGUGCCAAAACCCAGCCACUGCUCUUUGUUUGCCCUCUCCUCUCAGAGGUGACCCUUUUUGUGUGUGUGUGUUGCAGGGCCCUGAUCCCGCUCUUUGACCCCAGCACCGGCCUCCUGGUCCUGGCAGGGAAGGUAAGCGCUCGCCCCUUGCUCUCCUGGGUCUGCUGCCUCUUCCCUCCCUCCCUGGGGAGGCCAAGGAAGGCAGUUCGCAUUAUGGUCUUAACAAAAGCGAAAUAUUUAGGAAUCUGGUUGACAUUAAAAAAUAUUAAUUUGCUUAAGGAUAAUUAUGAAACCACAUGGAAGGAAAUCAAGAAGGAUUUGGAAAUAUGGGACAGAUUAAAGUUGUCAUUUUCUGGCGGAAUAUCAGCGGUAAAAAUGAAUGUACUACCCAGAAUGUUAUUUCUAUUUCAAACUAUUCCAGUGAUCAAAGGGACAAAACAAUUUAAAGAGUGGCAAAAAGUAUUAUCAAGAGUCAUCUAGCAGGGGGGAAAACCUAGGAUAAAAUUCAAAUUGUUAAUAGAUAAAAAAAGAAAGAGGUGGAUUUGCCAUGCCAGAUUUGGAACUCUAUUAUGAAGUGUCAUGUCUCUGCUGGUUAAAGGAAUGGAUAAUGUUGGAAAAUACAGACCUUCCGGACUUGGAAGGUCAUGAUAAUAGAUUUGGGUGGCAUUCUUACCUUUGGUUUGAUAAAGUGAAAGUACAUAAAGGUUUCCUGAAUCAUGUGAUUAGAAGGUCAAUUUAUGAAGUAUGGGAAAGAAAUAAAAAAAUAUUGGAAAAGAAAACACCAUGGUGGAUUUCACCCACUGAGGUAUUGACGGUUACAAAAUUAAAUAUGGAGGGAAGGUGGGCUACAUAUGAAGAGAUAUUGAUGGAAACUGAACAAGGUCUAAAACUUAAGCCAUAUGAUCAAAUUGAAGGUUUACUUACAGGUUGGUUGCAAUAUCAUCAAGUGAAUGAUAUAUUUAAUGGAGAUAAGAGGAAGGUUGGUUUUGAAAAUAAAAAAUCAAGAUUCCAAAUCGAACUGUUGGAAGGCGUCAGAAGUAAAUUAUUAUCCAAGAUGUACAAUUUGUUGUUAGAAUGGUUUACUAAAGAAGAGAAAGUGAAAGAAGUCAUGAUAAAAUGGGCAUUAGAUUUUGGGUAUAACAUUGAGUGUGAUUCAUGCAUAAGAUUGUGGAAUGAAAAUUUAAAAUUUACAGCAUGUAUGGCAUCAAAAGAAAAGGUAAUGAAGAUGAUGUACAGAUGGUAUUUGACACCAGUAAACGUAGCUAAAAUGUAUAGAACGAGAGAGAAAACAUGCUGGAAAUGUAAAGAAUCAGACGGUAACUUUUAUCAUAUGUGGUGGACCUGUGACAAAGUAAAAACAUUCUGGGAAAUGAUCUAUAAUGAACUAAAAAAGAUGUUUAGAUACACCUUCCCCAAAAAACCGGGAGCAUUUUUGCUAGGUUUGAUGGGAGAGGAAGUUGCAAAGAUAAACCAAAGAGUGUUUAUGUACGCCACAGUGGCAGCGAGAACGUUAUUGGCCCAAAAGUGGAAGUUACGGGAGGUGCCUACCACUGCUGAGUGGCAGGCGAAGAUGAUGGACUUUGCAGAACUGGCCAGACUGACUUGCAGGAUCUGAGCCUAGGACGAUCAGAAAUUCCAAAGGGACUGGAGUAAAUUUAUUGCAUAUUUGUAUAACAACUGUAAAAACUUGAGGACACAAGCAGGAUAGAAAUAAAUCCUACAAUGUGGACAAUAGGUUAAAGAUGUAAAUUGCACGAUUGGAUUUGAAAUGGAAAACCUGCUGAAGGGAAGGAGGGAAAGUCGUAUGCUCGGCAGAGCAGAGAGAAGAAGAAGAGAAGAGUUUGGAUUUGAUAUCCCGCUUUAUCACUCCCUUUAAGGAGUCUCAAAGCGGCUCACAAUCUCCUUUCCCUUCCUCUCCCACAACAAACACUCUGUGAAGUGAGUGGGGCUGAGAGACUUCAAAGAAGUGUGACUGGCCCAAGGUCACCCAGCAGCUGCAUGUGGAGGAGCAGAGACGCGAACCCGGUUCCCCAGAUUACGAGACUACCGCUCUUUUUUUUUUUUAAAUGAUAUUUAUUAAAGUUUCAAAGAAUACAAACACAAAAAAUAAAAAUACAAGAAAAUACAAAAUACAGAAAAAAGAAUAAAAUUUUUAAAAUAUAACAAAAAAAAGAAAAAUCAAGAAAAACAUACAAGAUAAAAACAGUUAAAAAACACGUUAACUUUCCAUAGCUUAUCUUCUUUACCCUUAUUUCCCCGGACCUCCUCAUACCUCCCUUUUUUGUAUUCCAGUUCAGUUUGUUAGUUCAGCAAAUCCUUACCAUUAAGCUUUUACCCAUUUGUAAACCUUUUUUCGUAUCUCUUAAAUACGAGACUACCGCUCUUAACCACUACACCACACUGGCUCUCAGAGGUUUUGUGUUUGAUAUUGUUGUGUUGUAACGUUGAAAAUGUUAUUUAAGGAGGAAAAUAAUAAAAAAUAUAUUGGGGGGGAAAGGAAGGCAGUUUGCAGAGGAAGGAGCCAGGAUUUGCUCAGCCUGGCCCUUUUCUUCCAGGGGGAAAACGUCCUCUUCUGCUAUGAGGUGCUGCCCAGCCAGCCAGCCCUGGCAGAAGGUGAGUAUCUGAGACCCUCUCCAGGUGUUUGGGCUCCUGGCUCAGGUUUCACUCUUCCUGGCCCUGGAGAGAGUUGGGCAUCAGGCCUGGCCCCUUGUGUGUCCUCCCUGGUCCUGCCUAGCCUGGCACUGCCUGAGAGAGGGGGGAAAGCCAUGGGGAAGGAAAACCGUGGCCCAAGAACAUCCCUGGCUCAACCCCCAAUGGCAGCACCUCCAGCAGGGCUGAGCCCAUAACCCUAGAGAGUCAGGGUUGCUGCCUGUCAGUGCAGGCAGUGCCAAACUGGGUGGGCCUUCCGUGACUGUCAGCGGAAAUUAGAUCCCAACCUUCCUCCUGCCCGGGUCUGACUCUGCAGGUUCCCGGUGGUGCCCUUCUCCCCACGUCCUUCCCCACAGCUGCCGAGGGAGGGGUUGGGAGAAAAGAGGCGAGUUUGCACUGGCAGAGGGGCCACCUCCAGGGCAAAAAAAGGCUCUGCUGUUUGCAGACGUGGCACCUCCAGGGACUCAACCCCUGCUCUGCCUUUGGCUUCCACUUCUUGGGUCAGUAGCCAGCUGCCGGGCAUCCCAUGCGUGAGCAUUGUGCCAGGGCCUGCUACUGGGCACCUGCGAGUGCCAAAGAAGAGGAUUGCCAUUUUAGGGUCCUGAAAAUCUCUCUCUCUCCACUUCCCCUUGCUGGCUGGUAGUAUGAUGACAAGCCCCACUUUGGAGAGACUGCUGCCUCUGGGCUGCCUUCUCAGGAGCCGCCCUUGGGCACCUGUCGCCACUCUCUUUUUCUCUCUCCCUUUUGCCCAGUCAACCAGUGCCUGACAGAGACCAAGUCCCAGGGCGUUGCCCAGGUGCCCAAACUCGCCCUGGACGUCAUGGGCUGCGAGGUGAUGCGGGUCCUGCAGCUGAGCGAAGCUGGCAUCGCCCCCAUCAGCUAUGUGGUGCCCCGGAAGGUAAACGGGCAGCGUUGGGGCAUGGGUGGGCAGAAUAAGAAGGGACGGGUGGCCGGGCCUGGAGGUGGCCGGUCCCACGGGGCUCACUCACAGCCUGUCCUUCAGUCCACACAGGAGUUCCACAAAGACUUGUUCCCCGACUGCGCAGGAAAUGUCCCUGCGGCCUCCGCGCAGGCCUGGUGGUCCGGAGACAACAGCCAGGUGAGAGCUCUCGUCUGCCCGCCCACCCCUUGCCCACCAGGUGACUGGCAAUGGCUGCUCUGGGCUGGAAGAAAAGGCCCCCUGCCCCACCACAACAACCCUGCAAGCCUCUCCAGCUCCUCUGGACCCGGGGAAGUCCUCUGCUGGCCUGACCGAGUCUUCCAGGUGGCGCCUCAGGAGGCUUCAGAGGCUGGGCAGUGCCCUCCGUGCCCCCCUGCCAGGCCCUGAGAGGUCUCUGCUUCUGUGCCCAGGGGCUCUUUCUGCCAAGUUCCCCCUCAGCUGUGCCUGAGACUUGGGGGGCAGUGUUAGAAACGGGAGUAGAAAAGCUAUUUGCCACCUGGCUCCUGGAACACGGGUUGCCUUUUCCACCCCACCCCCUGGCCAGCUGCAGUUUCUAAUUAUUUUUCCAAAACCCAUGAACUAAUAAACAAUUCGCAUCAGUAACACAUUGUUGAUACAUCAUUUUUAAUAGGAAUUCUUAAUUGGACACCGCAAGCAUAAAUGGGGCUUGGCCCCUGCAAUUGUGGCCUAAACCAUAAGUCAUUUGAGUAAUUAAUAUUUACAAAUGCCGGCCUGUGUGUUUGUGUAUGUAUAUACAUGGAUGCCGGUAUCUGUAAAUAUUAAUUACUCAAAUGACUUAUGGUUUUGGCCACAAUUGCAGGGGCCAAGCCCCAUGUUAUUGCAUAUGUUAUAUAAAGUAUUGUGCUAGAUUUGAUCUCACAUGUUUGGGGUGGCAUUUCUCCCUCAGCGCCAGCAGCGGCCAGUUUGACCUCAGUCGCUGGAUGCUGCUGCAAAACUUCUCCACCAUUCAAUUCCCCGUCACAAAAUGCACCUCCCCCCCCCUGCUAAUUUUGAACCCCAUUGGGGAGGGAGUGGGGCUUUGAGGAGCUGCUUCUCAAAAUGAUUAAGGUUUUAAAUGAUAAUUUUAGGUUAUAUUUUAGUGAUCAAGAUUUAGUAUAUUUAUUUCUUUAACUGCCGAUAUAUCUGAAUUGUCUCUGUUAUACCCAAUUGCAAUUCAAUGUAUUCCUGCUGUGUUUUAUGAUUUUGCUGAUAGUGUAAGUGAGCCAGAACUGGUCUGUGACCGUAGUAAUAAAAUUCUACCAUUCAGGAGCUGCUUCUGAAGCCUGGCUAGGCGGCCCCCGUUGCCCCACAGCAGGGCAGCCGGGCUCUCCGUGGCCCCAUCUAGGAGACAGGAGACCUUCUGCCUCUGGUUCUCUCUCCCAGCUGCUGACGCCUCCCUCUUCCUCCUCCUCCUCUUCUCAGGUGGGGAAGAUCAGCCUCCAUCCUGCCCAAAGGCCCAGCAAGGCCUUCAUCUCUCCCUGCCUCCAGGAGCACCAAACCCCCGACCUCUCCGCCCAGCCAGGGCCAGGGGACCAGACCGAGGACCCGGAGGUGAGAGUGAGUGGUGCCAGUUCAAGAGCCCCCAAACCCCUGGCAAGACAGUCCUGCUGCUCCCCCCGACAUCUCCAUCCAGAGUUACUUGUGCAGGAAGUUGUGGUUUCUCCUCUGCAAGCGGCUGAGCUAAAUGACUCUAUGGGUCCCCUGCAGCUCCACGGUUUGGAGGUUCUACGGCUAGAUGGUUCUUCCCUGCUCUGGACGGCUGGGAAAUGCAGACGCAAAGAUGCUCUCGGGAAGACAAGCCUAGUGCAUUUUGGAAGGUGCCACCACUGCCUCCCUGGCCUCCUGGCACGUGUGCUCAUGCCAGCUGCAGGCUUGGAAGCCAGGGUGGGGAUAAUAAUAAUAAUAAUAAUAAUAAUAAUAAUAAUUUAUUAUUUAUACCUCACCCAUCUGGCUGGGUUUCUCCAGCCACUCUGGGCGGCUUCCAAUGGAAUAUUAAAAUAAAAUAACCUAUUAGACAUUAAAAGCUUCCUUAAACAGGGCUGCCUUCAGAUGUCUUCUAAAAAUCUGGUAGUUGUUCUUCUCUUUGACAUCUGGUGGGAGGGCGUUCCACAGGGCGGGCGCCACCACAGAGAAGGCCCUCUGCCCAGUUCCCUGUGACUUAGCUUCUCACAGCGAGGGAACUGCCAGAAGGCCCUCGGCGCUGGACCUCAGUGUUCGGGCAGAACGAUGGGGGUGGAGACGCUCCUUCAGGUAUACUGGACCGAGACUGAGGGAUGGGGUUGAGCCCCAGGCAAAGACCAAGGCCCUGCAGAGUCCUUUCCAGAGGGGAUCCUCUGGCUUCUGGACCUCUCCAGAGCUCUCUUGACCAGCAGCUGAGCAAGCCAAUCGGACACAUGGGGCGGCAUGCAUGCCCUGUGCCCAGGGGCGGGGCCAGCCAGGGCAGGAUGCUAGACUCCUCCCACUCAGCCACCCUACAACUGAGAGAGAGGCGGCGGGCAGACCGUUUGAGGCAGUGCGGAGCCUGCGGGCACCCAAGCCACCGCGUCACUCCCAGGAGAGAGGCGUGGCUCGGGCGUGCUGCAGGCGCCGUGGUGAAUGCUGCCCGCCAUUUUGUCACCCCCCUCAGUGGUGACACUCAGGGCGGACCGCCCCCACCACACACCCCUUCCUCCACCCCUGCUCCUGACAACCCUCUGCCUGGCUCCUUCUCCCCUAAAAACUUAAGAAGAGUCAGGCCAGUGCCCCAUCUAAUUAGAUUAUCUAAUUGAUUUUUGAAUUUUAUUGCUAUUCAUGUUUUUAUACUGUGUUUUAUGCUGCUUUUAUAAUUAAGUGUUUUAAAUUUGUUGUUAGCCACCCUGAGUCCGGUUUUUGAACCUGGAAGGGCGGGGUAUAAAUAAACAAUUAUCAUCAACAUCACCAUCUGCUCCAGCAUCCUGUUCUCACAGUGGCCAGCCAGAUUUCCUGCGGGAAACCAGCAAGCAGGAUUUGAGCACAAGAGCCUUCUCCCUUCUUGGGGAUUCCAGAAACUGGGGUUCAGAAGCAUCGCUGCCUCCUCUGACUGGGAGGGCGGGCAGAGCGUAGCCAUUGUGGCCACGAGCCAUCGAUAGCCAUUCCCAGCAUCUCCAGAGCCCAGGGCAUUUGCUAGGCCAGGAGCACCGUGGAUCUUAUAUACCGUAUUUUUCCCUCCAUAGGACGCACUUUCCCCCUCCUAAAAAGUAAGGGGGAAUGUGUGUGUGCAUCUUAUGGAGCGAAUGCAGGGGGGAGGCAGGCAGGAAAAGCCCCCAAGAGCCGCACACAAGCUUCGCGCGGCUCUUGCAGGCUUUUCCCCAGGAGGGAGAAGGGACUGACGCGGCCAGACAGUCCCUUCUCCCUCCUCUUAGAAAAGCCCGCAGGAGCCACACACUCCUUAAAGGGUGCGUGGCUCCUGUGGGCUUUUGCGGGAGGUGGGGGGAUUGCCAUAGCCGCGCGCAGCCUCUCCAACCGGGAGAGGCUGCACAAGGCUAAAGAAGCCAAGGCAGCGAACGCGAUCCAUCCCGCUGCGCAAGGCUAAAGAGGAAACCAAGGCAGCGAGCCGGAUGGAUUGCGCUCGCUGCCUUGGCUUCUUCACCCACGCUUCUUUAGCCACGCUGGAGAGGUUUAGCUCCUGGCUGGAGAGGUUGCGCGGCUAUGGCAGAAGCCAAGACAGCCAGUGGGAUGGAUCCCGUUCGCUGUCUUGGCUUCUUUGUUCUUUGGGGCUGGGGGGGGAACCCGGGCUUCCCCCGCAGCCCCGAGAAGCUCUGGGAGAAGCCGACAGGCCCCUCUAAAAACUAGCUGUGCCUUGUGGUCCGGUGUGUCCUAUAGAGCGAAAAAUACGGUAACUGGAAGGGACUGCAAGGGUCCAGCCCCUUGCAAUGGUCUGAGGCUUGCUCUCUCUCCCCUCUCCCAGGCUGGCAGCCCCCUCUCGUCCCCCACCAGCUCCCUGACGUCCCCCUCUGGCGCCACAACGCCCUCCCUCUCAGCCACCAGCGGCUUUGCCUCCAGCCCCAGCCAGCGGUCCCUGCAAAGCAUUCUGGGUAAGCUUCCUGCCACCCACCUCCCAGGUGGGCCCCACAACCUGUGCCGCUCGGAGGGAGUUUGGGGGGUGCCUGGCAGACCCCCUCUCCCCACCGCGCUGCCGGCGCACAGCGGUGGUUCUGCGUUUUCCACCAGGGAGGGGGGAGAGGGUGUCCCUCCCCAUCUCCUGCCCCCCCUCACCCGCCUCUUUGCCCCCAGGACCCAGCUCGGGGUUCCGCCACAUCCAGGGCUCUGUGCUUCACCGCAGCACCCACAUCACCAACCUCCGGGGGCUGAACCUGACCACGCCGGGGGAGUGCGACGGCUUCUGCGCCAACCGGCAACGUGUGGCCAUCCCACUGCUCUCUGCCGGAGGGCAGGUGGCUGUCUUGGAGGUAAGGGGACCGUGACGGAAGGGGUGCCUUUCAGGGGCAGCUGCCCAGCCGAAUGCCCUCCUGCGUUGGCAGAGCCUCACAGGGGAAGGCCCCCCAGGCUCCACUGCCAAUCGCCAGCCUCACAUGUGCGAGGCUCAGCCUCCAGGGAGGGCUGAGAAGGACCCAGGGGAGCGGCUGCCAGUCAGGGUGGGCAACACUGGAUUAGAUGCCUGUAGUGGUUCUAGGGGUUGCUCGUGCGUAAGCCGGUGCAAACACCUGGCUGGGUUGCCUGAGUGAACCUUUUCUGUCCGGACAGCCACUCACCCGUGGCUGUCUCAAUUGCUAGCAGAAUCCGUCAGUGGGCGUUUCUUAAACUUCUUCCAGCAAAGAAGCUCUUUGACGCCUAGUCUCCGCCUACUCUCUCUGCGCGAAAGCCUUCUGCGCAAGGAGGGCGUAGGCAGCGGAGGACCUCUACUCUCCCCGCUGAUCCCCGGCAAGGAGUCAUGGGACCGCCUUGCCGCUUCCCCCAUCUGCCCCCCUUCUCCACUGGUGCUACGCUGAUUCUCUUCCCCAGAAGAUGGGCUGCCUCUCCCAAUCCCAGGACGCUCUCUGGAAUCCCUCUGGAUCUUGCUCUCUCCCUCCAGCACUGAUGGCAGUUCCCUGACAAUGCCCCACUGCUCUGGCUGGGUGGCAUGCAGAUUCCAGUGCCUUCCAUCUUUGGUCCUGGGCCCCUGGGUUCCUGAGAGCACCAGCACCCGCCAGCUUGCCCUCUGUGGGAAUGUUGUUGGUAGUAGGAGAGGAUAUUAAUUUUAUUUCUUAUUUUUUAUUACCAACAAUCAAAACACAAACAGUGAAAACAAACAGUGAAACCCACCAGGUGGCUGAUACAUUGGGUAUACAUAAUCAAUAAUAACAUAUUCAAAUCAACCAUAUGUACAAUUCUAUAUACCUUAACACUCCUCCCUCCACAAGGUUUAUUUAACUUGUAACAUUUUAAUUGCCCCAAUUGCAGGUUUGAGCAAUAUUGAUUAAAUAUUAUCCUUCCUCACUCACGCCAGUGAGUUACAUAUGGCAGAGCUCGUUCCCCCUUUUACACAGCAAGCAGCUAGUUGCAGAUUCGUUUUAAUCUCUUUAGUUAAGCAAUCCAAUCCGGCAUGCCCAGAUUGGAGUAUAUUCCUGGAAAGACCCCUUUGAUUCCCUCCUAAAAGAAAUAAAGACACAAGAGUCUUCCUUAUAAGUAAUGAAAAGUUUACUCACAUUCAGUUCACGGUUGGAUCCCUGAAGGCAGGCUUUAGCCUGUAGUUACAGAUACAGUGUGGCUGACAUCCUUGUAAGGAUGAGCCCAUGUGCAUCAGGACCAGUGGCCAAAAUGAAGAGAGGAGCAUCAAGAGAGGAAGAGGGCUAGGUGACUGGACUGUUUGUGGGGUCUGCAAGGGUCCCGCCCACCUACCUGGUCACACGCAGGGGGAGGAUGCUCCAGACCAGGUGUAACAGGAAGUUCAACUGGCUGGAUCAACAUCCCCCUGUCUGUGUCCACUCUAGGCAGACAAGGAAUGUUGUAUUUGACUGCUCCAAUGGAGUACAUCGCAUACCCACUGGAGCGGCAGAAGUGGGGUGCCCAUGAAGGCCCCCGUCUUGGGGGGAGGGCAGAGGAGAGCGCCCCCCACCUGCCUUUCUCAGAGACUCACCCUGCCCUCCUCCCCAGCUCUCCAAGCCAGGCCGCCUCCCGGACACAUCGCUCCCCACCAUCCAGAACGGGACGCCCGUCUCCGACCUGUGCUGGGACCCCUUUGACCUGCAGCGCCUGGCGAUUGGUAUGUGACCCACCCAUCCCGGAGCAGCUACUGGGCCCACCAAGAAGCCACCACUGGCCUCCGGACUUCCUGAGGGAAUUCCCGAAGCGAGACUGCUCCAGAGCCCUGUUCUCUCGUCUUGCCAUCCUGCGUCGUCUGGGCUCAGGCAUCAGGGUGGGGGGUUCUCUGCAGCCAGGGUCGCCCUCAGCAUGGCACGAUGGGCUCUCACACUUGCCCCCUUGUUUCCUCUGGCGCAGCUGGAGAAGACGCCAGGAUCCGGCUGUGGAGGGUCGAGGAGGGAGGUCUGCAAAAGACAACCCUGGAGCCUGAACUGGUUCUACAAGGUGAAACUCCCCCUGCCCCACUUUUCUGUUUUCUUUUUUAAUUUUUUAUAUAUUUUUCAUUUUCAUUCAUUACAUACAUCUCAAAUUCUUAACGUUUACUGUAUAUUCCUCCCUCCCUCCCCUCCAAGACCUCCCCCAACUUGCGUUUCUGGUUUGUUUCUCUUUACACCUGCUUUCCUAUCUCUCAGCAGAAAAGUUUAUUAAUAACAUAACAUCAAACCUUAAAAACAUAAAAAUAAAAUUAAAUACAUCAUCUUAUUCCACUAUCUUCCAAACAUUUCCUGAUGCUAAGAAUGUGGAUGUUUAUUUAAAUCCUGCCAUCAAGUCGAUCGCCUUUCUUUGUUUCUGCAAAUAUAAUAGGAAUGGUUCCCAAUCUUUUUCAAAGUCUCUGUUGUCUUUUUAUGUCAUUUUUGCCAGUUCUGCAUAGUUCAUCAACUUCUCUUGCCAUUGUUCUUUAGUUGGUAUUUCUCCAGAAUUCCAGUUUUGUGCAAUCAACAUUCUUGCUGCUGUGGUGGCAUACAUAAAUAAAGUUCUCAUUUCUUUUGGUAUGUCUUGACCUAAAAUACCUAAUAAAAAGGCUUCUGAUUUUUUUACAAAAGUUAUUUUCAACAUUUUCUUCAAUUCAUUGUAUAUCAUUUCACUGCCCCGCUUUUCUGUCCCCUGCUCCUCUGGCCUGAGGGGGUUUGGCCAGCUUAGAGCCCAGCUAGCAGCCGUCUUCUCCCCCCCCCCCCCAGGCCACACGGAGAAGAUCUACUCCAUCCAGUUCCACCCCCUGGCUGCGGACAUCUUGGCUUCCUCAUCCUAUGACAUGAGCGUCCGGAUCUGGGAUCUGCGUUCUGGCGGGCAGGUGCUGAGGCUGGAGGGACACAGGGACCAGGUAGGAAGGCCCAGCACGCAGCUUGGCUCCCUCCCUUUCUGCAAGGGGGGGCAGCAGAACCAGCAGAGGGAGGUCUCAGCCCCCUCCAUGCGCCACCAGUUCAUACCAGACAGCCCCCCCCCCGGUGACUUUACCCCCGUUUGCAUACUUAUCAUCCACAAUUUUAUAUUUAAAAAGCAUUUCCAGGUGGUGUUGCAGUGUAUGAGAAUAAAAUCAACAAAGGAGUCUGUAAAAAUAAUAAUUCCAAGCGGCUACAAAGGAAAGUUAAUACAGCGGAACCUCAGUUUUUGAGUGUCUCGGAAGCCAAACGAUUCAGAACCUGAACGCCGAAAACCCGGAAGUGAAUGCUUCCGUUUUCAAACGCACCUCGGAAGUCAAACGUCUUCCGAGUUGCGUUUCUCCAUUUUCUCGAUGGAAUUUGCUGUCCGUCCGUUGCACCUUAGUCGUCGAACAUUUCAGAAGUCAAACAGUCUUCCAGAAUGGAUUACGUUCAACAGCCGAGGUUCCACUGUAUUACAAAGGCCUGUCUAAAAUAAAGUAAAUUUUUCAAAAGGCAUCUGCACAGAGGGAGGGAGGGUUCCUGCCUCACCCUCUAGUGGCAGGGAGUCCCACAGGGCACAGCCUGCCAUGUUAAAAUGAAAGCCAGCCGAGACUGGGAGUCGCGAGGAGAGGCGCCAGAAGUGGCCUUCAGAGGAUGCUGGACCUGGAGGGAGCCCCCUGGUGCCCAAGGAUUGGGACUGGCCCAGCCCUCCAGAGGGAGGAGACUGACCUCUUGGGGACCUUUCAGAUCUUCAGCUUGGCCUGGAGCCCCGACGGACGCUGCCUGGCCACCGUCUGCAAGGAUGGCCGAGUGAGGAUCUACGAGCCCCGAAAAGCUUCCCAGCCCCUGCAGGUGAGUCGAGGGGAUGUUUGGCAGGAAGAGAUGUGCAGAGGUGAAGAGGGGGAGAGGAGGAAGAAAGCCUCUUAUUCAGGAACGGGGGUGGGGGGGUGGGGGUGGCAUGCUCUCCCUGCUGCCAGUCAGUGCAGGCAAUGCUGGGGUGGGUGGACCGAUGUUGUGACUCUGUAUGAGGCAGUUUCCCAGGUUCCUACGAGGGAGGGCUUGGCGGAGAAGCAGGUGGCCUCACCCCGGGGGGGCACCUAGAGAGAAGCCAUGGCCCCUGCUCUCUGAGGCAUCCGUCUCUCUUCACAGGAGGGCCCGGGGCCCGAAGGUGGACGGGGCGCUCGCAUCGUCUGGGUUUGUGGAGGCAAAUACCUGCUAGUGUCGGGCUUUGACAGGUAAUAAUAAUAAUAAUAAUAAUAAUAAUUUAUUUGUACCCCGCCCAUCUGGCUGAGUUUCCCCAGCCACUAGUGAUCGACUCUCAUUCAUAUGCCAACAACAACAACAACAAUUUUUUAUUUAUAUCCCGCCCUCCUCAGCCGAAGCCGGGCUCAGAGCAGCUUACAACAAUAAAAGCGACACAGCAUUCUAAAAUCAAUUCCUUCUAAAAUCAAUUCAGAAUCAAAUUAAUGGCUAUCAUUGGGCCAGAGUUCUACAAGGAUCACCAAAGGCCAAAGGCCUGGUGGAACAGCUCUGUCUUGCAGGCCCUGCAGAAAGAUGUCAAGUCCCGCAGGGCCCUAGUCUCUUGUGACAGAGCGUUCCACCAGAUCGGGGCCAGUACUGAAAAGGCCCUGACCCUAGUUGAAACCAAUCUAACCACCUCGUGACCUGGGACCUCCAAAGUCCUUAAGGUCCUCCGUGGGGCAUACCAGGAGAGGCGGUCCCGUAGGUACGAGGGUCCUAGGCCCUAUAGGGCUUUAAAGGUCAAAACCAGCACCUUAAACCUGACCCUGUACUCCACUGGGAGCCAGUGCAGUUGGUAAAGCACUGGAUGAAUGUGAUCCCGUGGCAAGGACCCCAUAAGGAGCCUCGCCGUGGCAUUCUGCACCCACUGGAGUUUCUGGGUCAGUCUCAAGGGCAGCCCCACGUAGAGCGAGUUACAAUAAUCAAGUCUGGAGGUGACUGUCGCGUGGAUUAGUGGCUAGCUCAGGGCGAGAGAGGUAAGGAGCCAACUGCUUAGCUUGGCGGAGAUGAAAAAAUGCCGGCUUCCCCCUCCUUCCAAUGCUGCCUCCCAGGAGCCCCAGCCGGCCCCGAUCCCAGCAGCAUCUCCUCCUCCUCCUCCUGCAGCCGCAGCGAGCGACAGCUCUCCCUCCACCCGGCGGAGUCUCUGGGGCCACCGGUGGCCACGGCCGGCCUCGAUGUCUCGCCAUCCACCCUCAUCCCCUUCUACGAUGCAGACACAGGCGUGGUCUUCCUCACGGGCAAGGUGAGCGGGGGGCCCUGGGCCUGAUUCUCCAGGAGCAACAGCAGCAAAAAUGGCCUGCAGGGUCAGGCCGGGGGGGGGGGGGGGGGAGAAGAUGCUGAACCCCAUAGCAGCAGUGCAGAGGUGCCGCAUUCCACUUCCAGCACACGGUAAUAGGGGGCCAGUCUGCAACUGGGCAGACCUAGAGCAUCUCUCUGGCUGACAGGAAAGGGGGGGGAAGGAAGUGUGUGUGGGGGGGUGUUGUUUGUUGCUGAAGUCAGCAGUUGUUGCCCCCCACCAGGGGCUGGGCUGGGUGACCAGCUUUGCUCUUUCAUUUUUCUCUUUCCUUUCCUUGCAAUUGUUUUUAUUUUCGUUUCUAAUAUGCAACAAGCGAUAACAACAACAAAGGGAGAAAAUCAAAGCAAGAAGGGGGAAGGAAGGAAGGAAGGAAGGAAGGAAGGAAGGAAGGAAGGAGAGGAGGGGAGGGAGUGGGUGGAAGUUCCAAAAACAGCAUUAUAUUUCCAGACGGUGGUCCUUCAAAAGCACAUGAGCCAAGGAGCUUUUUCCAUAGGAGCCUUGACGGAAGGGUGGCUUCAACGCAUUUGCUUAAAUGGAUGCCAAACUUUAGAAAACCCGUUCUUUGUUUUUCGGGUAGCACAGGGUCUGUUUUGCUAACUUUCCAGAUCUGGGGGUGGGAAGAGUCAUGCCAGGCUCCUGGCACUGAGUCCCAGAGGGGCUUGGCCACCGUGAGCCCUGGCUGGUUGAGCAGCCCCUUCUGACCCUGAGGCCAGUCCAGGCGCCCCCUUUCUAGGUACCUUCCCUGCCCCCAUUCCUUCUGACGUGGAUCCCAGACUUGCUCGGGGAAGGUAGGCCACCCCCCGCCCUUCAAAGCCUCUUCUCUCUGCCACAUGUUUAGGGUGACACCAGGGUGUACAUUUACGAGGUGGUCCCAGAGGCACCCUUCUUCCUGGAGUGCAACAGCUUCCCGUCCAGUGAUCCCCAUAAGGUAAGGUGGCAGCGGUGCGGGGGGGGGGGAUCUGGGCAGCAGUUAUGUCCCUGGGAGAGAUGGAGCCACGUGCAGUCAGGGAAGUCACCCCCCUUUGCCCCGGGGGAGUCUUUGUUUGAUUCAGUCCACCUCUCUGGGCUUUCCUCUGCAGCCAUGAGGGCUAUGGCUUGGUUCCUUAAAAAAGGGAAAGAGUGUGGAUUUGCAAGAUUUGGAGGUGAGGAGAAAAUGCCCACAGAGCAGCUGUCAGUGAAACCUCCUGGCUCAAGUGGGGAGGACCCCUGAAUUUGGAGUGGGGGCCAGGGAAAUGCAGGGGUGGCAGACAGAAUGAGCUGGAAUCCAGCAGCCUCUUGAGCUGUUACUGGGAAUGCCAAGAGGAACUGGCAUCAGUCCCUGUGACAAACCAGAACUGCAUCCUUUGGGGCAGUGAAGUUCCAGGGGGCUGACUCCUCCUCUCUGCCCCCUUAUCUGGUCUGCAAAACCUGCUUCUGGCCUGCCCUCUUGUGGUUGUUCUGGGCAGAGCACUUGUGGAGUUACUAGAGUAACAACCCCAAGGGUUGAGUGCGAAUUGGCGGGUGGCGGGUGCCCAGAUGUGCCCCCUGCUUCACUUCCACAGACCCUGGGAGGCACAGAGGGCAUUGCUGUGGCUUUGCAGCCGCGCUCUGAGAAAGGUGUCCCUGCAAGGUCCUGACCUCUUGACUUCCGCAGGGCUACCAGUUUCUGCCCAAGACGGAGUGUGACGUUCGGGAGGUGGAGAUUGCCCGAGCCCUGCGCCUCCGCCAGACCUCCAUUGAGCCUGUGGCCUUCCGGGUGCCCCGGGUGAAGGUAGGGUACUGGGCCUCUUGGUCUCUGGCAGGGGAGGAGGAGGGAAGGCUCCGAGUAUAGAGGCAGCACCGUGAAAGGUCUCGUCACCUUCUCCGAACAAUGCCAUGCUCCUUUGUCCUGUCCACCUCCAGCCACAACGCCACCCCAAGCUGGCAUCUUGGCAAGCUUCCUGGACAGACCCCGCUCCUUUUUGGAACAGGCCCAGCCGGGCGAGGAUUCGCAGUCGGACCCAGGUGUCUCAGCGUCCAUCGCUGGGCAGGGACCAAAAGGAAGAGAGACAAAUUACUCCACUCCUAGCCAUCCCAGCUAGGAGCCUCCCAGAGCCCUCUCCUCCUCCUCCAGGAAUUUGCAAAAUCCUCUUUUAAAGCCAUCUAGCUUGGUAGGCAUCCCUGCCUCUUGUGGGAGGGAGUUCCACAGAUUCAGGGCAGAUAAAAGGAAGGACUGCAUCACCUGGCACACAGGUGAAGUGAAGGAAAUGAGGCAGGAGCUGAUAAUGCAGGUGAGCUGCAAGCAAGCUGCCAGCCAGCUCUGUGGAGGCUCCUUUUAUUGACACAAUAUGCAAACCCAGGCAGAUACAUUUUGGGCUGUGACCUUUACACAUCUUCCAGUCCCGAGAUCGUGGGGUGGUACAAAGUUAUUUUGGCACCUGUUUCCACCGUGUCAUUUUCCCCUUGCACAGGAGACAAAGGUCUCAGAGACAAAGGUCACAGACAGGACACCACAGACUACUGAGAUGGCAAAAGGUUAGACAGAGGGCAAGAUGUUCAGACAGCUGUGGCUUUAUCUGGGGGGAGGGGAGUGUGCCCCGCACCCCAAGGUCAUGCGUGCAGGGAGCUGAGGCUCCCCACCCAGCGAUCAUUCCUACACACGGGAAACUAUGGAAGCAGCUGCCCCAGGAGGCAUUGGUGGAUGGCUUUAAGCAGCCCUCUCCUCCAUGAUUUUGUCUCGUCCUCUUUUAAAGUCAGGGGUCAUCAUCACGGCCUCCGGUGGGAGGGAGUUCCACAGGUUAGGCUCUGCAUGAAUGAAUCCUUUCUCUCUCCUGAACCUUCCCACCAUGUGGGGUGCGCAGGCUGAGUGACCCACAGACUGAUGCCCUCCGUGCUUCUGUCCUGCCCCUUCUCCCCACAGAAAGAGUUCUUCCAGGAUGACCUCUAUCCUCCCACGGAGGUGCGGUGGGAACCGGCCCUGUCGGCCGCUGCCUGGCUGGGCGGCUCUGAUGGUCAGCACCGCAAAGUCAGCCUCCGGCCUAAAGACAUGACCCCAGGUAUGUGGCAGGGGGCGAGGGGGAGCGCAUCAGCCGGGUGUGUGUGUGUGCUGUUGCAGAGAGUUCAGAGUUUGUAGAAUCAUAGUGUUGUAGAAAGGGACCCCUAGAGUCAUCUAUUUAUUUCUUUAUUUAAUUUUUAUUGGAAAUUUUAUUUAUAACAUAAACCCCCACCCCCCAAUACAGAAAUCCACCCUCACUAAACGUGAACAUAACAUACAAUGAGCAUAACAUACAACAAUACAAACAACCAAAUAAAAGAUUUCCUUUGUCCUGUACCUGGCCUCCUUAUUUACUUCUUAUAAGCUGUUUCCUUUAUGAAUAAUUAUUAAGAUUUUUCUAAUUAUAACUUAAAUAUCCACAAAGUCUCCUGCAGACAUUAAUCGAAACAAGUCCAGGUGUGUAUUUUAGGGCACUGUUUUGUGAAGUAUUCUCUUCAUUUUCCCCAUGCUUUUUGAAACUCUUGUCUAGUGCGAUCUCUAAUUGCCUCUGUUAAGCUAGCCACUUCAAUAUACUCUAACAGUUUGUCUUGCCAUUCCUUUUUUGUUGGCACAAUUGCUUUUUUCCAGUUUUUAGCAAUUAGGAUCCUUGCCGCUCCUGUGGCAUAGAGGAAUAUUUUCUGAUCUUCUCUUGCUAUACCUGUGUCCGUUAUCCCUAGUAGAAAAGCUUCUGUAUUUUUCAUAAAGUUAUAUUUAAACAUUUUUUUUAAGCUCGUCAUAUACGUACUAUAUUCCAGAAGCUUUUGGUUUUUUCACAGGUCCACCAAACAUGUAUAAGUGUCCCCUCUGUUUUACCACACCUCCAGCACAGAUUUGUUUUUGUCUUAUACAUUUUAGCUAUUUUGAUAGGUAUUAAGUACCGUAUUUUUCAUCCCAUAGGACGCUCCGUCCCAUAGGACGCACCCAGUAUUUUGGGGGGGAAAUAAAGGAAAAAAUUUUCCCCUUUAUUCCCCCCCCUCCAAACCAGGUCGGGGAAACCAAACCAGGUCGGGGAACAGCGGGAUGGUGGCGCUGCGCCUCCCCGCUGUCCCCUGAGCUUGUGGGGCUGGCCGAUGUCUGCCCGAAGCGCGGGGCGCUCUGCUUCAGUGCGCCUCGCGCUCCGUGCAGCAGGCUGCUAUCCGCAGCCUAGGGAGCCCUGCGGGAACUCUCGCGGGCUCCCCAGGCUGCGAAUAUCUGCCCUGUACGAGGGGUGCUCUGCUUCAGGGCGCCCGCGCGCCGGGCAGCAGGCUGCUAUCCGCAGCCUAGGGAGCCCUGCGGGAACUCCCGCGGGCUCCCCAGGCUUGCUGAUAGCUUCCUGAAGCCUGGAGAGCGAGAGGGGUCGGUGCGCACCAACCCCUCUCGCUCUCCAAGCUUCAGCGAAAGCCUGCAUUCGCCCCAUAGGACGCACACAGAUUUCCCCUUCAUUUUUGGAGGGGGAAAAGUGCGUCCUAUAGGGCGAAAAAUACGGUACCAUGAAUUAAUGAGUGUUAGAAGGAUGCUGGAAUGAAGCUAUAUGGUUUUAGUAGAAAUGUAACAAAGAAUUAAGUAAAAGUUGAUUGAUAACGGGUUAAAAUGAAAAAAUGUAAGGUAAGACCGUUAAGGUAAAUUAUAGAAUAAAAAUUGAGAAAGAUGGGAAGAAUUUGCUGAAAUAGUGAAUUGAACUAGAAUACAAAAAAAGGGAGGUGUGAGGAGGUCUAUGAAACAAGUAAAGGAAAGGUAAAGAUAUGGAAUAUUGGAUGUGUGUUUUAGUUUUUUCUUUGUUUCUUUUUGCUGUAUUGUUGUAUUGCUUUUCUAUGUUUUUUUUCUUUUUUCUUUUUUAUUGUUGUCUUUUUUCUUUUUUUGUAAUUUUUUAAACUUUUAAUAAAUAUCAUUUAAAAAAGAAAAAGAAAAAUACGGUACCAUGUAUAAAACAUCUGGAUUAGAUUUUCCCUCAGUACUUCACAGGCUGUAAAUUUCCAGUUCUUUCUCCAUAGUUCUUCCCAGAGAACCCCUAGAGUCAUCUAGUCCAUCCCCUCCAGUGCAGGAAUCACAGCCAAAGCAUCCCUGGCAGUUGGCCACCUGAGCUCUGCUUAAAGACCUCCAAGGAAGCCCAGUGAAAGGGUGCAGGAAUCCCUUUUGGCUUGUUGUGUGAAGGGGUGGCACUGAGGAAAUCACAGCGGUAGGAACAGAGAACCUUUGCUGGGGGCACAGCAUCUCAGAACACAGAAAGCCCCCACCCCCGCUGGGUUUCCCCUCCGGCCUUUCCUGUGUUGGAGAGACCCCAGGUGGGUUUGCGGCUGAGGAAAGGGCCCCCUGGCGAUCUGUCUCCAGGCCCCUUCCGCCACUGACCCGCCAUGCCACCUCCUUCCGCAGUGAGCGAAGCCCCGAAAGAGGCUCCCAGCCGGAAAUACGUGCCGUCCUCCGUCUACCUGGAGGAGAAGUCGGACGAGCAGAAGAAGGAGGAGGUGAGGACCCUGCGGGGCUGGCAGCUCUGGCUUGGGGGGCAGGGGAAGGAGGGGAGGGGGCUGGCAAGCUCUCCCUGAUGCAAAAGACCAUGGAGCGGGUGAGAGGCAGUGUGGCAUAGUGGUUAGUGUCCGGCUAGGAGAGACAAGGGCUCAAAUCCCCACUUGGUGGUGAAGCUUGCAAGGUGACCUCUCAGCCGAGCCUUCCUCACAGGGUUGUUGGGCGGAUAAGAAGGGGGAGAAGGAGACCCACGGCCACCCUCUUGAGCUCCUCAGGGAGCAUAAGGAGUGAUAGCAAUACACCCCACAGAGAAGUGUUGAGGGGGCACCAUGAGGAGGGGGAAGGUCUUGGGGGUGGCAGGCGCGUCAGCCCUUUCUCGUGCCCACAUCCUGGCACUGGUUGGCUCCCCUGCAGCUCCUGAAUGCCAUGGUGGCCAAGCUGGGCAACCGAGACGACCCCCUGCCUCAGGACGCCUUCGAAGGAGUGGAUGAAGAGGAGUGGGUAAGAGCUGGGCAGGAGCCCCCCAGAAGCGCCAUGCCCGGGUGAAGAGAGCCGUGCCCGUCCGCCUGUGCCCAUCUGGGGGCCUUGGGUGUGAUUCUGCCCCCAGCUCUGCGCUGUAACCCUCCAGGGGGCUCUGCUGGUGGGAGUUGUGGCCCAAAAGGCACCCGCUAGGAGUGCUGUGGGGGAGGGGGGCACUCUGAUCUGAUCUGAUCUUCCUCUGCUUUGCCCACGUUCCCCCUCCAUAGCUGUCAACCUAUCCCUUUUCUUGUGAGGAAUCCUAUUCGGUAUAAGGGAAUUUCCUUUAAAAAAGGGAAACGUUGACAGCUAUGUCCCCCUCCCCAUCCCAGGGCUAGGCCGGGGGGCUGGUGGUCUCUGGGGUAUAUCCCGUGUCCCUUCCCCUCCCAAGUUGGCAAGGGUGGUCUUGUGGGCAAAGGUGCCCUUCCCAGCACCCCCAGAGCAAGAGACACCCCAGAGCAGUGGCCAGUCUGGCUUCUCCCAUCCAUCCAUCCCUCCUCUCUCUCCCUCUUCUACUCCGUAGGACUAACGGCGGACGCUUCAACCAGGGACUGCACGCAGUGGCCUUACUGCCCGGAUGACCCCCUGCAGCCACCCUCUCCUCCGUGGACUGGAGGGUGCCCAGACCUCAGGCCCCCCCUGGGAGGAGCAGGCUGACUUCCAGGCUCCUCUUCCCCCACUCUGCGCCAACACUGCCACCCUGGGUUGGGCUGCCGCCCGCCCACACCUCAUCGAAGAUGCCAAGGAGAUCCUGCCCGCCGAAUCUUCCUUCCUCCCCCUGGACCCUCCUUCGUCUGGGCUGCUGCCCCGCUUCCUGCCCCCCAGGCAGAAGUUUGCCUCGGCUUCCACGUUGACAGUCUGACUGGCACUUCUGGCUGCUGAGCCCAGGUCGACUUUUGGACCUGCCGUGUGCCUGCCAGGCCCCCAGCCCCUCUGGAGGGCCCAUCCACGAGGGACGUGUGGCUUUGGGGGUCUCCAAACUCGUUUGGGAGCGGAGGAAGGCUGUUUGGGGGGCUCCUUCUGCUCCCUGCAGCUCUAGGGUUGCCUUUAUGAGGGCGUGCGUGUCUUUCUGUCACAACUGCGCCCCGAAUUGUCUCCCCAGGCUUGUCCUCGGAGCAAAGCUCGCCUUCUGUGUCUGCCCUGCCAGUGUAACUUGAAAGAAUGUCAAUUUCAGCUCUUUUGCCUCUUGUGUCUGUUAUUCAAAACACCAGCCUUCUCCCCAAAGCGACUCUUCUCCCCCCCUAGAGGGAUGGAGAGCACCCGGCCCAGCCUGGUAGAUCUUUCUGCGCCCCAGAACGGGUGUCACACAGGCCCCUGGAGGCCCCCUGCAGCCCCCACAUGCCUUACAGACCCUGGUUCUGCCUUGCAGACUUUUGGGCCGGUGGGCUGUGGCUUCUGUGCCUGGGAAAAGGGGCGCCACUCUCCCAGGGGAAAACUUCUC